AUCUGACUGGCCCUGAGUAAGCAUGGUUAAGUUUCUGCUUCAUGGCUCUCCUUGGACACACACACACACACACACGGUUUUUUAAAGCAAGCCUCUGCAUCUAUGUAGUCAUUUCAAGCCCAGUGCAUCUGUCUGCCAUGCAGUCUCCAGCUGACCCUGACGUAAUAUGUGAGGCAUGUUACUCAUUUCAGUUCAUGUGAAGGAGAGUGGAUAUUAUUUAGGAAAGUCUCGCCCUCCAAGAGUAAUUUUUCCACUACAGCUGUACACAUGGACGGUGCACCCAAACCCACACUACCUGUGCCUUUGACCUUACUUCUGGCUGCUUCUGUAUUGUAUUCAUCUUUGUCUUUUGGAUGAAUGCAGUGGUGGAGAUUUUCAAGACGUCUCUAAACUAAAGGUGUCUCUGGCAGUUGGUGCAUUGUGUUUCAUAUUGUCCGAUUCCAUCUGGGAUGACUUAAAACACCUUAGCAAAUACUUGAAGUUCUGAAAAAUGGUGCCAGUGGUGAGCCUGUUCUUUCACUAUUUUAUCUAAGUGUGGUGUUCACGUUUGUUUUCCAGUUGUUGCUUGUGAAUGGCUUCAAGAUGUUUUGCAUAGUCCAGGGGAAAUAGUUAUAGCAGAUGGCUUUAAAUUAUGACAGCCUCUGAGUUUGCCGCAAUUGUUUCAUCAAACUAACUACAGUCAUACCUCGGGAUGAAUACGCUUCGGGUUAGGCAAAUUCGGGUUGCGCUCCACGGCGACCCAGAAGUAACGGAGCACAUUACUUCUGGGUUUUGCCUUGCGCAUGCGCAGACCGUCAAAAUGACGUCACGCGCAUGCACAGAAGCGCUGAAACGUGACCUGCGUGUGUGCAGACUUGUGGACACGGGUUACGUUCACUUCAGGAUGCAAACGGGGCUCCGGAAUGGAUCCCGGUCGCAUCCCAAGCUACCACUGUAUUAAAUAUUGUCCAUGGAAUGGGAGGGGGCAGCGUUAAUUAAUACUGUCAAUCCAGUCUCACGCAUUGUUUCUUUUACAUAAAGGUAAAGUUAUCCCUGACCGUUAGGUUCAGUCGCGGAUGACUCUGGGGUUGUGUGCUCAUCUCGCUCUGUAGGCCGAGGGAGCCGGCGUUUGUCCACAGACAACUUCUGGGUCAUGUGGCCAGCAUGACUAAGCUGCUUCUGGCGAACCAGAGCAGCACACGGAAACACCGUUUACCUUCCUGCUAGAGUGGUACCUAUUUAUUUACUUGCACUUUGAUGUGCUUUUGAACGGCUAGGUGGGCAGGAGCUGGGACCGAACAACGGGAGCUUGCUCCGUUGCAGGGAUUCAAACUGCCAACCUUCUGAUCAGCAAGCCCUAGACUCUGUGGUUUAGUUAAAUAUAGUGAUUCGGCAAAAGGGAGUGUAGAUGAUACCAUUGCAUGUAUGUGAGGGUUGCCUUACCUCCCUCCACCCAACCAACCACCCAUAUGUAAAAUACAACAUCAGUUCUCUGUGGAACUAUGUAUGUAUGUACGUACGUAUACACACAUAUGCAUACGCGCAAGCAGUGAUUAGAGCAUGGAAGAGUCUGUUUUCUCCAGCGAGAAAACUUUAUAAAACUAUUCCUUUGAUUGCAUUUUAAAAGUCAUUUUGUGAUCCACUGCAGCAAGAAAUUAAACUUUAUCCACAUCAGUAAUUCUUUUACAGUUAUUUCACAAGGCCAGAAUCCUUAGCACAUGUAUUUAGAAGCAAAACAAGAAAAAUCGCUUCCUAUUAGGUGUGGCUAAGACCAGAGGAAAGCUAUGCAUAACAUCCCCGAUAUAGUGGUACCUUGGUUUACAACCAUAAUCUGUUCCAGAGGUCCGUUUGUAAACCAAAACAGGUUGUAACCCAAGGCAUGCUUCACCAAUGGGCCUCCCAAAAAAAAUUGUUCAUAAUCCCCGCAAAAAUGGGUUGUAAUUUGAAAAAAGGUUGCAAACCGGGACACGUACCUUUGGGUUUGAUGUGUUUGUAAUCCAAAAUGUAUGCAAACCAAGAUGUAUGCAAACCAAGGUACCACUGUAUACCACUGUACCUCCUAUUUUGUAACUUCAGAGCACUCUUACAGGUAGAGGGGCCAGAUGCUAAAGACGACAAAGCCCCUGCACCUUUAUUUAGUGCUGUGCCCCCACCCCACAAAAUCCUCUUUUCUGGAAAAAAAAACAUUUUCAACCAUUCUCUGUCUUGAAAAAAAGAAGUUGGUUCAAAAAUUAUCAGAGGGCAGAGAAACGUUUGGUGAAAUUCCUCUGGGUGGGGUACAGGAUUGUUGAUGUGGCAAGGGGCACCUUGUGCUUGCCCUUUCAUUCUGCAAAUCAUGCACUCUGAAACCUUCCUGCAUGCUAGUACUUUGAAUAAUGUCCAGAGGAAAAUAUCACAAGGUAACGCCUUCCCAGAAAGGUUCUUUCAGAUCAGAAAGUGGGAGCAGCUGGUAAGACUGCAAAUUGCUGUGAAAUGUUUACUGGAAAGAAAACAAAACAUACAUACCACCUCACAGUGAUGAUAAAGUUAACUCAAAGCCCCACACUAGGAAUGGGGGAAAAAAUUGAUUCCAUUCCCAUUUAGAUGUGAGUUCACCUAAUUUGCACUUUCGGAAACAAGGUGUAAACUGAAACACAGCUGUCCUUCAAAAUUCACACCUCUCUGAAUUUUGCAGUGCCAUUCUCCAACUAAGUAACAUGUACAAUAAUGCAUAUAAUCAGGUGAAGAGUCCACAAAAAUGCAUCUAUUAGUGAAAGUAACAUGCAAAAAUGCAUUGUUUUGGGGAAAUUGUUUUGUAAAAUAUGCAUAUAUUAAGCAACACCGCAUAUAAGCUUAUACAUUAUACAAAUUCACACUAAAAUGCUGGCAAAUUUCCAUGACUUUUUUUUUUAAUGCAUCUUGCCAUGGAAAUGUGGAGAACUGGAUUUAAGACUGGAAAAACAAGAAACAGUGAAGGAAAAUUGACAAUUCCCUCAUUCCGCCCCACAUCCACCAAUGUUCUAAAGAUGUUUUCAAAUGUCCUGACAGUGAGGCAGAAAAACAGAAGUCUUUUCCACAGAAAAAUAAACGUUUCACAAAACUGAAGGACCAGUUUCAGCACAGUGCCACCUUAAAUAGUUCUGGAGAACAUAUAAUUCUAGCAGGUAUAGCUUGGAGGACAAAUGCCUUAUUAAUUUAUCCCUAUCAUUUUUAUCUUUUUCAUAUUUAAUUUACAACUGAAAAUGACGCUGAAAUCUUUUGAAAUACAUCUUUAAAUACUGUGUUUCACAAACAAGAUAAUGUACUUGGAUUUAAAGAGCUCUAGUUCCAAUAAAACCCAUGGAAUUAAAUUAAGUUAAAAGCAAUUAUUGUGUACUGUACGUUUCCGCAGGUCCCCCCCCCCUUGUAUCCAAGUACACAUAAAUGGAAAGGAGUGAAAUUGUACUGGUUCAGUUGAAGUAAUCUGUGGAUUAGAUAGACUUUCCCUUUGUUGAUUUGCUGCUUCACUCAAGCUAUAUGAAAGCAUGCUAAGUAAUUCUACAGGGUAUUUGACUCCAUAGAGCAUAUGGUGACACCCCACUGCUAUUAUAAUGGAAAUAUUAAUCAAAUUCUCCACCAUUUUUUUUCUCAUAUAGCUUGAUUAUAAAUCUCCUUUUAAAUUGCAUUCCAUUAUUCUCAGUUCCUUUCUUUAUCUUCCUUCUUUAUAAUCUUGGGAAGGAAGCAAACCUCUUUAUUGAUUUUAUCAUCGUCCUCAGUUCAUGAUCACUUACUCAGGGUAUGCAUAUUUUAGCCUUCCCUCAUCAGUCAUAACAUUCAACAUGCUAGACAUCUUAUCUUUCUUUCAUUUCUUUCCUUAUCGUUAGUUUCUUGUAAUUAGAUGCUUGGUACCUAAUAAUAAUAAUAAUAAUAAUAAUAAUAAUAAUACUGUAUAGGGUUCUGUAUAGGGUUGCCAUACAUCUGCAAUUUCCCCUCACCGGCCCUCAUUAACAGCAUCUGGGCAGAAAUCGCUGACAUGUCCGGGAAAAUCUGGAUGAAUGGCAGACCAUACAAAACCAAAAAAGUUCAACAACUUUGGCCAAAAAGGAAGGAAGAAGAGACAAGCUCAACAACUUUUGUGUCUGGAUUUUCACUUUUUGAAAUAUGGCAACCCUAAUACUGUAUGAGGAAGCAGUUCAUGUUUGCCAAGUCUGUGACAUGUACAUAGUGAUAUUUGUGUAGUAUUUGAUCUGUCCCGAGGCUAGAUAGAGCCAAGUAAACUGAAUUUUGUUCACAGUCUUGAGAAAUGGAUACUGAGGACUACUUCAAGAGUUAGGCAUUGUCUAUGUGAGAAGUGUAUUUGUGCAAGAAAACAAAAGUUAAAUCCACAUAUUGAUUAUAUUGUGUGAUGAUUGCUACCACAUCUAUUUCAUGUCAGCCAAGACCAAUUAAAGCGUGGAAUUGGUUGUGACUAUCUACACAUAUCUAACGUGUGAUUUUUCUAUGUCAAAGUCUAGAAGUUAAAUAAAAGAGUGAUUGUCAUGGACUGGCUGGAUGCAGAGGGGUGGUGGGAGGCAGCAGCUGGGGACCCCCCAAGGGAAGAAGGCUCAGAGCCAGGGGAUUAAUGGUGGGUGGUCGGGGGAGAUUAGGGAGCAGACUGAGAGGAGGAGGUGUCAGAAGCUGAAGAGGUAACAGGAUUUAGUGAGCAGGAAGAGUCUGGCAGAGAGAAGUCCAGAAUCAGAGGCAGAAGCAGGAGCUGGAGGAAAGGGGAGCCAAGAGGCAGAGAAGAGGCAGGCUACCCCUACCCCUGGUUUCACAAAACCACAAAAGGUAUGAAGAGGGCAGAGCAAAGCCAGACAAGGCAUCACAGUCUCAGAUUCCUUGGAUCAGGGGUCAGCAAACUUUUUCAGCAGGGGGCCAGUCCACUGUCCCUCAGACCUUGUGCGGCGGUGGACUAUAUUUUGGGGGGAAAAUAUGAACGAAUUUCUAUGCCCCACAAAUAACCCAGAGAUGCAUUUUAAAUAAAAGCACACAUUCUGCUCAUGUAAAAACACCAGGCAGGCCCCACAAAUAACCCAGAGAUGCAUUUUAAAUAAAAGGACACAUACUACACAUUUCACACAAGGUAGUGAAAACACACUGUUUCCUGGACCAUCCGCAGGCCGGAUUUAGAAGGCAGUUGGGCUGGAUCCAGGCCCCCAGGCCUUAGUUUGCCUACUCAUGGCUUGGAUGAAGGAGACUUAGAGAGUGGUGCCUCAUUGGGGCAAGAUCUACUGGGAAGAGUUACUUUGCUCACUAGGCUUGAGUUCAGUGAUACCUUGUGAGUUAUUUCUGACCUGCUCCCAACACUUGCCCCUACAGUGAUGUUUGAAGUAGCCCUUAAUCUGUAGAUACCUAUUUAUAGGUUUACCUGCAUAUUUAUGCUGACACUUUCACAACCUCAGUUUGUAACACUGGCCGAUAUCCCUGAGCAAGUAUACAGUGCUCCACAUUUGUUUUGUGACAGUGUUUGAUGCAGUCUAAUAGCAUUUCAUGAAGCUCAUAUUCAAAAACCAUGUGCCGAUAUUAAUAAAGAAAUAAAAAUCCAUAAAUGGUAAACUUGUCCCGACUCUACCACACAGUGGUGACAAAAAUAAAAAUCAGUCUAAACUGUGGCUCCAGUCUGCAUUGAAAUGUUUGUGCAUAAACCCCCACUUUAGAUUGGACAGAACUUGCCACUGUGUAACUGGGCUAGGAUUACAACCCUUUUGUCAGUGUUCCUCAAAUUUCUAUUCAUAUCAUUCUCAGAAAUGGAUAUUAAAAAGCUAUUCAUGGUCAAAAUGAAUGCACCACUGAAAUAUUUUUGCCUAUCAGUAUUCCAUUACUGGGAGAUACUUCAAUUAUUAAUCAGUGGCAAAUUAUGACUUUGAACUUGGACUAAAUAAGCUCCCCUUUUAAUUUAAAGUGUUUAGUGGCACUCCCAUGAUAUUUCCCAUAGAGUCUGUGUUGCUGCAUUGUUGUCUACAUGAGGAGUCAAAUCAUAAAGGUGUCAUUAAAUAUUGCUUUGUGCUAUUGACUCUUUAAUAAGUCACACAAUAAAGAAUGCCCACUUCAACAAUGAAAUGAGGGGGUGUUACAGCAGCUAAAAGCUUUUAAAAUUAAAAUCUACUGCAGUGGUAUUACAUAAAUUUAAAGUGCCCAUAAUCUAGGUUUUAAAAUGUUCAUAAAUAAAGGCUGUUAACAUUUAUGUUGUUGGCUAUCUUCCUAGUAAACGAAAGGCAUAUUGAUCCACUGGGUAUUGUCAGUCCCAUUAGCUUCGUGAUACGAUGUUAUCAAUAUUUCACGUGGAAUAUUUAUUUGUCACAAUUCAUCAACAAACAACUGUUGGCUAAGCGUAUUUUAAUGGGCUAGUUGCAGAAUGAAAACCAAGGUAGCUGUAAUUACUACAACAAGCACAUUUCCCUUCAGCUUCUGCUAACCUGGUGCCUCCAGAUGUUUCACCCUACAGCAGCCAUCAGCACUACCCCAAAACCUCUGGAGGGCACCAGGCCAGGGCUGUUUUACUUUCAGGGUACCGUUUCCUUUAAAAAAAAGGAGCAGUCAAAUUUCACCUUGCAGGAAAGUUUCUUCACUUUCAUCCUCAGUGGAUGUGAGUCAGGCUGGAGCUGCUACUGGAAAUAAGAGGUCUGCAUCUCCUCCUGCUGCUCCUCCUCCUGCUCCUCCUCCUCACUUUCCCAAAUAAUGCAUAAUAAAAUAAUCUGCAUCGUAUGAUGUCAUUGGGAUGCGGGUGGCGCUGUGGGUUAAACCACUGAGCCUAGGACUUGCCGUUCAGAAGGUCGGCGGUUCAAAUCCCCGCGACAGGGUGCGCUCCUGUUGCUCGGUCCCUGCUCCUGCCAACCUAGCAGUUCGAAAGCAUGUCAAAGUGCAAGUAGAUAAAUAGGUACCGCUCUGGCGGGAAGGUAAACGGCGUUUCUGUGUGCUGCUCUGGUUCGCCAGAUGCAGCUUAGUCAUGCUGGCCACAUGACCUGGAAGCUGUACACCGGCUCCCUCGCCCAAUAAAGCGAGAUGAGUCGGCCACGACUGGACCUAAUGGUCAGGGGUCCCUUUACCUUUACCUAUGAUGUCAUUACGUUCCCAAAUUAAUGGACUGCCACUUGUGGGCUGAGGAAACCAUGAAGACCAUGACAUUGUGUCACAUCACAUUGCCUGUUGUAACAACACAUUAUCAGGGAUAAAUGAGGGUGAAACACAAAGUUGUUUUUAGUAACAUUCACGCAUCCCUGGUAAUGCGUAGUUACUGCCUCAUUGAAGUAAGGAUUCCCAUAUUAUAUAGCAUUCAAAAGAAGAAGAAGAGUUUGGAUAUGAUAUCCCGCUUUAUCACUACCCAAAGGAAUCUCAAAGCGGCUAACAUCCUCCUUUCCCUUCCUCCCCCACAACAAACACUCUGUGAGGUGAGUGGGGCUGAGAGACUUCAGAGAAGUGUGACUAGCCCAUGAUCACCCAGCAGCUGCAUGUGGAGGAGCAGGGAAGCGAACACGGUUCACCAGAUUACGAGUCUAUCGCUCUUAACCACUACACCACACUGUGUAUAAUGUGUUGUGUGCCCAAAUCAGCAGCCUUUUAACUGUGUUUAUGUUAAUGUUGGUCUCUCCCCCUGCCAUAUCUUUGGGGUUGUUUUUUUCAGGGGAGGGGUAUGCUAUAGGCCUGUCAGAAACACUAACAUUUAUAAAUAUACCGCCUCCCUUGCCUCACUGAAUAUUCAUGUUGUUUUCAUGCUAUUUGGUGGCCUUUUGGUCCCCUGGCUGGUGCUUCUUCUCAGAAUAAUAUUUUCUUUUUUCUUUUCUUUUUUAAAUUUUAUUUGCAUUCUUACAAUUUCAAGAACCACAUUCACAUUGAAAUCAUUCGUACAUAUCUUACUUUAUAAUGAUGUAAUCAUUUACGACUUCCAUUCUUCCCCUUCGCUGGUUCCUUUGAUUUCCCCACCAUUCCUGCAUAUAUAUGCAUUUAGUUCUCUAUCCCCUUUAUUAUUCCUUUAUUUUAUAUUAUACUGUUGAAUUUACCUUAAUCCUGCUAACGUUUUCACGUGUUUACAAUUAUUUUCCAGAUAACUCCACAAAGUUUUUCCAUUCCUCUUUAUAUAUUUGAUCCUCUUGUUCUCUUAUUUUACUUGUUAAACCUGCUAACUCUGCAUAUUCUAUCACUUUUUAAUUUCCAAUCCUCCUUGUUAGGGACCUCACUCACCCAGAAUAAUAGUUUCUCCUCCUUCGCCUUUGCUGACUGUAGCUUUCACUGCUUGGUUGUGGCAAUUCAUGUGGUUUUGUUUACAAGUGUUCGCUAUGUCAUUGCAUCAGAUAUAUCAUUAUGGCAAUGUGGCAAACAUACGCACAGCCAUUCAGAAUGGCAGUGAGUGCAAGUGAGACUGAGGUUUAGUGAGGGCAGAAAAAUGACGAGGAAAGCAGCACUGGAGAUUAAGCCACAUCCAGCAAGUCAAAAAGAAGCUCUCAUUCAUUAAUGCAAAUAUAGUUGCAUCAGCUAAAAACAGAAAACUGUUCAACACAAAAACAAACAAGCAACUAAGUCAUUUCAGCUCUCCCUGAAGCGCCAUAAUGCAUCUCCCUGAGUAUGUUUCUCAGUAUAAUGUAGUUGUAAAAGACUCCCAGACCUUUCAGUCAUGAGUACUUUAGGAAACAAAAACAAAGGGGUCGUUUGGGUUUCUUGUCUGGUUAUAUUGCCCAUUAAUCUUCAUCCUACUUAGCACCUGAUCUCUCCAGUAAAUUUAUAGACAGCAAGACUCUAAUGAGCUCUUCACAAGUUUACAACUAUGCUUAAUGCUUCUUGAGCAUGUGCCCCGUGCAGUAAUGGAGUAAACUUAGGUGCGCUGUUGCAGGAUUCAUGAAAACUCUUUUCCCUAUUCCGUAUCUACAUACUAUAUUCUUAUUUAACCGAUCUGUUUCUAUGCUACCUUUCAUGUAAACAUCACAAGGUACAUUAAAAUAGCAUUAAGUCUUACUUGCAGAAUAAAAUAGCAAGCCAACAGUAGUCCAAAACAAGCAUGUUACUGUCAACUAGCAUGACAAUGUCGCAAAGGACAAAGAGAAAGCAUUUCAACAGAUGUUAGUAUGCCAUCGUUGUCAGCACCAGCCUUAAUUUAGAAGGGAGGUUAUUUCAAGGAAAAGAUGCCACAGCCCCAAAGGCCCUCCCUCUGGUUGCUGCCAAGCAGAUCCCACCUACCAGGGCCACUAGAGCAAGUUCAUCCACACACACUCCCCACCAGAAAAUCAAAAAUAUUCUUGCACAAACAUGAGUUGCCAAAUGCCAUUGCCUUGACUUGCUGCUGCUGCUGCUGCUGCUGCUUAUAUAGUUAUGGCUUUACCAACAACUCUUUAGAACAAUGCAAUGAAAUGACACCAUCUUUUGCAGAGCUGCGAUUUCAAUGGAUUGUUCUAGAAGUUGUUAAGUGGUUUUUUUAAUAAAACAAACAAACAAAACAAAACAUGAAGGGGAAUUUCCAGCAGCUUGCACCUGUGUGAAGAAACAAAACAUAAAGAAAUCUUACAGUGUCUGGCUUUUAGCUUAUAUUUGGUCUGGUGAUGUCAUCAAGUAGGCUGUCCUCUUUCUGGAAUCAAGUUGCAAACCUUCUCCUCAACUGUAAUUAGAGCUAAGCAGCGGUGUCAGGGAGCAGGAUUUGUUCAGGCUUAUCGCUUGCCUGCUGUCUCUUAGCACCAAACAUCACAAAAGCACCGUGGUGAAAUGAAGGAAUUAUUUAUGUCUAGAUAUGUACUUUCACAUCUAGUGCCUAAAUGCUGUCAUGGGCUAUAAUCUUAUAACCAAGGUAAGCAUUAACGGGUCUCUAUAGCACACAGAUUAUAGCACUUUUUUGCCAUUUUAGAACAUUGCAAUGAUGUGUCAAAGGAAAUAAUUUGGGCGAUGGGGAGGGAAACACCCAGGGACUGGGAUACAGCUGUAGUUUUCUGAAUACCAGUCAGCAAACAGAUACAGGUAGGUAAAUAAUACCUGAUGCAAUAGCAUGGGAGUCGACUGUGCUUCAGAAGUGGCAAUAGCUGUAGGAGAGGAAGGCAGAAUCUGAUCAGUCUAACUGAAGCAUUUCUUGAUUCUUGUCUCCAAAGUUCUUUGAUUCAGUUGAAAGGAAAGCUAUUAAACUAUAUUAACACAAUAUAAUUUAGUUCUGCUCGGGUUGCUGUCGUCUGCCACUCUACCACCACCUAGCAGCUUGUUAAAAAUAUGUAGUGCCUUCCUUUGUUUGUAGAGCCUCUUCUGAAUUUGAGAAGCACUUGAGAAUCCUGGAUUGGCUCUCAGCAUGGGGGCUCUUGGUUUCGUGUGGGAAAUUUGGAGGCUGGUAAGAUAAGGUGAGGCAAGUAUAUGCACUUUUUUGUCAUGCUGGGUUGUAGGGAGAGGAGAGGUUAUUGAUGGUGCCUUGAUUAUUCAUUUGCCAGAGUAACGAUUAAGCAUGCUUUCAUCCAUAUGGUGUCAUAUGCUUAAUCUGUUUCAAAAAGUACAUACCUGAAGCCAGACAGAGAGUCUUGUCUGUCUACUGAAGAAGUCCAUUAAGUACUGGAAAUUUUACUUUCAUUUUUCGCAUAUCAGUUUUAAACGCAUGUUGAUUAAGGCAAGGUGGAUGGAGUUAACCUUUAGAUUGCCAACAUUUUACAGUGCCUGCUCAUUUGCCCUUCAGCAACAGGCAGACACAAUGGAAUCUGCGCUGGCAAAACUUCUCACCUCCAUUUUUUGCAGGCAUGCAAAAUAUGGUGAGCUUUUCUUACCAGUUUUCUGUGUGUCACACUGAUGUUAAAGGCACACACCUUAACCCUUAAUUUGAAAAAAACAAACCCAAAAAAUAGAAAAGGAGAAGGGACCAUCUGUAAGCAAGUGUCAAGCUGGAGUUGGCAACCCAGAAUGCUGUGGAGAAUGGAAGCGCACCAGGUCCUGCCGAUAAGCCUACAUCUACCGCAUAUGUUAAUAUUGUUCUCACCAUUUUGGAGGGGAUGAAUUUGCUGCACCCCUCCUCCCCUGGAAGAAGAAGAGAGGUGGUAUCUCCCUAGGGGCGAUUUCACCCGAUGGGGAGAGGUGGUGACAGGCUAUUUAAGCUUGCUCUGCCCAGCACCCUUUCCUUUAUUCGGCACUCACUCUCCCACCCUUUUGCAGUGUGGACCUACAGGCUACUCAUUUGUUUUCCAUGGACUGAGUAGGAUUUUUUUUUGGGGGGGGGGAGACCCUAAUUGGCUCUGGGUCUUCUCUUUUUGCCUACUCCAUACUGCUGGCUGAUGUUUGUUGCAGUGCUGUUUCUUCUCUUUGGCUAAUUGGUGCAUAAUCCAGGCAGGUGAGAGGGUUUCAGGAAGAAUGGAACACUUAACUGAGUCAGGGUUGGGUUGUGGGUGUCCCUGAGUCACUGUUGUCGGGUAUGUCCUGUGGGUGCUGGAGGUGCCCUUUGGCCUGAGGACACAUUGGGGCAAAUGUUGGCCAAUGGGGCUACAGUGGGCCUGUUGGGCUCUUAUACCCAAGGUCCACACAGUGGGGAGGAAGGAAUCUUAGGAAGCCUUGCUGCAUGCACACAGUGCUAACUUGCCCAGGCCACAGGGGUAAAAAUUAUCCCCAUCUGUUAAUGAACACCUGCCUGGACUUAAGUUGAUUAGGUUACAUUGGUUGAAUCUGACUAGUUAAUUUGUUCUGCAGAUCCUCAAGUUGUUAUAACCUAUUCUUCCAUAUUUGAAUGUCUUGACUCUUCUUCCUGGUGUGCUGGCAAAUUGUGGUUGUCUUUCUAAAACAUGUAGCAGCUCUGAAUGGUGCCUGUUGUGUAUAUCUUGAUAUACAGAACUCCGUAUAUGGAGUGGGGAGUGGGAUCUGAACAUGCAAAGCUGCCUUAGUUAGACCAUUGGUUCAUGGCUAGGUAACUGAUAGCAGCUGGCUUUCCCCAACUUUAGACAGAAGAUCCAAACCUGCUGCCUAGAUCCUUUAACUGGAGGUGCUUGCAACUGCCCCUGGAACUUUCUGCUUGCAAGGUUAAUGGUGUUAAUAGUGGUGCUAAUGACUUCAGAUAUAUGUGUGGCCUUACUGUGCAUUUUCAGGGAGCAAUCUGUGUGGGCUUCCUGCCUAGUUGAAUAAAUUGGCUUGUUUGCUUUAGAAGUCUGCAAAAUCAGAUUUUCAAAGAAACAAAUGUGUCUGUGCUACUUCAUUAUAGGAGUAAAUUAUACUUGUACAGCAGCCAUCAUAUAUCUUCUAAAAAUAGUGAGGACUGAUUCUUAAUUUAUGUAAUUGCUUAAGCUUUGACAAAGAGCCAAUUCUAAUAAGCACACAUUUAUAUUAUUAGCAUGCUGGAGCUAGAAAGAGCUUCUUUUCCUUGUGAUUAUAAAUAUUGAAAAGGAAGUAAGUGCAACAGUGUCAGAUGUCAAAACAGCCCAUGUCAAAACGAAAGCCAUAUACGUGUAAGGAAAUAAAUGUGAAAUAUACUUUUAGCAUCUGCUUGCACAAAACAAUAAUAAGUGACUGACAGCCACAUUCAGUGAAAUAACAGUUCUUGCUGCAUUUGAAAUGCUAGCUUCAUGUUGGCCAAGAAUUUCCUUGUUAGCUUCUUAUACAUACAUAUGUAGCAUCAGUGAAAGAUGAACAGAGUGUUUGAGAAAGCUUGAGAAAGUAUUGAGAGGUGUGUGUUUCUGGAUUUCUGGUUAUAUGUACUUCAAAAUAGACCCAAGGAGGAUUGGUAAAAAACAAAACAAAAAAACCUCUCUUCAUUAGUAAAGCAGUGGUUGUGAUCCAGAACUCUGAGGUGAUAAUAAGUGUCAUGUUUCCUCUUGUCUAUGAAAAGGCAUGGAAUCGUCUUUUUCAGACUGAUGUUCUGACUGAAAAGCUGCUGUUUACAAGGAACUCAAAUGAUAAAUUAUGGGUGGGUGGCCAUGUUGCACAUAAGGUAAAGGUAAAGGGACCCCUGACCAUUAGAUCCAGUUGUGACGGACUCUGAGGUUGCGGCGCUCAUCUCGCUUUAUUGGCCGAGGGAGCCGGCGUACAGCUGGUCAUGUGACCAGCAUGACUAAGCCGCUUCUGGCGAACCAGAGCAGCACACGGAAACGCCGUUUACCUUCCCGCCAGAGCGGUACCUAUUUAUCUACUUGCACUUUGACAUACUUUCAAACUGCUAGGUUGGCAGGAGCAGGGACCGAGCAACGGGAGCUCACCCUGUCGCGGGGAUUCGAACCGCCGACCUUCUGAUCGGCAAGUCCUAGGCUCUGUGGUUUAACCCACAGCACCAUCCGCGUCCCAUAUGUUGCAACAUAAGAAACAACAAAAGGAAAAAAGCUUUGUGGCACUUUAAAAUAUUGACAGCUUUAUUGUGAAAACUUUUGCCACAGUGUCAAAAAAAAAGUUGCCAUCUCUUAAUAAUCUCGGCUACAGAUUAAUUAAACCUAUGUUCCUUGGAUUUGGUAGUGUGGUACAUUGUGAAGCGAGGGGGCCUACAUUAAGCGUGUGAAGACUGUUUAAGCAAGUUGCUUGGUUUUGUUGACUGAAUUCUUCAAGCAGUCAUGUAGUAACGCUGAGGGGAACUGGUGUCAGGUUGAGGGAGUUUGGGAAUGGGUAAAAUAGGAACAAAGAAGUCAAAGUGAGAAAAUGGCCUUCAUUUUCUUUUAAAAAUUUAAGGAAGGUCAUGCUGGAUCUCACUAGAUUAGGCCACGUUUAACAUCCUAAUUUAGCAUCACUGAUUAGGUCAAGUUUAGCAUCCUGCUUCCACCAUAAACCAGUCAAAUGCUUCCAGAAAGCUUACAUGUUUGGCAGAAAGAUAACUGCCUCCUCUAUUGUUUGUCCCCCCCCUUCCCCUGCUCCUACCACCAGCCACUGGUACCCAAUAUGUACAUUGCCACUAACCCAAGAAGCUUCACUUAGCUAUCACAAAUACUAUCAACCCUACAUGAAUUAACCCUUUCUAAAGUCAGUGGCCAUCUCCACAUCUUGUAGCAGCAAAUUCUACACUGGACUUCCUAGCAGUUACAGCUUGUACCAAGCAGAGGAUGCUGCUACACCUGCCAAGCCAGAACUAGUUUGUCUCUACCUGGCUAAUCACAGUGGGGUAGGCAUAACCUAGAGUGAUGUCAUUAGUCAAUUAUUAUUGUGGUAAAGAGUACUUCUUCAGCUCUCCUAAACCUUUGGCCCUUCAAAUGUUGAUUGAUUCAGUUUUUUUAACAGUUCAGUAUUUAAACUCAUUCAGUACUAUUCUCUAUGGAAGGACAACGGUGGAAACAAAAAUGAACUUUAUUUGGCUUAAAAGAAAAAUGCUUCCUUUGGUGCAGCGAUACCUAUAUACUCAUCCUUAAAAUACAGUGGUACCUCGGGUUAAGAACUUAAUUCGUUCCAGAGGUCCGUUCUUAACCUGAAACUGUUCUUAACCUGAAGCACCACUUUAGCUAAUGGGGCCUCCUGCUGCCGCCACACCGCCGGAGUACGAUUUCUGUUCUCAUCCUGAAGCAAAGUUCUUAACCAGAGGUACUAUUUCUGGGUUAGCGGAGUCUGUAACCUGAAGCGUAUGUAACCCAAGGUACCACUGUAAUAACCUGAGUUAUGGUAUAAGCAUGUUUUGCAGGGCUUACAAGAUUUUGAUAGAGAAUUAGUAAAGUCUACCCGGUACUGUAAAUCUUUAAAGGGGGGUAGGGGUUGUAUGUUGAAUUUUGACAUAACAAUGUUGUUAAAGUUUUGCUUGGGGGUUUUUGGGUGGUUUUUUAUUUUUUAAAGGAAAACAAAAACAUUAAUUUCCUGCUUACUCUCCAGUGCUGGUACUUGAGAGGUUUAAAGGGAGAGAAUAAUGUGAGUAAAAUAAUAUGAAAGUGUAUGGUGAGCCCAUAACCUUAAAGAAAUGCAACCAAACCUAGACCUUCAUAGGGGGUACAUUGCUUGAGUGCCUGUCUAGUGACCUGAUAUUUCCUUCUGAAAUGGCAGGACUUAAAAAAAAAGAGAGAAGGGGGGUUAUCGCUUUUUUCACGCACCUCUCUCCCAAGUUCUUGUAACUGAAUUUCCCCCAAAUUCAAGGUGUUGCUCAUAAAGAAAAUAAGGCUGCAAUCCUAACCACAUUUACUUUGGAGCAGUAGUGGAGCAACAAGGGGAAUAUUGCUUUGUUUCCCAGGCUUUGGAACACAGUGCUUCACUGCCACUCACCAGGAGAGAGAGGAGAAGGCCCAAGGCAGCACAUUGUGGUUGCAGAUGAUUGUCUGAUUGGGUCUGCCACUGUGCCCACACCUGUUGAGCUCCCAGCUGCCAUGUCCCACCCCCCACCAGUAAGCAGAAGCUGGGAGAGCACUCGCACCCUGCUGGUCACUACUAAUUUCAAUAGGAGCUAUUCUUGGUAGACAGGGCUAGAAUUGCACUAUUAACAGAAACAAACCGGACAACGACUCUGGGAACAUAUAGAAAACAGUGAGAAAGAAUUCCGGAGACUUUAUGGGUACUGUUUUCUUCUGACUCCAAGGUGCCUCUCCUUUGGGGAAAAAUAAAUUCCAAGGACAGCUGUAACAAGAGAUUGCAGAAUGAGAGAUGGAAGUUUGACUGUGAUUUAGUGUUUGAAGAAGGCUUUUCAAUGCUUGGUUUAUCCAAAAUUUAGCACUUUUUAAGUUUUCCACUAGUUCAGUGGGAAAGUUUGUUGUGAGAAGUAAUUCUCUUCAUAAAGCAUUUAGUUUUUACAUUGUAAUCAAUAAUGAUGUUUUGUAAAGUGCCGUGCAAUUGGCAGUGAUCCUGACUUUGCUACCACUGCUGGGAGCAUCCCUGCAAUGGAACUUCCCUGAGGGGGCUGCUCUGGCCAGCAGAAGUGGGGAGGGAACUUUUACUGCUUCCCCCUGCAGCACCCAAAAAAUCUAAUGCCUUUCUGUUGUCAAAACCAAUCCCGCAUAUAGUUAUCCUUGUGCUGUUAGUUGAAGGAUCAGGAUACCCUUUUAUCUUGUGAAGUAAUGGAACUAACUGAAUUGAAGCUUGUGAAAGUAAUUUCAGGAUCUUAAACCAAAGUUAAAGGAUUUUUAAUGGAAACAAACCUUCCUAUUUUAAACAUGACUAUAAUCAUUCUGAUACAUUUUCAUCAUUUUCCAUGGCAUUUCAUGCAUUUUGUGCAUUGAAGUCCAGAAUCUGUUAGGGUCACCUUUCUUCCUUUAGAUCUGCGUUGUAAUGUGAGAGCUUUUAAAAGCAAGCAGAUGUUUGAUGUAAUGUCUACGAGAUAGCCCAGUUUUGAGCACAUGGGUACAGAAGAAUUAAUGGGUGCUCAGAUCUUUCCCAUCUGCAACACCUUUUCCAUUUCAGUUCAGUUGGUUUGGCUAGUUGGUUGCUAAGGCAACUUUCAAUGAAUGCCCAGAGUGGCUUGCAAAAUUAAACUUAUAAUAAAGUAAAUUGCCCACAAUAUAAAAUAAGAGUUUAAAAUUGGAAGAAAUCAAAUCAGACAAAACUCUUCAUGAAAACCGAUAUGCAGAAUAUUAAAAAGCAUGGGAAAAUAAAAAGGUUUGUACCUGGCACCAAAAUAACACCAAGGAAAGUAGGAUCCACAGCUGGGGUGACACCACCAAUUGGGCCCUUCGUCCUCCUGUUGGAUAGCAUAGCUCCAUGUACACAAAGACCACAACCCUUUUCACACAUACUUAGAAAUAAGUCCCCAAUAAUUUUAAUGGAUAAUUUUAUUCCCAAGUAAAUGUAUACAGUAUUGGAUCGUAACAUCUCUGUGCAUGCCCAUAUGCAGAAAGCUCUUCCUUCCAUUGAGCUGAAUUUGAAUGCAUUCAAAUCAAAGCACACAUCAAUCUAUGAAUUGUUUAUGCAUGCAGACGAGGCAGUUGUCACUAGGGAUCAUGAGGCUGGCAAAUGCUAGAAUCCAGUGGCGUAGCGUGGCGGGUGCAGGGGGGGCCGGCCGCACCGGGCGCAACAUCUGGGGGUUAGGGUUAGGGGGCGCAAAUCCACGGGUUAGGGGGUGCAAAUUACUUGCCUUGCCCCGGGUCCUGACAACCCACGCUACGCCCCUGCUAGAAUCCCUAGCUGUGGUUUGCCUGGCCUCACUGCCAUUGUGACAAACCACAGUUUACUGUGAUAUUUGAGCAGAGCCUUUGUGAUAGAACAAUUAUUCGUUUUUUUUUAAAUGAUAUUUAUUGAAAAAAGAGGUUUUUUAAAAUUACAAAGAAAAAAGACAAAACAGAAAAAUAAAAAAAAUAAAACCAUCAUUUUCAAAUUCUCCACUUUCAUUACCUUCUUUCUGUGACCUCCUCCUCCUCCCUUUUCUUGUAUCUUGAUUAAUAGUUGUCACAGCAAAUCCUUUCCAUAAUUCAUAGUAUUCUGUCAUUACAUUACCUUACUCUAUUUUCAUCUUAUCUUAUAAAAAACCUUAAAGCUUAAAACUUAAAUCUUAUUUUUACCAACUUCUCAUAACCAUUACCUUUUUACCUAAUUCUUUAAACAUUUUUACAAGAGCCAAGUAAUUUCAUUUCAACAUUUUUCUAACAUUCAUCAAUUUUAUAAAACAAUCCUAAUGAUAAAAAAAAAGAAAUAAGAACAAUCCAAUCUUCUUCCAGCAUCCCUUCCUCCUGGUCCCGGGUUUGUCAGUCCUUUUUAUCCCAUUAGUCUGGCACAUUAACCUGGUGAUCUUAUAUCCGAGGCCUUCAAGUCUCUUCCAUGUCCCUUCCGCAGCUCUUCUUCAUAUUUUCCUUUCACUCGUGGGAACUCCAGCUUAGUAGUGUUUUUGACCCUUUUCAACAAAUCAGCCCCUUUCCCAUAGUCCAGAUUAGACUCCAUGUGGUAUUUUAAGACAUGUUUCAAAUUCCCUCCAAAAUUGAGAGCCCCCACAGCUCCAAACAUCUGACGGCCCAUUGCCAGACUCGGAAAGUCCAAACAUCUCUGCAUAGGGGGGUCAGUCCAACCCCCCAUUUCCAAAUCAAUCCAAACUUUAUCUUUCCAAAUCUGGUUUUUUCCAAGUUCAUUUGUCAGAUCCAAAGGCUCAUUUUCCUGCAGGGCCAAAAGUUCCUCCCUUUCUGGCGCCCAAGAUUCAGCAACAUCCUCUUCUCUCAACUGUUCUGUCAUGGCACACUCCUGUUUAAGUUCCUGGGUGGGCUCCAUAUAGUUUCCCACUACCUGUUCAAAUGUUCUGGCCGCAUUAGUCAUCAAAUCCGUCUUCUGGCUUAACUGAUCCAAUAGGGCAUUUAUUUUACAGAAAGCACCCAACAGUGCUUCUGAAAACAUUGUCCUGCAAGGUCACAAGUCCUUUCCCACGGUUGUAAUCUGUGGCAGCUGCAAGCUCCCUAGAAUUAGUUACAAUUUCAUAGUCCCCCUCUAGGGGGAAAACUUCUGGUUGUUCUUUCUUUUAAGGACAAUAGCAACAAAGUUUCUUUUUUAAAAGAUAUUUUGUCAAUAUUUGUUCCUUUAAAAUGCGAAAGGAAACAGUGGAAUCACAAUGUUACUCUUCUUUUAACUAUCUGUCAAAAACAUUUGUCUCUGGUCAAUGAGCUUCAAACGUCAAUUCUGACACCCCGCUCCAGGAUCAGGACGGUGGAAAGUUACUUUACUUUAAACUCACUUCUGCAGGUUUAAACAGUCCAAAAAAAAAUCCCCCUUCUUCUCCUGCUACCAAAGGGGGGGUUCAACGAUUUUAAAUGGUGAAAACCAAUCCUUUGAAAGUGAUUUUCUAAGCUCUAGUUUACGUUGUCUUUGCUUUCUUCUGACUACAAGGAAACGGAAGGCUGACUUCCUGUUUAGAUCUUCCCGUUUCAGUACCAAAUUAAGGUAAAUUUUUAAGUCCAAUUCCUUUCUAAUCGCCAGUUCUUAUUUGAAGUCCAAUUGUUCAAUGUUUAAGUACUCACGGGUGAUUAUUUUAGAUGCCAAAUUGUCCCAGGAAAAAGGCAGCGCUCUCCGGCAACGGCUAUGCAGCUUCGCUCCACGGACAAAGCAAUUGACUCUCAGCACCGCGCCACUUCCCCUCUUCGCCCGGAGCCCGUUAGUGGGUUCCUUUGCGGGUUGGGGGCGCUAAGGGUGCCCGCCGAGUCCCACGGUCACAGGCUUCAUCCGCCUGUGAUUUCUAAAAGGGUCCCCGCUUCGCCGCAGCAGAAAAGACCCGUUUCGCGCGGAGCUGGUCCCUCCUGUUCAGAGGGAGUCCGCCGUUGCCGAUGGCGCCACCCCGGAAGUCGAUAGCACAAUUAUUCAAAGUGGGGGGGGGCGGUCUGGAUAUAUGAGCACCCCUGUUUGAAUUAUAAUAGUUUCAGUCUGAGGUGGGCACAGAUUGGGCUUUGAACUUGCUCGGACUUGAUUUGGGAUCACACCACAUCAAUAGCUCAGCGGCAGAGAGCACUUUGCAUGCAGCAGGUGCCAGAUUCAAUCCUAGGCUUCCCCAGGUUGAACUCUGAAACCCAUUGCUGGCCAGUGCAGUGGACUGAGCUAGCUUGGCAAAUGGUCGGACUCACUGGAACACAACUUCCAAGCAUUUUGAUGAUUGCACGCCUGUGCCAAAUCCAAUGCAACCUUAUGAGCUUAGGAGCCUUGAUGUGAACAAAGGGCUUAUGGUAACAGAGGUAACUGUUCCGUUUAUUUAAAUGGACGCAACCAAGUCACGUGUACAGCUCUUUGAGUAAAGAGAAUUGCUGAUCCAUUUGAGUGAGUGGGUCAUUCGGACACACAAGUGGUCUGUUGAUAAGCGGAUGGCUUUUUUUCCCCCCUCCUCAUGCAACACUGCUUUUCUUCUACAGCCUUUCAGAAUUGCAUACAGAGCUCUGGGCAAAGGGCGAUAACAUUUUGGCAAAACCUAUUGGUUCUUUUGCCUUGGAUUUUGUUUGUAGGAGGCAUUGCUGAAAUAGGCAAAGAAGGAAAAUAAGCACCGAGGAAACUAAUGCAGCAAAAUAAAUCCAUGGCGUGUUUUAACUUAAAAGACUCUUCAAUCCAGGUAAUUUGAUGCCUAAGACAAAAAGUGAGAAAUGUGCAUGUAAACAAUCUUCUUUCUAUAAAAUAACUUGCAAGCUUAAAAAUUGCUUUAAAGUGGUGGGGAGGGAAUGACUGAUGGAAGUAUAGUCAGGAUUCCAGUGGUGUUUGUUCCCUGGACCGAGGUUUUACAAGCACCCAUUACUGGAGCUCCCUGUACCCUGUGAAAAACCAUUCCUGAACUCAGGAAUGGCCUUUGAUGUACCACAAGGACAAAAUAGGACACAGGUUGCCAUAACAGUUGCAUGUGCAAGUUUACAAGUACAAAUGCAAAAUUAUAAAUAAUUGUUAUAAUUUAAAUAGAAACACCAUGGCAGGGGAGACUUUCCAGGUCAUCAGUACGCCUGCUCAGUCUGCUGCCCAGGUGUCAGUAGUUGGGGUGGGGACUUCAAAGCCAUUCCCUGUUCUCUCUGCUUAUGGUUCUUUAUCUUUAAACUGGGCUUGGACUGGAGAGCCCUUCAAACACAGUGUCAUCCUCUGUAAAAUAGGGCACAUUGCCAUCUUUAAAUCUGUUCUUCUUUUGUGUGCACAGUCCUCUUUAGAUUCCUAAAUUUAUAGGAAAAUGUCAGCAAUAUAUCAGUCAUUGCUACAGAAUACUAUACAGAAUAGCUAUUCUGUAGUUUGGAGUAGUGUGUGUCUGGCCUGUUGGAAUUUUGUAAUGUUGUGUUUAUUAAGCUGUCUUGUAAUACUGUGUUUGGUAUGCUGUAUUGAACUUUAUAGAAAACGGAAUGCAAAUCUUGCAAAUGAAUAUUUGCGUGCCCAAGGUUGACUAACAGUUUGAAACCGUCUGUAUUUUACACACUAAAUUGUCCUUAUCAUUAAAAUGCUAAUUAAAUUGUAAACAUCUGUUACAUUCAGAGUUAUAAUGAAAAUUGGCAGCUACAUCUUUCUUGUGUCGGUGUUCUUGCUAGCUUAAGUCCAAUUUGCAUACAAAUUUGAUUGGGCAUUGGUGUAAAUGUCCCUGACCUUUAGAGGAAACGUUGGCGGGAUUCUGUGUUUGAUGUGAUAGUUCUUGAUGGAAGUGAAUAUAGCUGGCCCCUCUGGUUAUCUUUAACCUGCUAGUAUUGUCAGAAAUGUUUAGGGAGAGAGGAGCAAACACUUGCUUGACAGUGGCCUCAGAGUAGAAAGAAAGGGUGGGGUGUUAAUAUAUUUUGCAAGUACUUCUCUCAUUCUAAGGCUGCAAAUCUGUGCACAUGUCUCCCAAGAGUAAGCAGUACUGAACACUGUGAUUUAUUCUAAUGAUCCUAAGCAUGCAUAGGAACACACUCUUGAUUAUUUAAUCCGUGGCUGUCACCCACCUCCUGCAUUUUUCACCCUUGCUCGUUACAUUUUUUUGGUAUGUUCUUGAAUACAAAAUUAGUAGUUUAGCUUGGAUUUCUACAACUGCAGUGAAGUUGCUAGGAGACAGCUCUAGAGCUCUAUGAAGCUCUUAGUGGUAAAAAUGGUUAAACAUACUACAGUCCUAUACACCAGUAGUGGAACCUUCAGACUCUUAUUUUCCAUCAGCCUUAGCCAGCUUGGCCAGUGGCUGGGAAUGAGAGGGCCACAGGUUCCCCACCCUGCUGUGCAUUCCUGCUGAGUUCAAUUGGAAUAACCCCCAGAUAUGCUAAAUAGAAAGGGACGCGGGUGGCGCUGUGGGUUAAACCACAGAGCCUAGGACUUGCCAAUCAGAAGGUUGGCAGUUCGAAUCCCCGCAACGGGGUGAGUUCCCGUUGCUCGGUCCCUGCUCCUGCCAACCUAGCAGUUCAAAAGCACGUCAAAGUGCAAGUAGAUAAAUAGGUACCGCUCCUGCAGGAAGGUAAAUGGUGUUUCCAUGCACUGCUCUGGAUCGCCAGAAGCGGCUUAGUCAUGCUGGCCACAUGACCCGGAAGCCCCUUCGGCCAAUAUAGCGAAAUGAGCGCCACAACCCCAGAGUUGGUCACGACUGGACCUAAUGGUCAGGGGUCCCCUUUACCCUUACCUUUUAUGCUAAAUAGAAUUGUAAUCCAAAACAUUGGGAGGAGGGAGGUACCAGGUUUGCAUAGACUUUAGUCUAAAGCCAUGACUUUAGUGAUUAGGAAUCCCUUGUGGUGGACCUCAGGCUCUUGCUCCCCAUUUCCUCUUCUCAUGAGAGGAGGAGACCAAAUACUUUUUUUAAAGAAAAGAACAAGCUGCAGUUCAUCAUUUAAAAAACAACAACCUUUCCUUAGAACAAACCACUGUUCCCCAAGUUCCUACAAAAUGUUCUAGUUCACACGUAAAGCUAAACCAUGGUUUACAUUAGUGACUCCUCCACUCCCAUCUUCUCCUCUCAUAUGGCCAGGAGAAUGGCGUCUGUGCUUUCCAAGAACUUCAGCUUAUAAUGAUAUCAUUACAUAUCAUUACACACAAACCAGGAGUCCUGGUUUAAAACAAGCCAGCUUCAUAAGUAAUGUUUUAAAGUUAGCUUGCUUAGAAACAAGUAAGAGCUGUUCGACAGUGGAAUUUGCUGCCAAGGAGUGUGGUGGAGUCUCCUUCUUUGGAGGUCUUUAAGCAGAGGCUUGACAACCAUAUGUCAGGAGUGCUCUGAUGGUGUUUCCUGCUUGGCAGGGGGUUGGACUCGAUGGCCCUUGUGGUCUCUUCCAACUCUAUGAUUCUAUGAUUCUAACUGACCAGAGGGUAUUUUUUUUUAACAAUGAUCCUUGGUUUCAACAUCAUGCUAGGCUAAGAUUCUUGCAAAGCAAAACUGUAUUCUGCAGAAGCCCUCCUCUUGGUCACAUGCGGGGGAAAGGACAGGAGAGUACACAAGCCUGAGAUUUCACUCAUGAAGGCUCAUCUGCGCUAAACCAUUAUAUGCAAAUAUUACCAAAAGUGGAAACUUCAAUUUUCUUCCUCUCAUGCGUGAAGAAGGAGAAGGGAGGAUAAGAUGCACAUACAUGUCUGUGGCUCUCUAUAGUACAUUCUCAAUGACCUCUAAACCAUAGUUUGGGAUAACCUAAGAACUGUGACAGAAUGCUGUUGGAACUGUAUUCCAGCAGUGGGUUGGGCAAACCCCAAAGUGGGUGAGUACAGAUACCCACACCUCAAACAUACAUGUAAUCACACAAACAUAGACAUGCCAUAUCUUCUCCCUACUCAGCUGAUCUGUGUAGGAACAGGUGGGUUGUUUUCAUUCAGAUUGGAGCAUGCUGGCUAGAGAAGUUCAACACGCCCCCCCCCCCAAGAUGUAAAUGAAAAUUGCAUCCUCUCUGCUUCUCAGCCGAUUGGUCUAGAUCAACUGAGGAGUUGCAACGCACCCAGGGUGGAGAUGAAAACUGCCUGUUGCUUCAGCCAAAGUGACAGCUGUCAGUUUUCUUCCCAGCCGCAGCAUGAGGAGGUCAAAGCCUCCCCAUGCAGCACUCUGCAAUCACGAUGAAAACUGGACCACCUCUGCGCCUUAGUUGGAUCUAUACUGUUCAGCUAAGAAGUGGGGAGGGUACUGCUUCCAUCCCAGUGCUGGAAUGAGAGAAGCCUGGCAGGCUGGAGUGGGGUCCACAUCCCUAGUUUAUUUGUUUCUUUAUGGUCCUUGCCUAUAUCUUCUCGCCCGGCAUGACCUUGAAAGCAGGUCGUUUUAAAAUAUGUAUAUAAGAAUAAGAUGGACAAAAACCAUAAAGCUGAGCCAAUGAGCCAGUAUUUCUUCUCAUGUCAGUCUUACCUAGAGCCUGUGCAGACAGAAUUGCUGGCUCCCUCUGAAUACUGGCAGCUACAAGAGAUCAAGAAACGGCGACAGGAAUGCAAACUCUCAAGGAGCGACCUAAGUGCUGCUUCAGGACACAUUGGCACCAAUGUCGACUGCGCCUGACGCUUUUUAGGGUUCCCAUUUAGCCAUCAUUUGAAGCUGUGGUUGUGUGUUUGACCCUUGGACUCUUCUCUGGCUUCCGUGAGAAGGCCUACUCAAUGUGUGCACAAUUCCCAAGCUGUGUGCCAAGGCACACACACUGAAGUUUAAGGGUGGGGAGUGUGCUGUGGCUGUCAGAUAUUCAGGGAUCACAGCAUCAUGCCCUGUACCCUAUUAUGUAUCAUUUUUUUGUUUUGUGGGAAGCUUUUCAUUUUGAAUGCUGAUGGCUUCAGGCUAAAUGCUUUUGGGUAUUAAGUGCUCCCUAUUUGCUCAAGUGGUGAUGAGUCAUGGGGAAAUGCUAACUCCCUUGAGGUUAGAAAGCAAUGGGUACCUACAAAUGCAAAUUGUAAGGGUGCUUAAAAGGUAAAGGUAAAGGACCCCUGACAGUUAAGUCCAGUUGCAGAUGACUCUAGGGUUGCGGCGCUCAUCUCGCUUUACAGGCUGAGGGAGCUGGUGUUUGUCCGCCAACAGUUUUUCCAGAUCAUGUGGCCAAUAUGACUAAGCCACUUCUGGUGAAACCAGAGCAGUGCACAGAAAUGCCAUUUACCUUCCCGCCGGAGUGGUACCUAUUUAUCUACUUGCACUUUUGGGCGUGCUUUUGAACUGCUAGGUUGGCAGGAGUUGGGACCGAGCAACGGAAGCUCAUCCCGUUGCGGGGAUUCGAAUCGCCAACCUUCUGAUCGGCAAGCCCAAGAGGCUCAGUGGUUUAGACCACAGCGUCACCUGCAUGCUUACAUACCAGCAAAAUUCAGGUUGCACAACUAAAGUUAAUUUGAUACUCUUGUGUAGCAAACUUGCUCCCUUCUCAGUGUCGCUCCCUUCUCAUUCCCAUGCCAUGGCCACUGCUGUUGUGCUACCUGCCUUCGCUUUUGUUCCUCUACCCAGCUCUGACUUCAUGCAAUUCCAGGAUUGUGACGCAGCACUGCAAAUCCUCUAGUUGGGGCUGUGCAAUGACAUUCUAUUAUACAGAGCGAUAAACAAUUGAUGAGCAUCAGAGUGUACUGACAGACUUCAAUUUGACAAUAACUGUAACAUCCAAUUGAAGGAAAGAUACGUAAUUAAAUAUAACAUGUGGAUGUUGUACUGGACUUAUGGUUAAUUACUCAGAGCGAGCUGUUAAAGCUUUAGACAUUCUCCUCCAGUUUUCUUUUCCUGCUUUCCCCCCCACGUGCAGAUUUACAGAGGAUGGUAUUUGCAUGUUAGAGUGCCUUUAGCAGUAUUUUUUUGUAUUUAUGAAUACACUUGAAUAAGCUCCUGACUUACAGAUAAUUAAGCACAACUGUCAACGUGCUUCUCAGGGCUUAUGCAAACUACAGGCACAGACUUACUUAGAAGAUUUUAAAGAAAGUUUUGCAUUCAGUAAACAAUGGGGGAGGAAAGUUGGGUUGUAUUUUUUGCACAUUAUCUGUCAGGAUAAAUUCCUCAUAAAGUAGAAACACAGCCAGCCGGGUAGGGACAUUAACAACAGUUUGUGAUUAUUCAGUUUGUCAGCCACGUCUCAUGCUAUAUAGUUUUCAAAAUGCUAGUAAUCUCAGUGCCUAUAAAUAAGUGCAAACAUGAGGCCUGAAUGACAACACAAACAACAAGGACCAAGGUAAGUUGCACAAAAGACAAAAGGUGAGAUGGCUCAGCUUUAAGCAAGUCCUUGUUAAGCCAUGUUGACCAGGUACUCAACAGAGUACACAGCAUGAGAGGAAGAAUGAAGGGAGUUUAUUUGACAGGUAUGACCAUUUAUCUAGUGAGUGAGGUUUAAAAGAGCACUCACCAGGGCAUAUAAAAGUGCACUUAAGAGGAGCCCCGCAGGACUAGACCUAAGGUCCAUCAAGUCCACUAUUCUUCUCCCACAACCAAUUUCCUAUAGCCCUGGAAGUAAAACAAAACUCAGCUAAAUUGGCAAAGAAAAAGUGAUUGAUAUGUGAUAUAACAUGGUGCCACCAGAGGGCGCUGUGGAGUCCCAUUUUUCUCUACCUGUUUUUCCCCUGUUUAAAUUUACAACGCAUUUAACUGAAACGCUUCUUUGACGUGUCUCGACCCAGCCUUAGUGGUGAUUGAUUGAUUGAGAUGAGAUGAGAUGCCAAAUCAAGUAAUAUAAUGCUCCAGCAUACACAGAACCGAAACAGCAAGAGAUCUGUGGGGACCUGGCCUUCCCCUUGUUGCUGCUUUGGUGAAAGUUUUAUUCUGUGAACCGCUCUUGAGAUCUUGUGAUGAAGGGUACAUAAAGUUAAUAAACGAAUAAAACUCAUGGAAGCAUUAAUAUAUUAGUAUGUGUCAGAAAUAAUAUCUCCAGGGCAUACUCUCCAACAUUUCUCCAAUGAAACAGGGAUGUCCUGUUCCAUUAUUAUUAUUAUUAUUAUUAUUAUUAUUAUUAUUAUUUAUAUCACUUAUAUCCCACCCAUCUAACUGGUUGCCCCAGCCACUCUGGGCAGAUUCCAACAUAUAUAAAAACAUAAUACAACAUUAAAUGUUAAAAAUAGUUCCCUAUACAGGACUGCUUUCAUACGUUUACUAAAGGUUGUAUAACUGGUUAUCUCCUUGGCUUGGGGGUUGCAUAACUCUGUACCUUCCAGUAUUACUCCGAUGAAGAUAGGGACAUCCUAAGGAAAAGCAGGACAUUCCGGGAUCAAAUCAGAAACCAGGACGGCUUCUAUAAAUCCAGGACUGCCCCUGGAAAAUAGGGACACUUGGAAGGUCUGCCAGGGGGAUGGCUGUUUCCAUCAAAUCACCUUGUGCUAUUUAAUCCCUUGGAAUGUAAGAUGUGGAUGAGGCAGUGAAAGAUUCUGAGGCCAGGUAUGGAGCAUAGGUGAGUAUUCAACAGCCCUUUGGGAUCCUAUGAAUAAAGCAGGGAUCGCUAACCCUUUUAGACUAAUGGGCACAUUUGGAUUUUUGAGCAAGGGAGGGAAAGGGUACCCAUUCUGAGCACUUCAGGACCAAGGGAGUGGCGGUGGUGAACUUUGUGGGCUCCAGGAGAAGAUCUGAAGAGCACCAGUGCACUCAUGGGUGCCAUGUCAGCAACUGCUGGCAUAGAGUUAUUGAGGCAAGUAUCGCAGUGGAGACAUCUAUCCGCCAUCACUAUCAGAAUGGAAUAAUAAGUGAUUUGUACGAAGGAGAAUCUCUGCUUUGGCUUUGUAAUGUGUGCAACUUUUAUAAAAUGGUGCUGAUGUAUCUUUAAGGAACAACUUUUUUGUCCUGUGUAGCCUGUAGAAUAUGAGCUGUGUGUGUGCAGCUAGCAAAGAGCAGCAAGUCUGCUUGUUUUGUGUGCUCCUCCUGUUUCUUCUUAAACAUUUGGCCUUUAGCCUUCAAAUAAAGUCAGUUGAUGCCAUAUAAUAUAUUUGGUGUGUAGCCUGUACUUAACAGGCUUGACAAGUCAUGGUCAGGUAAGUUGCACGUACAGAGGGCACAAUUUUUAAUAUUUUUCUGGAGAGCCAAAAUGCUUGAGGCUAUGAUUGGGCUCUUCGUUUUAUCUUCGUGCUUUGAAACAAUCUGUUGGAAGGUGGAGGAAGACACCCGUUUGAUGGAAACGUAAAUUUGAAGAGCUUUUGUGGCUGGCAGUUUUGAGGAAGGUAGAUCAGUUGACCGAAAACUCAAGGAGGUUUGGCAUAAUGAGAAACGGCAGUAUAUUACUUCCUUAUUAAAACAAGAAUUAUAGAAAAACAUAGGGAGAAGCAUCCAGUAAAGGAUUACUGGAUGAGACUGAUGGGAGUUGAGGUUGUUUUGAUGAGCUAAGUGGGAAAGAUAAUGAACUGGGUGGUUUGAACUGAAAAAGCAGAUGGAUUAUGAAGCUGUCUCAUUGCUUGUCAAACUAAUAUAAUUGAUUCAUAGACAGAGGUUGUAAGGGACUAUGGAUUUGGUAGAUAGUUCAUUGGAGUGGGAUAAUUUAUAGUAGUGCAUUCUUUAAGCCAGUGUGGUGUAGUGGUUAAGAGCGGUAGUCUCGUAAUCUGGGGAACCGGGUUCGUGUCUCCGCUCCUCCACAUGCAGCUGCUGGGUGACCUUGGGCCAGUCACACUUCUUUGAAGUCUCUCAGCCCCACUCACCUCACAGAGUGUUUGUUGUGGGGGAGAAAGGGAAAGGAGAAUGUUAGCCGCUUUGAGACUCCUUGGGGUAGUGAUAAAGCGGGAUAUCAAAUCCAAACUCUUCUUAUGUAGUUAUGACAGUGCUGUGAUAAAUAUAAAUAAUUGUAAUAAAACCUAUUUUUCAUAUGCCUGGUUUUAAUAAUUAGCAAAAUCCUCAGUUGAAUGUGCAAUUAAUUUGCAUCAUCUAAAAAUCAUGUGACCCACAUACAAUGUAGAACAUCGUGCAACAUGUACUUCUUAAGGACCUUUUUAUGAACUGAAACUUCUAGCUUUGGUUGCUGGGGCAAAGUUUCUCAGUUUUGCAGACUCCAAACAGUUCUGAUAAUGUAAAAGUCCAUUUUGUUCUUUAUGAGGACAAAUUGCAUUCAUUCUUACCACCAAAUGGUGAUGUUUAGGUUCAAACAGAAUUCACCAGUAAGGAUUGGGGGCAGGGGCAUGUUUUAAUGCCUACAGUGUGGAUUAAAGUGUGUGGGGAGUUUUAAUUAAAUAAAUCCUUUUUUUUGAAAUAUUUUUCUCUCUGCAGGCAGCACGUGCCACACAACUACGCUCCCUACCCUUGUCCGCACGCCUACGCUCAUGAUGCAGCCCUCGCUGGAUAUCAAACCAUUUAUGUCCUUCCCAGUGGAUGGCAGUCCUGCUGUCGGACUUUUCCCAAAUUUCAAUACCGUGAGUAACCAAUGUUGCAAUUCCCCACCCAUCCACCCAACUGCCCUUGCUUUUUUGCUUUCUUUGCUCCCUACAGUGAAGCACAUCACAUGUUGCUUGUUGCCGAUGGAGUCAUAAAUGUUAGAAAAAGGUAGACUGGCGCUAUGAUCCCAGGAGCAGCAGAGACUGGUGAGGCCAUGGUGGAGCACUAUUCCUCUCCUGGCUUUCCAAUAUGGUGGGUCUCUGGAGCUUACUGAGAGAGCAGAGAGACAGGAAGCUUGGCAGGGUGGUGUGGUGCAGUGGGACCGAUCCGAUGCUGCACCGUGCCAAACUCCUAACUCCCCGCUCCCACUUGGCAAGUCUCAGUUGCUCAUCGUUUUGGAGCACCGGGGUGCCUCCUCACCAGCCACUACCGCCCAGAAAUCUUUGUCCCAGUGCUUAAUGAAUCAUUUGACCUUUGUGAAUGCUUGCCGCCUGUACAACUUGCUUCGUAAACUUUGGCUUGUGAGCGCAGCUUCUUGUGGAAAUAUUGAGAGGUAGGAUGAAAAAUAAGCGUUAUAUUCACCCUUGUUAAUUUUGAUACACCUAAUCUCUCCUCUAUUCACCCUGAUCCCUGUCUGAAACUUUCUACAGAGACUGGUGGAUUAUUUCCUCCCUGGGAAGCCAUUAAAGAGAUAUUUAAACUCCCCCUCCCUUUUGCACUGAGCUUAUGAGACUUGAUCAGUGAAACUGCAGGCAAUGUUUGCCUUCCCUUAGGAUACAGCUUUGCUCACUGUGCUAGGGCAGCCUUCCUCUCCCUGAUGCCCCGAUGAUGCUUUAGAGACCCCCUCUCACCACUCCUGACUAUUGGCCAUGGUGGCUGGGGGCCAAUGGUCCAAGAAAUCUGGAGGGUUAGGAAGAGGUUAGGAAGGCUGCAGUUGUGUCAUAUUGGGGCUGUGCACCUGGUUUUCUGCACCUGUGUUCUGUUUGUGGCACGUUGGUGAUUUGGUGUGUGUAACUCGAGGUUGGGAGAAACAAUGAAUACACAGCUCUCCCUUGGAGAAUGGAAAUUGGUUUGGAAAUUGCAUGUAACUCUACAACUCUCUGGUUUUGUAUCUAGGAAACUGGAGAAGUUAUUGUAGUAUACCUGCCUCUAUAUUAUGUUCCUAAUAACUGUUCAGUCAGUCCGGUUGCAUAAGGCUUAGUGCUAAAUCUUGCAAAAUUGCACAUUUCAGAGUUAGCAAGCAAUAUUUCCACAUUAAUGUUACUCCUUUUUGUUUUGUUUUUUGUUUUGUUUUGAGAAUAUAGUAGAAAGAAAAAGAUAAAGGCAAGCAAAUAAUAAUAAUAAUAAAUAAUAGAACAGUAUUGACAUUAACAAUAAGAAUAUUCUCUUAGUUCUGACCUAAAUGUGUAAAUUAGCAUAAGCAGUCCAAAUGUCCAAAUGAAAUAUAUAAUUACAAGCCAUGUAAUUUAAAAUGGGCAGUGAGAUCUUCAUUGGGUGUUAGGUAGUUGAUGUUUGUCUUUCCAGCCUUGCAGAGUAAUCCUCUUAGCCACCGUGGUCCAUCUGUUAGUCCUUACACACAGGAAUAUAAUAGGAAUAUUUGUGAGUGUUCACAAAUACAAAUGAUCUCUCCAAAACAAAGUUAGUAUGAGCAGUUAUUUUUAUACUGUAAACCACCCUAUGAUCCUCAGAUGAAGCAUUGUAUAUAAAAUAGAUAGAUAGAGAAUUUAUUACGGUCAAAGACCCGCUCGCAUAACACAAUAAAAACAGUGUUCAUAAAGAUAAAAUAUACAAUCAGAGCAGAUUGUAGCAAUAGCUCAUGAGUUAAAAUUGAGAUAUAUACAUACACCCGUACAACUGAGAUUUGGGCUACCAUAAAAAUUGACCCUGAGGCACCCCAAAGGGCAACUUCAGCAUUUCCCUAGUAAGCUGUUUUAUUCUAGAGGAUGAUCUGUGCCUUCAAAUCUGGGAGCAGAAUCUGGCUACCAGCCAGGUCGUCUUGUGUUCUUUGCCUAAGAGGAGAGAAUUAAGUUUAGACUUGUCUGAAAGAUCGGUGAGCUUCUUCAGCAAAGGAUCAAUGGUGUCUCUACAAAUCUCAACAUAAAAAGGACAUCUAAAAAAUAUAUGUUCGUGGCUUUCCUAUUUCCCCUAAUGGGCAGGCGCAAAGUCUCUGUGCGUACGGGACUCUUCUAGAGGAGCCUUCCAGAACCGGUGAGGGCAAGGCUGAGCUUCUAGCAAGAGUGAAAGCCCUUCUUGCGUUUCUGGAUGCGAGGAAAUAGAGAUAUAUUGCUGGAGCAGCUACAUAUCUCCCGUUUUCUAUAAAUAAAUAAAUAAAUUCUAACCCGAGGGCCUCAGUUCAGCUUCAGCCUUUGUCAGAGCAAGUUGCUCGCUAGGAGCUCUUGCUGGUAAAGCGGCAACCAGCCUGCCUUGGCCCCUUGCUGUCUGAGCUCUUUGGGACCACAAUGGGAUCAUUAAGCAUUUAAAUGCUUGAGCUACCAGUGCAGUGUCAUGAAACAUAUUUACAUCAUUACUGCACUGGUCUUGCACAGGCCUCAGUGUGCACUAGUUCUCUUCCCUUGACAAAACGUGCCAUGUUUGUUUAUCUAUAGAGCUUCAUUCAAGCUUCUGUUACUCAACCUGAAGUGCCUGCAUUCUCCCAUUCCUUCUGAACUGGUUUUUUCCCCCCUCCUCCUUUGCCUUCUCUGCCACCUUAUUCUCUUUGCUCACCACCAGUCUUCAUUUUAAGUUCAGGAGUUUCCGCUUUCAUCUCCUGCCUUUGUGCCUUUUCCUUUGCUGCACCUCAUCUUUUGAAUCCGCCCUCCCCAACCCACAGUGUGUGCAUUGUUUCAUCCAUCUCCAUCUCCAUGAAGUGUUGAAAUAUUAUCUUGGCUCAGGCCAUCCUUCCCCCAUAGGAUUUGCUUCUUCUGCCCCUUGCAUUUCCCGACCCCUUAUUUAUCAUGUAUUUCAUCUUAGGCUGACUGUUGGGAACCGUCUCUUUCUAAUCUCUGUAAAGUACCUAGCCUGUGGGUUGGACCUUAAUAAUUUAAUAUUAGGAUGCCAAACUGAUGAAAAAAACUCUCCGCUUAAUCCCUGCAUUAAGUUGUGGGUUGUGUAUACAGUAUACAGCACUGGUUUUGAAGGAUAGCACUUCGCCUCCCCCCUAUAAUUUAGUAAAUGGCAUAACCCACCCACCCCCAAAAAGAGGUAGAGGGGUUUCUUAGCUAAUUUUUUUGGGGGGGAGGGGGAGAUAAGCUUCAAAAAGUCAUAUGUCACUCCUAACCUUCAUUUUUAUAAUUCCUUUUCUUGAUGCUCUCAAAAUAGUUCCCAAAUAGAUUCCAACAGAAUUUUCCUAUAAGCUUAUAUUGCAUACCAUUUAAAACCAAUAACUUGCAUGUUUGCAAAGCCAGCAUUGCCCUGUUGAGGUUAUUCAGCAGGGACCCAUUGUGUAAAUAACAAGCUCAUUGGGAAGAAGAGUGACUCGAGUCAUUUUGUGGAUCAUGCCGUCCAGUGCGUACAUACAGUUUGCUCAUGCAUAAUAGUUACAAGAUAUGCAAAGCAUUAUAUAAUAAUUGUAAUUUCAAGGGUGGGGAGGAACCUCUAUUAUCAGCACCGCCAGACACUGGGGGUUGAACCAACGCCAGCUGUUGCUUUUCAUUCUUCCCCUUUCUGUCUCUCUCCCUCUCAGAAGUUUCCCCUAUUACUUGUAAAUAAAUUCUGCUGACAGACUUUGUGUUUCAGAACAAAGUAUUAGAGAAAGAUGAUAGAAUAGCAUUUGCAGUCUUGAAAACAAGAAUAAGUAAUACCUUUAAAUAUUAAUGUAUUCAUUUCAAAGCAGCCGAAUCUGAGAAUCUGAUAAUAAGUAUGUGGCACAUAUUUAUUUAAAUGUGGGUGACAGUCUGGGAGGUGUCGCUUUGCCUCUCUUUCCUACAUCAAAUAUAUAUAUAUAUUGCUGGAUUUUGUCACACAUGGGCAGUGUCAUGUUAUAAGUGGCAGUGCUGUAGGCUGAAAAACAGGUCAUGAGCCCUUGAUAGUUACUUGAUAGGAGUAGUCACAGUGCAUGGCCCCAGGCAAAACUAUGGGCAAAUAGAAGCUUUUGCUUAUUUAUUUGCAAAAAUGUAUAUACUGCCAGCGCUAAGAAAAAAAUACAUAAUGGCAGUGAACAGCAUAAGAUCAGCAAUAAAAUUAUAUUAAUGAAACAAGUACAAAAUAUAUAACAUUAUAGAAACUAGCAUUGCCACCAAACCUUGAAUCUCCUUCCUUGGAAUCCUGGUGGUUCAUAGUAGCUCAGUUUUGAGAUGAGCAUUACAGCCCCCAAAGAUCUUAUCUGGCUUGGACUUUAACCUAAGAUGGAGAAGAACUUAAGUCAUUUCUCACCCACGCACGUAGAUAGAUAGAUAAAUAGAUAGAUAAUUUAUUACGGUCGGAUACCAGCUUAUAAAACACACUUGGGCGUACAAUCCCAGAAGGAAAACAAACAUUUAAAACAAUGUACAACAAUAAAUUUAAAAUUUAUAAAUGGGAUAAGCGUAUAGACACUUAAAACUAUAAGAUAAGCUACCGCAAAGAGAUGACCCAGAGUCACCCAUGGAACCGAGUUUGGGGAUUUUCUUAACGAACUAGUUUGGGUUGGGGGAUGGUCUGCGCCUACAGAUCUGUACACAGAAUCUGGCGACCAUCCAGGUCGUCUUAUGAUCUUUGCCUAACAGGAGAAGGUCAAAUUUUUGCUUUUCCGGGAGGUCAGCGAGCCUCACCAGCAGGGGAUCAAUGGUCUCACUACGUGCCUCUUCAUAAAAGGGACAUCUAAAGAAUAAGUGCUCUGGGCUUCCUAUAUCCCCCAAUGAUCAGGCACAAAGUCUCUGAGCAUAUGGGACUUUUUUAAAGGAUCCUUCCAGGACCGGCGAGGGCAGAGCCGUACCCAUGCACUUAUUCACCUUCCUUCUCCAUCAGCAGUGAUAUAAUGAAGGAAAGAGAGGGAGGUUUCUCUCUCCUUUGCCACGCUACUGUGGGUACAAGCUAGGCUUCAAGAGUACACAAAAAAAGGAGGAUGUGGUACUCAGACAGAUGUUUCAAUUCCUCCACUGCUGUGUCAACAAGCCAGGUAAGCAGCAGGGUGAGAGGAGAAGGACCAAUAGUUGGGUGGGGAGGAGGAGGCUCAGAGGCUUGCUGAGGAGGUGAGGUUGGAAUGGCAAGACCCAUCUCACACCAGAUGACAUCAACAGGUUUGACAGGGUCCAAUUUCGCUUGGAAUAAGCCAAACUGUUUACUAAGUUUUGGGGUAAAUAGAUUGGUUUUGAAAACCAAUUGUCAGGCUCGACUAGGGGAAUUCCUCCCAUCACUAUCCAAAACCCCAGCAAAAGAGCUUAGGAUUCAUUGUCAGGCAGCUCACUUGGUUUCUAGGAGUGCAUGUUCAGGAAGCUGUCCCUUCAGUACCAUUCCUGAUUUAUUUAUUUUUUUAAUAUCUUCUUGUCAUGUGAAAUAGUUGCACUCUUCACGCUAAACCCAGUCCCAGCAGUACUGGGGUUCAGGUUUGGUCAAACACUGUGAGGCAAGGCUUAAUUGGUGUGCUGGGCUCAGGUUGGAGACUCAGUGAAAGAAGAGCUCAAAUGUUGAGAAGUCAUCCUCAAAAGGAGGUUUCGAUAGGUGCUGCAGCUCUGAAUAGUAGCCAACACUGCCUUCUGUGCCUUCUUCAUUUAUUGGAGUCCAGCCUCCUUUCAUAGUUUUUGGCUCACAGAGCUGGGGAAGGUUCCACGAGGGCUUUGAGCUGGAGUCACUAGGGCAGUGUGACCUCCUUAGGCACAGCAGGCUCCUCUUAUGCUUGUGCUUCUGUUCCCUGGGAACAGAUUCUACUCCUGAUACUUGGCCUCAUUCUCCAAAGGGGUGUGCAUCUCCAACCUCGGGGCCAAGACAGUCCUACUGAUAAAGAAUUCCUGAGCGAAAUAAGUUCCAGCUACUUUGUAUACCGUAGAUGCCACAGGUACAAUGCAGUCAGGCUAAUUCCCUCUUUAACCUUUUGCCUCUAAACCGUGUCAGAAGCAGCUCAAGAGAAGGAGAGACUGCCAACCACAUAGUACAACAGCCUCCUGUCAGAAAAGGGAGAUACUUUUCACGGUACGCUCAGUGCUCACCCAAAACCCUCAUGAUUUAGCAGACAUGGGCUUUGCAAGUUACAGUGGUACCUCGGGUUACAGACGCCUUAGGUUACAGACGCUUCAGGUUACAGACUCUGCUAACCCAGAAAUAGUACCUUGGGUUAAGAACUUUGCUUCAGGAUGAGAACAGAAAUCACGCAGCAGCGGCACAAUGGCAGCGGGAGGCCCCAUUAGCUAAAGUGGUGCCUCAGGUUAAGAACAGUUUCAGAUUAAGAACGGACCUCCAGAACGAAUUAAGUUCUUAACCUGAGGUACCACUGUAUAUUUUCUUCUGGCUCUUCAUCUACUUAGAAUUCUGUAUGGUGUCUUGUGUGAAUAUUGUGCACACAUCACCAGUUAUAAGCAUUUUUUAAUCAGUAUUGCAACAUGCUCCCCACCUCUAGAAUGAGGAUUUGGUACCAACAAUAAGGACUUGCAGACAUUUACAAGGGAAGGUUCUGAACAAGUACAAAUUUUGAAGAGCAGAACUCAACAAAGUUGGAUUUAAUAGUAUUACCUCUACUUAUAAAAUGAAAUAUAUGAAACCAUAAAGGUUUCUGAAAACGAGCUGUUAGCAGUUACCAGGCACCAUGUUAUAUUGUGCAGCAAACAACCAUCUUCCUACUUCCUCUGAUCUACACUAUUUAUUUAUAGCUUUAUGGAUUGAAAGCCCCUUGUCUUUAAUCUCCUCUGUUUAUGAUUUAGGCCUGUUUUCUUUGUCUUCAAGGAGCUGUCUGUCAUUGAUCCUCCUCCAAAAUUAACUUUUAACAUAUGGGGUUGUUGUUUUUUUAAAAAAAGAUGUUGGUUAAUGGCUUUUGCUGAUGAAAUGUUAAUAAUUGACUUUAGCAGAAGGAUGUACUAAUUCACAUAGUGCUUUCGACAGGGCCAACUUUGUACUUUGGAGUCUUGAUACCUUUAUGCUUAAUAUUUUGUAUCUUGAUUUUUUACAACCUUUUUCCCUCUAGCUAUUUUAUUUUGGGAGACAUAGCAAAAUUAGCAGUAUAAGCUGUUAGGCCAUGGAAAGCAGGCACUUGCAGCUUUUUAGCUUAACAGUCUUCAUCGUCGAUCUGAGAUUCCUGGUCUGCAAUAUGCUUUCAUUCUGCUGAGUAUAAAAACAGGAUGAAGUUCCCCCUUCACACUUUAUUGAAAAACCCAUGUUAGAUCCACCAAAUGGGGAAACAGAUCUGAUUGCAGGUCUUCUGUAAUCAGUAUAUGGGUCACUAAUUCUGUGAUUUCUUUAACUAAUUUUGAAGCUCCAGCCAGGUCGCAAAUUUUAUCUUCGGUUCGCAGCAGAAGUAAAAAAGAGCUAGGCAAGGAGUGAGAAGGAAGCAGAUCAGGACAGAGGCAGCCCUACUGUUAGGUCAUUAUAGACAACAAAUUGCCAAUUGUUUUAUUUAUUAUUACGUUUCACCACCCACAAGAGUGACAUUUGGAUUUUCUGCCUUAGGCACCAAAUUGUGUUGGCCCUUGUGUGUAAGGAAGGAAGCUAUACCCUCAGGCCACUGCAGAUCCUAUCCAAUUCCAUCUGUGAUUUCUGACUUUUUAUGUCUACUACCUGCAUAUUUUCUGAACUUUCUCUACAACUCAAAUGGAUAUAAACUGUAGGACUUAGCAAAAAUGCCUUCCCAAAUUGGUGGUCCCACUUGCAGGUGGUAAAUUUGGGAGAACCACUUCAGAGGUUGGGGGCAGGGGAGAGACAGUGAAAUGAUAUGCCAGCUUUACAGGUGGGUACUUACUUGGCAGAGCAAUGGCCCUCCCCACCCCUUAAAAAAUGGUUUGUAGUGGCAGCUGCCUCCCAUUGACCACCCUGAGAAUGAUGCUAUAUCAUUCCAUGGUCAAUAUGAGUGUUUGUGGGAGUCAGCUUGAUAGUUCAGUUGGUUAGAGCAUGGUGCUGAUAACGUCAAGGUUGCAGGUUCGAUUCUUGUAUGGGGCAGCUGCAUAUUCCUGAAUUGCAGGGAGUUGGACUAGGAGUUGGUCCCUUCAAACUCUAUAGUUCUAUGAUGCUAUCUCCUACCUGGUCCUCUUAAAGUAAGGAUACCAAGAAUUGAAGCAGGGACCUUCUAUAUGCAAAGAAUGGACUGUACAGCUGAUCUAUGGCUUCUUCCGUAGAAGAAGCUUCUUACAUCUUCAGAGCAAAGACAUGCUGAAAGAAAGAAAGAGAGAAAGAGAGAAAGAGAGAAAGAAAGAAAGAAAGAAAGAAAGAAAGAAAGAAAGAAAGAAAGAAAGAAAACCUCAUCCAGUAUUAGGGAAUCGGGAUGCAUUGAGCAUCAGAGUGGUGGCAUCACACUACAUAGUAUAUUUGCAUAGGAAUGGAUAACACCUUGUGCUCUCUGUUAUCCCAUAGCUGUGAGGGAAUGAGCUUUAUGUUUACCUGGCACCCUCACCAUUUGCAUUCUUUUGUUACUGCCCAAACUGGGUUUGUCACUUUCAGACAAAAGGGGAUGAGCUUUAGACACAGCAGGAGAAAGGAUAGUGAGGUGGGGGUAGAUGCACAUUCUAAUUUCUUUUCUGAAAGACCACAGUUGAAGAAUAUAAUUAUUUGCUCACUUGGCAACUUAUACACUGCAGGUACUCCUCUCAUUCAGACAAGUUUCUGCUAGUCUGCAUCCAUAUUUCCUUGUUCUGCUCUGCUCGUGAGAGACAGAGCUGUGGCAGGCUUGUCCUUUUUCCUAUAAAGUGGGUUACAGGCGUGUUUAUGGAUAAACUAUGGGGGGAUAAAACUGAAAGAUGGACAAAAGGCAGAGGGGAUAGAAAAAACCUUAAAUACUUCCAGUUGUUUCUCGAACUGAAUCCAUAGAUAUGGGGUGCUUCAGUGCUUUGUUUCCUCCAGGGGGUACUCAGGGGUAUGCAGUGCCGGCACCUCUUGUUGUUAAAAAGUGUGGCGCUUACUGUAACAACGUCAUGGUGAGUACCAGCACCCAUUUUUCAAGGAGGAAAAAGCACUAGGGUGCUGACACAUGGCAUGGCAGCUUACCAUGGAUAUCGUGCAGCUCAUGCAAACAAGAUUUUACAUGAUAUCAUAAAAUGCCAUCUCACCUCAUACAAACACACACACAGUUUAAUGCAAAUUUACAAUUUCUGGGUUGUUACUUUUAACUUGCUGGAUUGUCUGCAUUACUGGUAAAUCCAGAUUAAAUGGCAAAAUAAUAUGGGUCCACACUUUGUUGAGGAUGAUGUCGUGCAGGUGCCCAAGAUAUUUCAGCACCUGAGGUGAACCCCAAAAUGGGCUUCCUCUCCGCCAGGGAAGAAGGGAGUGAGGGAGGAACUACAUCAGGAACAAGGGGCGAGGAAGAAAGAUUGACAUCAGGAUAUCCUGCCGCCUGAGGUGAUCACCUUGCCUCAUGGGUGGGUCAGCCCUGACAAUCUUACAUGAAUAGGGAGCACUGAGUCCCCAAUAGCCUUGUGAAAGUGCCCUCAGUGCUGUGAGGCCCUAUCUUUCAUUCCCAGAUUUAAAGAGGUAAAUUCCUAGGUUCUAAAUAGCAUAUGGAGAAAAUGCAUUUAUCUGCGCGCGCUCUCUCUCUCUGUCUAAUUCCUUGUCUGAUGCUGUGUGGAGAUAAUCAGAGCCACAGCAAUUCAUGGUAUCGGAUAGCUGCAAUGCAGGCGUUAGUUUCCCUCCUAAAUCAUUGAAUUCCUUUUUUUGAAAAAAAUGUGUUUGUGAUGAAAGUUAUAAGAAAUCCCAUUUGGUUUUUUAAAAAUAGAGGUUGUUGUGUUGAAUUCUCCUGCUUUACUGUGCAGGUUGGAGGCAAAUAGUUGGAAGAUCCCAGUGGCUUAGAGCUAGUUUAUCUGUCCUAGGGCCCUUUAAAUUUCCAGAAAAGCAGCCAAGAAACAGAAACAAGGGGUCUUGUUUCAUAGAUAGAUUUUUGUCAUCCCUCAGCCCCCAGGAAUAGGUACAUGAUAGUAUACACUCACCAUACUAAAAAAAAAAAGUUGUUAAUCUGUGCCCCAUAAAACUCCAAGAGCACACAUGUUCAACCAGUUCUCAAAAAUAUUUGAUAAAGUACUUAAAAUAAAGAUUGGUUUUUAUGUUUAUUUUGUGAUUUUACAUAGGCCUAGUUCAGACACAGUGUGAAACUAUAGUUUAGUGCAGGGUUUCCCAAACUUGGGUCUCCAGUUGUUUUUUGGACUACAAUUCCCAUCAUCCCUAGCUAUCAGGACCAGUGGUCAGGGACAAUGGGAACUGCAGUCCACAAACAGCUGGAGACCCAAGUUUGAGAAACAGGUUUAGUGUUAUGUGCAUGAGCAGCAGAUUUAUACACUUGCUCACUCAUUCCUCCAUUCUCCUCCUCCAGUGUGGCCAUCAGGAGAAUACUGAAAUAAUCUGCUCCCCAUUUAAAACUAACUAUAGUUUCUUGUUAUGUCAGAAGUGAGAGAACCAUGGUUAGUUUAUACUGUUGUUUCAGGGCCAGCCCACCCAUGAGGCACAUACCUCAGGAGGCAAGACCCACAGGAGCAGCAAUGUAGAGCUUUAUUUCCACCCUGUUCCUGAUGUAGAACUUCACUCACCCCUUCUUCCCAGGCAAGGAGGGGGGCACCAUUUUGUGGUUCACCUCAGGUGCCAAAAUGUAUUGGGCCAGCCCUGUGUGGUUUGCUAACAAUCCAGCAUGGUUUGAUCCUGACCUAUUUGAACAAACCAUGACUUAUAUUGACCAUAGUGUGCACGAGUUCAGCUAUAACUAGGAGCAACACUCCUUAGUAACAGCAACCCAUUUUUCUUCGUGUAAUGAAAAACUGAAGCUGCUGCUGUCUCUCAGUUAUUAACCAUUAUUGUUUAGUGUUAUGUUCACUAACAGCAGUGAGCCUUGAGCUUGCGUUCUCCCUCCUCCCCUCUCUUCCUCCAGCACAGCCUUAAGGAGGAGAUCAGAAGUUUCCACUCUUAAGCUAAACAGUUUAAUGGUUAUUUAGGUGUGUUGUUUCCAGAACUCCUAGGCAGAAUGUAGUGUGGUAGUCUUAUAGCUAGUAAAAAGCUCCUGAAGUGAGUUAUAUCAUCGUGAUCUUCUAUCAGCCACCAGCUGCUGUAGGAGCCUGAAUCCUUUGAGCUGAGCUAUUGAAACACCGAUCUUAAAUUAUUUCAGGAAGUGAGUUCCUAAAAUCACACACAAACAGAGUCUUCUUUAAAGGUUUGGUACAUAGAGAUUGCCAGCAAUAUCUUUUAGAGCACUCUGAUUUUUGAGCUAAAAAAUGUCCGGUUGCAUUCAGAUGAUGCUGUGAUCCUUAGUAAUCUAGUAGCAACAGAAGCCCUGAGAUUUCAAAAUAAGUAUCUAUUUGGGACUGUUUAGAGAUAGAGGAUUUGACCCAUUCAGUGGGUUGUAUGAGACUAACCUUCACCUCUGCCUAUUUGGUAACUUAGUACUGAUGAGAACAGGCCUUUUCUGUGGUGGCUCCCCAUUUGUGGAAUGCUCUCCCCAGGGAGGCUCGCUUGGCACCUCCAUUACAUAUACAAUCAAACCUCGUUUUGCAGACGGGAUCCGUUCCGGAGACCUGUCCGCAAGCUGAAAAUGAUACACGUCAAAGUGCCGCAUCUGUGCACACGCGCAGCACAAUUUAGCAUGCACGAGCGGCAAACACAGAAGUAACCCAUUCUGGUACUUCCGGGUUUGCCACAGACAUUCACUGAAGCGGGCGCAAGCGGAGGCGGACGCAGAAUGAGGUUUGACUGUAUUUAGAUACAGUGGUACCUCGGGUUCCAUAUGCUUCAGGUUACAUACGUUUCAGGUUACAGACUCUGCUAACCCAGAAAUAGUACCUCGGGUUAAGAACUUUGCUUCAGGAUGAGAACAGAAAUCACACGGGAGGCCCCAUUAGCUAAAGCAGCGGGAGGCCCCAUUAGCUAAAGUGGUACCUCAGGUUAAGAACAGUUUCAGGUUAAGAACGGACCUCCGGAACGAAUUAAGUACGUAACCAGAGGUACCACUGCACCAGGCGAAAACACUCUUCUUCUCCUAGACCUUUGGCCAGUUAAACAAUCUAUGGCCUUUUAAACUAGGGACCAGUAUUUUUUUGUUUGUUAUUACGUCGUGCAUUUUUGUGUUUUCAUACUGUAAACAGCCCUGUUGUCCUUAAUUUGAUUUAUUAAUAAUGGAAUGAAGCUGCAGAAGCAGUAGCUUGUUCAUGAAAGUUGGGCUGAGCAGAGGUUGCGUGAGGAACCAAGCAGGGGCAGAGGAAGGGGGUGCGGUGGAUGCAGUCCGCCCCGGGUCACCACUGAGGGGGGUGACUAAAUGCCGGGCAGCACUCACCGCGGGGCCUGCAGCUCACCUGAGCCCCGCAUCUCUCUGUGCUGCCCAGACGGUCCACCCGCUGCCUCCACCCAGCUGUAGGGCGGCUGAGUGCAGGCAGACUCUGGAGGCCCCGCAGUGCCCUCUCCUCACCCCUGGACACGCCACCCUAGGCAUCCGAGUGGCUCUUCCGCCGCUGAGCAGGGGUGUUCACUUUUGCCCCUAUUUGAGUUCUGGAUGACAUCCCCAAUCACCUGGACAAGAGAGGGAAGCUUUGCUUAAGAUGCCAUGCAGUCCCAUGCAGUUUUGCACAGGUUGACCCAACCUGAUGCCUCUCUCUUGGGCAGAAGUGAUGCUCAGUAGAAGUUGGCUCCUGUGCCACUUCUGGCUGGGAAGAUGAGGAAGAAAAGGUUGUUGUGGUGAAAUCCUUGAAGCUGAAGAUAGACAUGAGUCUCAGUAAGAUCAGUUCUGUUCUUCAAGCAUGUGUGAUAAAGUAGUUUUCUAUUACAUAGCAUGUUUUUGUUAAUUGUACGCUAUAUCUGCAGUUGUAAGUCUUACAGAGGUAUUUUGAUGCAGAGGUGUGUGAAAUAAAUUAAUACUAAAAAUAAGAAAGAGAGUUCUUGUUUGUGUAAGGAUGCAAAACUAAUAUCUGUACUCAUGUGAAGAUGAACAGAUAACUUCAGGCUUUGAAGUGGCUCUGUACUGUUGAUGAAUUUAUAGAAGAAAGAAGGUGGAAUUGCUGGAAUAUGUUCCAGGGUAUUAGUUUAAAUCAAGGCAAUUUAAAUCACCAAGAGAAAAGACUAAUUUAAAUAACUGAUAUAAAUCAAGUUUCCCAUUACUACUUUUCUUAUUUCCUAGGCAGAAGCGCUCAAUAAUUUGUUGGUAGAAGCAUAAAAAACAUGAUCAUUUGCAACCAAAAAGAGCACUCAGAUUCCUAGAACUGUAACCCAAAAGCACACAUGGGGGACCUCUAGAUCAGGCUUCCUCAACCUCAGCCCUCCAGGUGUUUUGAGACUACAAUUCCCAUCAUCCCUCACCACUGGUCCUGCUAGCUAGGGAUCAUAGGAGUUGUAGGCCAAAAACAGCUGGAGGGCCGAGGUUGAGGAAGCCUCCUCUAGAUGUUGUUGACAACUCCCAUCAGCUCCAGCCAGCUUGGUUAAUAGACAGGGGUAAUGGGACUUGUGGUCCAGCAACAUCUGGAGGGCCAGAGGUUCCCCAUCCCUGCUUCAAACAUUUGCUCAAGCAAUCCGUGUUGUUGUUGUUUUGCACAGCAUUAUUCUAUGUUCUUUAUCCAGCCACCCUUAAAUUCUUCACAAAUCAAUGGUGGUCAUGGGGGGACAAAACAAUUGGGCCCAAUCCCUUCAUAAGGUGCAGGUUGAUGCAGUGGUCAGGCCUGGAUCCAGCAGAUUCUGGGCCAACUCAGUCAUGCUGCCUUCAUGCUCUCAAGGUGCCUCAUUUUGGGACCUUCCACUGACAGAGAAUUUGCCACCUGCCCACAACUUCAGCAGCUGGCAAGAGGCUGACUCAGUCAGCAGAACUGAACAAAGACACCUCUGCUCAAGCAUCUGACAUCCCCCAUCCAUCAUAGGGUUGGAUUUAUCUGCCCAUCAGAAAUAAUUUAAGUCCCAUUGAGUUAAGCAUGACUACCUUCCAUUGGAUUAGGAGAAAAGAAGAUUUUAAACAGAUAAAAUGACACUUAUUUGUUUUUUAUGUGUGUACAUGCAAGGACACUAAAUGAGACCUCUUAGUUGAAGAAUGCACCCAGAGUGUUACAGAAUCAACUAAGAAGGGCUAGUAGUUACUAGGCAUAUUGAAAUUGUCCCUAAGAUGGGAAGUGUAUGUCUGUGUUGCUUCUACAAACGUUUAUAUCAGGAGAACUGAGCAAAUUACAGAGCUCUGAAGCUUUAAGAAUAUAAGAUUUAAACUGAGGUAACCGGACAGGCUGGAAAAGAGCCUGGUAAAGUACAAAAUGAUGUCUUAUAGAGAAAAGAAGUGGUUCCCAACAUCUGUAACGAUCGUAGUCUAUGUAGAAUCAAAUCCAUGUUCAUAAACACACCAGACGAUAUGGCAAGUCAUGGACAGUAUUUAUAACACUUGAUCUCAAACGGCACACAGUUCAUUCUUUACCUUAAAGAACUGGCAAAGCCAUUGAUCCAGAUUUAAGAGAAUAUAAACAACAGCUUGCAUUUUAAAUGUUUGCAUUAUAUUCAAACUUUAUUUUAAACUCUUAUUAUUAAACUAUAUGUGAAAUUUAGAAAACACUAAAAAUCUAUACAUUCAUUUUUUAAUUUCCAUUUUCAUAUUUAAAAAUCGUUCAUUUCCACUCACCUUUUAGUGUCUCAUCAAAUUUAAGAAGCAAAAAGGUGGGGAAAUAUAAUGUGGGGAAAUAUUGCAUAGUAAUCCAUGUUAACCAGGGCAAGUGACUCACAUGAAUAGGGAUUAUUUUCCUUUGUAUGGUGCAGAAGAGAACAAGUUGUUUCUGAUUCUUGAUGUACUACUUAUACAGUCCAACAGGUUUGCCUGUCCCUGUUUCAAGCAACUGUUUACAAAAGAGAUUAAACGGAGAAUACACCUGGAACUUGCCUGCACCACUAACCAUGUUAGUUAUAUGUUUUGCCCAUAGCAUCUCUCCAAAACACAGCGAAUACUGGGUUAAACGCUUGUCAGUUUCUUUUCAGCUAAAUAGACCACAAUUAUUAGUACCUGACAAGCUACAUAGUUUCUCUGAGAAGCAAGCAGCAACUAACCACCAACAAAUUAUGCCAGUUACUCAUCAUGGCAUGUUUAAUUUUAUUUAGCAAUCCAAGAUCGGUUUAAAAACACAGCACUAACCUUCUGGCAGACAGGUACUAUUUUGCUAUUCAAACAUGCUGUAAUCCACCCUGCUUUCUGACAUAUUUAAAGAGUAUUAAUUGUUAAUGCUGAGCCUUCUUGAAUUCUGUUCUGGAAGCAGGCUGCAUUCGGUCCUCCAGUUUGGGAAAGAACAUCAGUUUGCUCCCACAGGAGUACUGAUCUUAGCCUCGGGAGACUCUGCCAGCCGUAUUGUUUGUGUGAGUUUCUCCUGGUUGCCGCUUGCUGUUGGAGACGAGGAUUUUCAUCACAGCCUGUGUUGCAUUGUAGUGUUGCCUUUUUAAUUUUAACUACCAACUGCCUGGUGUUACCGCUGCGGAUUAUUAUCUGGAAAUCUCUGGAGGAGCACUGCUGGGUCUUCAAACAGCUCUACAGACGAUAGUGUUUCUUUCUGCCUUUCCUCUUUACUGGUGCCAGCUACUUCUGAUGGUUCAGGUACUUUGCAUUACUGCAGUAUUUUGUGAUUAACAGCUGUGGUAAUUAGCAGACUGAUUAUUUAUUUAUUUAUUUAUUUAUAAAACCCUAAAAGACACCAUGGUACAUUUAAAAAGCUACCUGCUGAUAAGAGAAUUUGCUGCAUAGGUGCAGAAGGAUGUGUGCAUCACCUGUGUACUUAACGAUAUUACAUGCUAACAGAAGCAAUAGCAAAUGGUGAAAAUAAUACUGUGGUACAUCUUGGAGCAGGAAUUGGAUAUUAUUAGUUAAGAAAUGUCUUGGGCAUUUGCAUGUGUAAAUUUAAUAACUUGCCUUAGGGCAUUUAAUGUGUACAGUGAUUUUGUAAGCGUCUGGCUUCAAUAGAAUCUGUUGCUCUGAAGAGCGAUAUUAAAUUUCCGGGUGAAUUGUUUGAAGGUGUAGCUGUUCUCGUGCGGUUGGAAUAGAAACGGGAAGGGUUUCAUUCCAUGUGCAAGAAGUUUUAUUACAAUUAGUGAUUUAGCCCUUGUUACCUGACUACAUGUUGUUAAUAAAAUAUAUUUAAUAAAAUAUAUGUAAUCCUGUUUUGGGGAUCCGCCAGCUGCGGGGCUUUGUGAUUUGGCCAAUGCCUUGCUACACCAGCAGAGCAUAGGGUACACCAUCACUGUGACAGGUGUGCUGGCAAAGCACUUUGGAUACACCAGUGGAACUCUCCGCUACUAGAGGUGUUCCACCAGUGAAGAUAUGCUGGCAUAAUGGCUUAAAUUGGGCAUAAUGGUGGGCUGGAUGUGGGUGGCACAUGGGAAGAGCCAUUUUAAAAGAACUGUACCAUUAAAAAAAAAAGUAGCCACCAUGUCAGUUUACCAUCCCAGCCACAUCACUCUGACAGAGCUGAGCAUUGGAUACCGUGGCCAUUCCACCAGUGUUAUGGCAGCAUAUUUACAGUUCCGGGGUAAUAUGGGUAUAGAAUUGCUUAGCCCAUAACAAAAGCAAAACAGAAUUAUCCAAAUGGUCCUGAAUGAACACAUUUUAGCUGUGAAAUCCCCUUUUAUCUGCCAUUUGGAAGCUAAUUAGUCUCAGUCAUAAACUGGCUGAACACGUGGUGUUAUGCAAAACAGCCUCAUGUGCCUGUGUUCUAGUUCGGUGCAAAUGUGUAUGGAAGUGAUUUGCAUCGGCUUCGUUGAUUGCCUGGUUUGUGUGAUUUAAGCAGGUGGGGGGGGGACCUUCUCCUGCUGCACUUCAGGUGCACAGUUUUCCUAGCGCAAGGCAGAAUCCAGACAAAAUUAAGCACUAGUAGUUGACCCAUGUGGGUGAGGUAUGUGCUUAAACUUGCCCAAUUAAAAUCAUUAAGAUUAUUAUUUUUAAUGCUUUACUUUGGCUCCAUCAUACCCACAGUGAUCAUUUCUGUGUGAGAAAAAAUGUAGUAUGUGAUGCAGCUCAUAAACAAAGCCACUUACCCAUGGGGGCUGGUUAUUUCCAUAGCCCGUGUUCUCUGAUAACUAUCUGAAGGACCAUAUCUCUUUACAUGAGACUGCCUGAGCUUUGAGAUCUUUUGGGGAGGCAUUUCUCUCUGCCCCUCCACGUUUGAAGGCACAUCUGGUAAGGACAGAAAAGAGGGCCUUCUCGGUGGCUGCUCCAAGAUAGCAGAACUCGCUUCCACAGGAUGCUAGGCUAGCUCUCUGUUUGCUUUCCUUUUUUGCCAGCAGCAAAUUCUUUUUUGUUCUUACAGACUUUUUUGGCCACUAACUGGCCGUUGUGAAAGAGUCUUUUAAGUAUUGUAUUGUGUGUCUGUGCUUUCGAAUAGUGGGGUUACUUACUUGAUUAUUUUUUAAAAAAAAUACUUAUAUUUAUUGUGUGUUUUAGUUGUAUCUAUUUUAAUUUCUGCUGGGAGAAAGGCAGGAUAAAAUUUAAAUAAAUAUGUUAUGUAUUUCGUUUAAGGUAAGAGUGGGGGACCUGAACUCAAACUCCCAUCAGCUUGCAGGCAGCAUGGCUAAUUUUUGGAGUCUCAGAUUCCCCUUAUUCCUGGUUUAAGAUAUCACUCCUCAAAUUUGCCACGGGGUGUUAGAAAGGGAUUCACUCAAUGCACCUGUGAGCAAUACCAGAACAUCUGCUGUUUUCCAUGGAGAACCAUGGGACUGCUAGUCUCAGGCCAAUGAGUACCUGUGGCUAUUUAGAAAGACAGCUGUUCAAUUAGGAAAGACAGGCCAUUACUAUGGAAAGUUCAGGGGAAGGGUGAGCUGUAAGCAUCUAAAUGAUCUCAGGAAAUUUGGAGAUAUUGUCAGAAGACCACCUGAUAAAACCUCCUGGCACACCUGGUUUAAUGCAUUCCAGUGGUUUUAAUCAUAUGGAGACAGUGCUGUAUAAGCAACAAUUUGGAGUUGUCCCUGAAAGACAACUAUUUUGAUGGUACCUAAUAAAUCCAUUGGUUUAUUAUGGCCAUUUGGAAGGAACCAAUUGUCUACAAUGGGUUUUUGGUGUAAUUUGUGUUUCAGCCCAGUGUUUUAUGGUGUUUCUUUGCUCAGUUUCGCUUUUCAUUCUUGUGUUGGUAGUUUUACAUUUGUUGAGGUGGAAGCCAAAAGAGGCUGCCUGCUCUGGGUCCAAUAAAGUUCCUGUUGUCUUAUGGUGAGAUGGAUUUAUGGAAGUAUAAUCUAACAUAAGAACAUGCAAUGAUUGUGAUUAAUAGAGCAGUUGGGAAGGGAAUGAGGAAGACCUGAGUUGGGUAAACAGCCUUUUACAGUGCCAUGCCAGGCUUGCACUGGGAUGGCAAAAGUGAAGCCAAAACAGCUUUUCCUUUACUUUUUCCCUUUUCAGUUUGUUACCGCCCUCCAAAAAAAACAUCCCAUCCAUCAUUUCCAGUGAAAGGAAAUGCCUGCAUCAGCUCCAGGGUUGGAAUGUGUAGGGUUUAAAGAUAGGCUUUGGGAUGGGGAAGUUUCUGCAGCAGUAAAAAUAGACCUUUUGGGGAGUCAGAUCACCCUCUCCAAGGGCUGGCUGUCUCCCCACCCAGCCUUUCUCAACCUGUGGGUCCCUAGAUGUUGUUGAACUACAAUUCCCAUCACCCCUAGCUAGCAAGGCCAGAGCUCAGGGAUGAUGGGAGUUGUAGUCCAACAACAUCUGGGGACCCACAGGUUGAGAACCGCUGCCAGAAGACCCAAAACAUCUCAGUGUCUUCCCAUGGACCAUAGAUUGCAGCCAGAGAAAGUAAGCUAGAAAUCAAUUUUCAAACCACAACCACAAACUGUGCAUUAAAAAUCAUGUAAGAAAGAUGAAAAUCAAUUAACCAUGGUGGAAAGAUUAAUUGCCUGCAUAGAUAGGCUUGGCGGAACAGAAAAGUUUUCAUUUAAAAGUUGAAAUAGUUGAAUUACUAUCAAUGUUAUACCUCUCACUAAUGCAAAACAAGUCUUAAAAGUCAUUGUCUGAAUAAUCUUUAGAAUUGCAUCACUUGUUGAUUCUAUAAUAGAGGACAUAGGGGAAUACGAGUCAUUUUUUCCUGGUAUGAUAAAAGUCUAAAGAUGCCUGCUUUGAACAAACACUCUUACCAAAGAUGAGUUUCCCAAUUUAUUUUUUGUGCAAGAGAAAAUGAGAACACUUUUGCAUUUCCUCUAGGAUCAAGAGUGGAGCAAUUUAUCUCCAAGGAAAGAUUAAAGCAUUUAGAGUUUUUUUAGCUUUGGAAGAAAAAAAAGACUUACCAUGGCUUAUAAAAUUAAGGUUGGUUUAGAGAGGAUGGAUAGAAAGGUCUCUCUCUUUCUCUCGUGAAAUGAAACUCAGGCUCACCCACUGAAAUUGGUUGGCACUAGAUUCAGACAAAAGAAAGAACUGUUUCACACAACUCAAAUUAGCUUAUAGACUUCACUACCACCAGGCAAGGUUAUGUGGUCUUUUACAUUAAUCCCACCUUUGUUUUUAUUGGUUCCGCCCACCCCUCAGUUUGAAAAACAGCCUUUCACAUUCCACAGGGGUUUUUUUGCCAGACAGUUCUCAUCUUAAAUUUCAGGCUUCCAGGUCAGUUUAGCAAGACUGGUUUGGCAACAAAUGCAAGCUAAAGAGGUCCUACGUGUAUUAAGCAUAAAAAUUCUCCUCUUCCUUCUCUCUUUUAAAAGGUGGUUUUAAUUUUCUCUUUUCCAAGAGAGCAAAGAAACCGAAGUCCCUUUGCAGUGGUCAGCAUUUGGCAUUCUACAAUAUUUGUCCAUUUUACGAACUGCUUCCCAUAGUCACUUAUAAUUGUUCAUUUGUUUCUGUUCGAUUUGGAAUGCUGUUCGCUCCUCUUAAGAGCAAAGAUUUUUUUCCGGGAACGGGUCUAACUUUCAGCUUUUCAUUUUCUUUGCUGCACUUCGUGUGAAACUGUAACUUGGAUAUUUUAUUUUAUUUUUUAUCUGCUCUCUUCAGAUGGAUCCGGUGCAAAAAGCAGUCAUAAACCACACAUUUGGUGUGUCGCUCCCCACAAAGAAGAAACAAGUCAUUUCUUGUAAUGUCUGUCAACUUCGCUUUAACUCUGACGUGAGUAUCAUCAGCUCUGUGUGUCUUCUUUCAUACUGCUGCUUCCAUGUGCUUGGAAUAAUUUUUUUAACAUGUUCAUCAUACCAGUAUGUGGGGGGGGGGGGGCGGGAUCUGACCGCUCUGAAGUGGAUCUUUGAAUUUAUUCAACUGCUUGAUGUGAUGCCUUCUAGUAUCUGCUAGUUGUUAGAUUUAUCAGAUUGCAUGGGCAGGUUAACGUUUCAUGUUUAAUAAGCAGGGACGCGCAAAGGCAGUGUGCAUUUUCCCUGCUAUUUUCAUCCUAUACGACGAGCCUGUAGCCAAAACUGUUUUGGUGAGGGGCAGGGGAAUCAUUGCAGAGCAGAUAGAACAUAAAUACAGGUAGACUUGAAAGUUUAAUGUCAUUCUGCUGUAUUAAAUAUUGAUAAAAUAUACUUUUAUGAACUUUAAAAAUAAGGGCUUGCCAGUUUCCCUACCGCCUCUGUAUUCCUCGGUGAGCGAGACUGGAAGGUGGGAGCAGACCGGUUUGCCUUUUAAGUGAGUGAUUAGGCAAUAUUCUGCCCACAUGCUUUCCUUCAUAGGUUAGGAAAGGAUAUUUUGUUUACAGGAACCUAUAGCUUCAGGGAAGAAGUCUGGCAUGUCUCUAAGAAGGCUAGUCCCUUACAGUGCGCAUGCACAGCCCUUCCUACAACUCGUAUCGGCUAACAUCCCUUUUCAACUAACCUCAAAGGAAGGUAAACUAUCUAAAAGUGGGUUAGUGAGCAUUGGGUGGGGAUGUGGUUACAGGGGCGAACGAAGGCCUCGUGACACGCGGGGCAGGGCGUCGCUACGUAGGGCGCCGUUUGUAGCAACACCGCACAUGCGCUAUACAUAGCGGUUUGGCGGCGGUGGCACUCCAGCGCCGGACGGACGGUGCCGGGAGCCUCUGCUCGUGGCUGCAGCUGCAAAUGGAGGUUCCUCUAUAUGCGGCUGUAGCGGCGAUGGAGGGAUCCCACCGCCAUCCGUACAGCGCUCAAGCAGUGCCAGUGGCAAACCGCUAUAUACAGUGCAAGUGCAGCAUCGUUACGUACAGCACAUGCGUGUGACGCUGCACAUGCACUGUCCAUAGCAGUUUGCUGCCGACACCAGGCUCCUCUGCUCAGAGCUGAAGCCGUGAACGGAGGAUUCUCCACAUGCGGCUGUGGCGGCGCAAUGGCUGCUCACACCGCUGCGAGCCCCCAUGGGGUGCCUUCUUGUCACCCCCCCCCCCGAGACAUGGCAUUGCCCUCCUAUUGUGACACCACUGUGGUUGUGGGGGGUGUUCCUGUUCUGCGUUCUAGGCCAGCCACACCUAGAGCCAGUGUGGUGUAGUGGUUAAGAGCGGUGGACUCGUAAUCUGGUGAACCUGGUUCAUGUCUCCGCUCCUCCACAUGCAGCUGCUGGGUGACCUUGUUGUUGUUUUUUAAAUGAUAUUUAUUAAAGUUUCAAAAAAAGGUUACAUAGACAAGAAAAAAAAAGAAAAAAAUUAGAAAAAAUAAAAAAUACAAGAAAAAUAAGAGACACUUAAAAACAAAUCAAUCUUUCCAUGCCUUACAUUUCAUUUCCUUGUUUCCCUGACCUCUUCACACCUCCCUUUUUUGUAUUCCAAUUCAGUUAGUUAAUUCAGCAAUUUCUUUCCCUCUUUGUUUUUAUCUUAAUCCUUUAACUUAAUAUAUUAUAACUUUGGAUUCUCACCUGUUAACAAUCCAUUUUUACAUACACCUUUAUAACAUUGCUGCUAAAACCACUUAACUUCAUUCUGACAUCAUUCUAACAUUCAUUAAUUUUGCAAUAUUUCUGUAAAUAGUCUUCUUUCUUCCAAUCUUCUUCCACCGACUCUUCUCCCUGGUCUUGGAUUCUGCCAGUCAUUUCCGCCAGUUCCAUGUAGUCCACAGCUGCUGGGUGACCUUGGGCUAGUUACACUUCUCUGAAGUCUCUCAGCUCAUAGAGUUUUUGUUGUGGGGGAGGAAGGGAAAGGAGAAUGUUAGCCGCUUUGAGACUCCUUCAGGUAGUGAUAAAGCGGGAUAUCAAAUCCAAACUACUUCUUCUUCUUCUUCUUCUUCUUCUUCUUCUUCUUCUUCUUCUUCUUCUUCUUCUUCCAGAAUGCUCUGUUUCAUUUGCCCUCCCUCCUGGUGUUCUGUUCUCCCCCGAGUCGCAUGCCUUUGGCUGCGUAAGGGCAGACCAUUGGGCCAGGGAACAACCCCUAGUGGUGCAGCAGUAAAACUGCUAGCACAUUUGUAAAAGCUAAGCAGGGCCCGGUAUGGUUUCCAAUUGGAUGGGAAACCGCAUGUUGAGAUACCUGCACUGCAGGGGGUUGGACUAGAGGAGCCUUGUGGUCCCUUCCAACUUUACAAUUCUCUGAUUCUUAUGAGUUUGCUGUUAGUACGUUGAAUAUUUGUUCUGAAUAGGGACAGAUGCACAUAUGUGCUGGUGUGCUGCCAUGCCUUUGGUAUUUUACUUGACUGUUGGAAAUAAUAAUGAAAAUAAUAAUAAUGGAAAUAAUUGAUGAUGAUGGAAAUAACAAUAAUAAUACAGACUUGGGCUUAAUAUGAGCAGGGCUGGACAAACGCUGGAGACAUUUGAGAGCCUGUGAGUGUCUGUGGAAUAGUUUACCCCUCACCAGUGGAUAACCUAAGCAGGCAUCACGCAUCUGGGAUUAGGGAGCAGAGCCUCCUGGCUAGAAGACAUGGAUUUUAGGCAGAGCUAAAACUUGAAGGCAGUGCUUCUGUUUUAAGGACUUCUAGGUUUGUCCUCAGUUUUUUGAACAGUUUUUUGUGUUUAUAUAGGAGGCUCAAAACAUUUCACUAGAACAACUCAAAACAAUCCAAAAGAAUUAGGGGGCAGAGAUAAUUACAAUCCCUUUUCAACAGACAUCAUUAGUUUUCUUUGUGAUGAAUUAUAACCUUAUUUUCUUUGUUCGUAUAAAUACAACCUGGGCAGUGUGAUCCUAUGCAUAAAAUCAGAAGUAAAUGUCAGAUUGUGUUCAGUGUGUCUUGAAAUUGUAUGUAAGAUUGCAGCUUCAAAGUACUCUACCAAAUAAUUUCAGUCAAUAUGCAUGUAAUGCACGCACACGCACACAUCGUGGUGACUUCAGUUUCUGUGAAGGUUCUGUGUAAGAGAACCCAGAUCAAACAAUCGAUCCUCCUCAAAUAGUCCUCCUUUCAAAAAGCACAUGAAAUGAAUGCCAAUUAUAAGUUUACAUCUGAUUAACAUUUCCCUUCAGUAGUUAACCUCAAGGCAACUAAUUAUCAUGUGCAACACAUUUAAAACAUUAUUACGCAUAUUACUGAAGAUUGCUGUUGAUGCUGCUUUGCUGUCAUUAUAGCACAGGCAUGACAUAUAACAUAAAGAGCAAGCGUGUGACAUUUUGAAAUCAAAGGGCUUGCAACGUUCGCUUUAGCUUAUUUAUUUGUUAGCUUAGUUUCCAAUCUUCCGUCCAGUUUGCAGAAAGUAGUUUGAGCCUCACAACAACCCUGCAGAGUAAGUGGGGUUUAAGAGAGGGUGACUUUCCAGUCUGCUUGUGAGCGUCAGACCUCAGCAGGAAUUUCAACAUGUCCAUGCCUGAGCCUCACAUCGUUGCUCAAGGCUAGCAGCCAAUGUGCAGCAGACUAUAUAGUGCACUCCACCAGGUGUUUGUUGGACUACAGCUCCCAAUAUCCUUGACCAUUGGCCAUGCUGGCUGGAGCCGAUAAGAGUCCACAACAAGGGGCAUCUUGGAAUCGUAGAGUUGGCAGGGACCCCAGGGGUUAUUUAGUCCAACCUGCUGCAAUGCACACUGGUUAUUUCUCUUCUAGCCGUUUAUACACACUGGCUGCUUCUUAUAACUGCCUUUCCAAACACUUCAGCAAGAACAGCCGCUACGUCAUGUUAAAGUCCCGAAUUCUUUACAAUGCUGUUCAGGAACUGCAUGUGGCUUUUCUCUCAUUUACCUUCUUUGCUGCCGCGGGGCUGGCUCAACAAUUCACCUCGAAGAAAGCAUGCUAAAGAUGUGGUUUAUCACGUUUGGCAGCUCUGUUCUCUGAGGCCAUUUAAUAGUCUUCCCACUCCAAGCCAAGUUCAGAACCAGCUCAGGCUAUAUUAAUCUCCUCUGCCUUUCUUCUAAUUGUGUCCUUUAAACUCCCUGCCCACCACUCCCACUGGUAGUUUCUUGUUAAUCUAUUUAUUAUAACUGUCUUUAACUUUUGGCUUUUGGAAAAGAGAGCAGAAAACACCAACCCCCAAUUUUUGGUUCUUCAACGAAGCGUGAUACUUCUUUCCUUGCCGAUAAGUGACGUAUCUACCAGCUUCAUGCUCUUUGUAUGAUCCAGGACUUUCCCAGUUCAAAUCAUGGCUCUGCCAUGAAUGCAUUAGAUUUUAAGUAAGGCAUUCUCUCUUUGAGUCUCUCAUUGCUCAGUAUUAUUUCUGCAAGCACCAGGACACAAUUCCCUUUGCAUCCUUAUUCUCUCCUUUUCACCUGUGAGGUCAAGGACUCCCUCUUCUGGACUUCUGUCACACUGCACCAUGAUAAACCACUUUGUGCAUGCUGAGAUGCAUGACUUUUUACUGAGUGAGUUUUGGUGCUGAUAACUUUAUAAUACUGCUUGUAACUCGAAUGGCUUGUGAUAAGACGAUAUGUGGGUUCAUGUCUCUAAUGAACCCACCUUUAUGAUGGCUUCAACUGUACCUGACUACCUGACUUGCAAGUUUUCCCCUCUUGGAAUUCUCUAAAUACCUGCCCACCUUUCUGGGUUUUCUUUUUUGAAUCAAAACACUCCCAUUUACUCAUCCACUGAUGCAGAUUUAUGGAACUCUUAGAGAAGAUGGAAAUGGAAAUCAUUCAGCCUUAACUCGCUAUUCCAAAAGAGCUCUUAAUUCACUCAGCUGCUAACCUCUUUGUUUCUUUGAGACUUUGUGAGCAGUUUCCUCUAGAAAGAUCAGUGCACAAAGAUUAGGGGCAAUUGUCAGUAAUUUCAGCCAUGCUGUCAUGUCUUUGGGGGGGGGGCGGAGUGUGGAAAUAACACUAUUAUUAAUAUAUUAAGAGGUGUGAGAGGGCUGUCCCUACCAUUAGGGAGAGUAAUAGAUUGUGGGUGUCACGAAAGGCAGCAUACUAUUUAGUGAUUUAAUUAAUUAUUGCUGCAUUUUUACUACUGUAGAGAGAUGCUUGUGGGAUUUUCCACAUCGGUUGCCAGAAAAAAUGCUUAGCACCAUGCGCCUUGACUUGGAGAAAGGGGUGCCAUUUGCUACUCCACCUGAAACGGCAAAUUCUGUUUGGCCAGCCCAGACGAUACCAUGUACAAUGGAAGUUCAGGAAAGGAGAAGACUUUGUCGUUUAGUCAUGUCCGACACUUCGUGACCCCAUGGACCAGAGUACGCCAGGCACUCCUAUCUUCCACUGCCUCCCGCAGUUUGAUCAGACUAAUGUUGGUAGCUUCAAGAACACUGUCCAACCAUCUCGUCCUCUGUCAUCCCCUUCUCCUUGAGGAUAAGACUGGAUAUGCUUAUUCAUGUCCCAAGAGUGUGUGAUACUGGGAAGAAUUAUGCUGUAUAAGCAAUUGUAGGCACAGAGGUUGCUACUUCUCAAAUAGCCAUUUACAGAAUGGCUUUCAACAAAAGAUCCAAAACCCUUUAGGAUAAAACAAACAUCAAGGUGAAAAGUCCUCCUUUUUCUUACUUUCACAUACAAUUCUUUCAACCGCAUACACAUAAACAUAAAAUCAGGCCAUGAGGUUUCACUUAUAACCUAGGCACACAAACCCUACUUGCUAGUACAUCUGCUUGUGGAGACUUCCAGGAAUGGAACCAGGAAUUUUGCUAUUUGCCAUAUGCACACAUGAAAGUUCAGAUUUUAGAACUAGUUAAAAGUUACACAGGUGUUCAUUUUUUUAAAAAAAAAAUGCAAUUUGCACUGAUCGUUAAUACUUCAAUAAAUGCCUGUAUAUUGGUUUUGUGUAUUCUCUCUCAAGCAUACCUUAUUUUAGUAUGCCGCUUUGAAAAGUAAACGUUCCCGUUCUUAUUUGUAUCACUUACAGCUGAUUGAAUUGAUUUGGUGUCGGUUACCCUUAAACCAAGUCUUUCGAACGUGGAUAAACAAAUGCAGGGAUAUCCUUCGGCCUGCUCAAGUUUCUGUUUCUUUGCAUAUCGCAGAUCUGCAGUUCUAAAACUACAGUGGCACCAAGUGCUCAAGGCUGCUUGUUUCUACGGUGCAGUUGUGCCACUAGAGUCCAUUGUGGUCUGGAUUAAGGAUAUAAAUCUGUGCUUUGUCAAGAAAGGAUCACAUGUAAACAUGUAGACACUGUGAGGUACUGGAGAAAUGCAUGGGAUAAGCUUGUCUGCUUCAGACUGAAGGUGAGGGCCCACAUUAUGGAGUGCUCUUACACACGGGGGGGGGGGGGGACAAAAGCAUAGAAAACUAGUUUUAACUAGCAAACACUGCUACCCUUGCUUGCAUGCUCCCCAAAGAUUGCCAAACGAAGCCUCCUUUUUGUGGAGUAUGAAAACGAUACUUCCUUUCAGCUCUGCUGUUGGAGGCACAAGAACCUUUCCAUUAAAAUGUGGCCACAGCCCAUCAUGUUUCUGGGAUUCCUUCACUUAGCUUCAGGCUCUACAGCCCCAGUGCCUCUGUCUUUCUAUUCAGUUGCCCUGACAACAUUUCUUCUUCUUUUUCUUUGGCGAUCACUCUUAGCCAAGUAAGAUUGUCUUCCAUGAACACAGUCUUAACAGUGAGUCCAUAAGUGACUGUGGAGGCCAAUUCUGAGUUGACGCGUCUUUCCACAGUGGAGACAUAGGUUUCCAGGCGGGAGUUGAUCACGGUGAGGGUUUGCCAAACGUGCCUUCCUCUUAGCACGUUUCUCCUUUUCACCCUGAGUUCAUGCUUCUUGAAAGUCCAUGACAGCUUUGGUGAAGGAUGUUCUCCAGUUGGAGCGCUCGUAGGCCAGUUUUUACCAGUUAUCAGUGCUUAUGCAUUUUUUUAAAGAUUUCUUUGAGAGUGUCUUUAAACCACUUUCGUUGUCCACUGGUAUUUUGCUUUCCAUUCUUAAGUUGGGAAUAGAGUAGUUGCUUUGGAAGAUGAUAAUCAGGCAUCCGAACAACAUAACCAGUCCAACGAAGUUGGUGUUGAAGAGUCAUUGCUUCAACACUGGUGAUCUUUGCUUCUUCCAGUACACUGGCAUUAUUUCACCUAUCUACCCAAGUGAAGUGUAAUUUUUUUUGGAGAAACCGUUGAUGGAAUCUUUUGAGGAGUUGGAGGUGGCGUUUAUAAGUGAUCCAUGUUUCACAUGCAUACAGUAAAGUUGGUAGUACAAUAGCUUUGUAAUCAAGUAUUUUGGUUUCCCUGCAAAUGUCCCGGUCCUCAAACACUCUGUGCGUCAAUCGGCAGAAAGCUGCGCUCACAGAGCUCAGGCGAUGCUGGAUUUUGGCAUCAAUGUUGGCCCUUAUGGAAAUAUAACUGCCCAGGUAGGAAAAGUGAUCAAUAUUUUCCAACAUUACACCAUUAAGUUGGAUUUGUGGCGCUGUAUAGGGGUUGUUUUGUGCUUGUUGGUGCAGCACUUUGGCUUUUUGGAUAUUGAGCGAUAAGCCAUGCUUUGUCGAGUCCUUUAUCUGCUAAGCUGCUAUGAAUGUUUGCGAAGACUUCUUGACAUCACUGCAGUAAGCCAUUGGUUCAAAGAGGCUUGUAUUAAUACUCAGGGAGCAAGGCCAAAAUUUAACCCUUUGUAUAAGUGGAUUUGAGAAGGAGUCCCUUUUUUGGAGAGCAUUACAAUCAAACCUCAACUCCUGAACAGCUCCAUUUUCAAACGAUUCGGCUCCCAAACACCGAAAACCCGGAAGUAAAUGCUCCAGUUUUUGAAGGUUUUUCGGAAGCCAAACGUCUGACGUGGCUUCUGCUUGAGUGCAGGAAGCUCUUACAACCAAUCGGAAGCCGCACCUUGGUUGUCAAACCUUUUGGAAGCCAAACCGGCUUCCGGAACGGAUUACGUUCAACAACCGAGGUUUGACUGUAUUUAUUUGCUUGCUACAUUAAUAUCCUACCAUUCCUCCAAGGAGCUCAAGGUGGCAUACAUGGUUCUCUCCCUUCCCAUUUUAUCCUCAUCACAACCCUCAUAAGAAAGGUUAGACUGAGAGACAGCAACAUCCCCUAGAUCAAUGGCUGAGUGAGGAUUUGAACCCUCAUCUCCCAGAUCCUAGUUUUGACACUGAAACCACUUUGUGUGGUGUUCUCUCAGAUACACCACUGGAGACAAGAGGUCAGUUUCCUUCAACAUCAUGUUGUUUCAUUUACUUAACUCUUGGUGGGAUAGUUUUGACCUGGAUUUUUUUCAGCUGAAGCUCACCGGAGCUCAGUUCCAGCCCUUCUCAUGUAGGCGCCAUUGCCAUUAUAAGAGAACAAGGGAGAAGUUCGUGGUGAGCUCAUCUCUUUUUCUAGAAAAAUAGCACUGGUCUUGUUCUGUAUUAGCUGCCUCACAUUCAACUCUCACCUGUAGUCUGCACCUUCUGACUUGAACCUUCCAUAGAGCUUCCGUUCAAAACAUAGCAAGCCUCUUAAACAUCACACUAGCUUUCACACCAAGUUUGCCUUUUGCUUCUCUCCAGUUUUGGGAUAAUUAUGACAUUUGUAUUCAUAGAUAACAGCCAAUUAAUUAAACAGUGUAUUUGGUCUUUUGGUGUUUCAAUUGACUUUUUUUCCCUAAACAGUGGCAGCAACAUCAAAGCCUUUUUUCUAUCCUUUUCCCUUUCUGUGUUAAGUAACAGAGCGGGUCAACAGUAACAGAGCACGGAGAAAAGAAUCCCAAAUAGCUCAGUUUCAAGAGUGUACAGCUUUACCACCAUCUGCCAUGUGACAGCUAUCCUCUACGGCAGCUGUUCCGUCUUAGGCAGAAUGUCCCUGAAACAGCUCUAUAAUGUCAAGUAUCUAAAAUACAGCUUUUCCAAUCUGCAAAUCCUGCUGUGGAUCUCUAUGCAUACAUCCACCAAGUUGAUAGCUGGCAUUGUUGGCACGGAAAAUGAAGACAGGGAGGCCGUGAUUCACUGCCCCUUCCUGCCCACUCCUAAACACUUGAGGGGUAAACUGAAAGCCUACACCACCCCACUAUCUGUUAGUAAAUGCACAAGAUCCAGGAAAUGGAACUAUGCUGAAAUACUUAAGUGGUACGUCUGGCCAGAUCCAGGUAGCUUAUUAUUGUUAUUGUUUCAACAUCUAUGGACCUGGAGUUUUACAAAGGUCCCUGCACGAAGAGAUAUUACAAUCCAAAUAUACACACAAUCUAAAAUGGAACACAAGAAAGGAAACGAGAGCAGGGUUGAUAGGAGCCAGAGCUCAACAACAUCUGGAGGAAAACAGGUUCUCCAUUCCUACAAUAGUGGGGGGGGACACUUUAAAAGACGUAAUGAUGAUGAAGUAGCCUUAUUUUUUGAGAACUGACAAAGUGGUCUUAAAUGCUGAAGUGGAAACACCCCAAAGAAAAUACUGAAACAUGAAUUAGGAUUAUAAAAACAACCCCAUAAUGGUAGGGUUGAUAGGGACCAAGGGUCAUCUUGCAAUGCAGGUAUCACAGCUAAAGAAUUCCAUACAGGUGGCCCCCCAACCUCUUCUUAAAAACCUCGAAUGAUGGAGAGUCCACCAGCUCAUUCUGCUGUAGAACAGUCUUUUACUGUCAUGUUUAGUCGGAAUCUCCUUUCUUGUGAUUUGAAUCCAUUGGUUCGGUAACCAGUAACUUCUGCAAAUUUCCAGCCGCCAUUGUUAUUUUAUGCAUGCUCCUGGCCUGUACUUUUUCUAAAGGCGAGGACCACAUUUGAAAACAGAUGAAUUGCUAGCGGAUACAAAAGAUGUAGAAGGAAUCAAUAACAUCAAGUGGAAAUCCACCAAAAAAAGUAUAGCUGGAAUUUUUGUCAAGCAUUCCCCACCCCUGUCUAAAUAAGACUAUUUAUAUUGAUUCUUUAAGUUUGGAGGGUAUUGAAGCAGAUAGGUGGUAAUUAAAAGCAUAAAUCUCAGGGAGCCUGUGAAGGUAAUUCUCUUCUUUGCAGACAGAACUGACAAAAUGAUGAACACUUCAGCUCCAACAUGACAGAAAUAUUACAUGAUUACAGGCUGCUGGGGCAUAAUGUGCAGAAAGUUCUCUUCAACAGAGGCUAUUUAACAAAGCUUUUAACAAAAGUUCUUAGUUUUCCAUUUGAAUCAAUUUAAUGGUUAUUAGUAAAGGGUUGAUCUAUGUUUCUCCUGUCUCUGUGUCAUUUUCAGUGAUACCCUGUUUUGCAUUAAUUUUUUUAAAAAUAAACGAAAUGCAAAAAGCACUGAUAAUUUGAGGAGGAGAGGAAACUGUUGCAUUUUGGAAUAUUGUAAGGAAAGCUUUGCAUUAGUUUCACUUGGUCAGUGGGUGGGUCUGUCUAUCUAUCUAUCUAUCUAUCUAUCUAUCCAUCAUCUUCAGAUGGCAAUUCAAAGCAGGUCCUGCCUUGGUAACAACACUCAGUCCUACUUUUCCUUAGUAAGCUUAGUAAGGCCUUCUUGGUAGUGGCACCCACCAUGUGGAACGUCCACCCAUCAGAUGUCAAGGAAAUAAACAACUUUCUGACUUUUAGAAGACAACUGAAGGCAGCCCUUUUUAGGGAAGUUUUUAAUGUUUUAUGUUUAAUGUUGGGAGCUGCCCAGGGUGACUGGGAGAACCCAGCUGGAUGGGCAGCGUAUAAGUAAUAAGUUGUUGUUGUUGUUGUUGUUGUUGUUGUUGUUGUUGUUGUUGUAGUAUUUAAAUGCAGAAAAAUGUGGGCCAGGCAACCAUCUUAACUUGCUCCUGGAUGUAAUCAGGAGAACGAAAUGUACAUAAACAAACUAGCAGCUUUGGUAGUUCCAAAAACAGAGUUUUGCGCUGUUAAAAUUAUAGUAGUCACAUGAGACAGACUCACGAUAUUCACAGUUUGUUUCUGUUCAUGGACCACUAUUGCUGGAUUGAUCUGAAUAUGUUUAGGACGCUGGUGUGAAAGAUUUAUGAAACAGAGUCAAAGUUUCAGUCUCUUUUUUACAUUUUCAAAGUUAGCUUUGGCAAGAGUGAAAUACUCUCCCAUUCCAUAGCUUUCAGUAAUGUGUGGUCUUUAGAAGUAAAUAAAAGUGCUAUUAUAAUGCAAGAGAAUGAUUGAUUCACACAUACAACUGUAAUAAAACACUUGAGGAAGCUUGUGAUUUUUAAAAUUUAUUUUUAACACUGUUUGAUAUUUAGUGCUCACAGUGUUGGGGGUUUCAGUAAGCAAUCUCUAAGCUUUGUGUAGACUACAGGUAUCAUAAACUAAAGGUUAACAAGAUUUCAAAAAGCCCUGCUAUUAUCUUUGGAAUUGUUACUUUUUUAUUCGUUUUACUUUUUCAUGCAUUUGAUUGUUACUUUUUCAUUUCCAUUUCUGGAACUGUGAGGAAUUUCAUACACUGUAUGUGUAGAAUGCACACCUAGGGCUGGUCAUGCUUUUAGUUGAUAUGGACUAAUCUGUUAACAAGUUUGUUUUCAAGGAUUUGGCCUCAGAGUAGUGAAUUUGACUCAGUUUUUUUCAUCCCCAUAACUAUAUAUUCCAAUUUACUGUACAUGCUCCUUAUGUUUAGCAUUAAUGUGAAUGUAUACAUUUUUAGCAGCGUCUAACGAUGAGAAGUUUCUCUGAGCAAUUAGUCUUUAGUUAUAUAAUUAUUUAUAUAAUUAACUCAAAGAACCAGUAUAUCACAAACGCAGCAUAAAGAAUGACAAACAGCACAAUCCUUUGUCACAAACAUAAAAUCAAAGGCAGUGCUUCAUUCUUAAUAUUAUCCUUUGGUGUUGUUCUGUUCCAGGAUUGAAUGAAAGAGUUCCACUGCUCAUCUGACUGGAUUUCUCCUAGCCAUAGUGAUUUAAAAUAAGUUACCAUAUCUUUCCGUCUAUAAGAUGCCCCUAUGCAUAAGACGCCCCCUAUUUUGGGGGACUCAGAUUUAAGGGGGAGUCACUAUCCAUGUAUAAGGCGCCCCAUAAUUUUUGACAUUAUUUUUAAGGGGAAAAACCUAGUCUUAUAUACACGGGAAAAUACGGUAAUUUGCUUAUCAGUGUAAUAUUCCUGAGUGGUUGCUAUAAUGCUGCAAUUUAAAAGACAUUACCAAUACUUUGGAAGUAUUGUAAUGAUUUUUAGAAAAACUGGAAAAGGAACUCUACCUUAUUUAUUAGACCAGUUAAACAUUUGCUAAUAGGAACUUUAUAUGCCAUUUCAGAUAAGCCUCAAAUGAGCCCAAAUCCAGCGAGAAAUUUACUGGAGAUCUGUUAAUGGAGAUCAAUUGGUGUGGAUUAAUGUUCUCCAGCUCUCACUCUCUCUUUUUUGCAAAUUGGUACUCAAUCUAUACGCCUGUAUUACAUAUUUGUACUUUCUGUUUCAUAGCUAUCCAUCCUAACUAAUCACUUGCAGCAAUGGCUCCAUCCCUGGAUUUUGUAAUCUGUGGGUUGUCUCUUUAACAUUAUUUCUCCAGACUCUAGUUUUAAGUAAAGUUGUGAAGCUAGGAGAUUUUCAUUUCUCCAUACAGAACAUCUUCAAAAGAAAUAGCUGCUGUUCAUUAAGACCAAAUCUAAAAUAUUUACACAUAUGAGAAUAGACUUCUUCCCCCAAAUCAUAACACUUUCAUGCCUUGUUCCCCACCCCCAUCCCCGCCACCUCAUCCAGAAGUUUUGAGUGCAUCUAAAAGGCCAGAUUAAUCAAAGGAAUAACAGGUAUAUAUUUUAUGGAGCUUAUAUUUGAAGAGCAGUGGGUGGCAACUGGCUAAUUUGCAUGCCAUUACCCAACCUGGUUACAACCAAGGAAGGCAAGCACCAGGCUCCAUACAUAUAAUUUUUAUAAUUAUGAUUCUAUAUUUUAAAUGAGUGGAAAUAAAAGUCCAACUUAGUGCAAUGUAUCAUUAUGAAGCAGGCCGUCUCUAACGUUAGUCGAGUGAGACACACAGCUUAUUUAGACGGGUAUGACUCAAGGUACUGCUGGUGGUGUUUACUGCCUUGGUUAAAUUAAAAUGCUGCCCAUUCCCAUGUGUUGUUGUAAUAAUAAUAAUAAUAAUAAUAAUAAUAAUAAUAAUAAUAAUAUUUAUAUACCUCCCAUCUGACUGGGUUGCUCCAGCCAUUCUAGGGCGGCUCCCCACAAAAUAUUAAAAACACAAUAAAACAUCAGGCAUUAAAAACUUCCCUGAACAGGGCUGCCUUCAGAUGUCUUCUAAAAGUCAAAUAGUUGUUUAUCUGUUUGACAUCUGAUGGGAAGGCAUUUCACGGGGUGGAUGCCACUACCAAGAAGGCACUCUGCCUGGUUCUCUGUAACUUCACUUCUCAUAGUGAGGGAACUGCCAGAAGGCCCUCGGAACUGGACCUCAGAUCCAGGCUGGACAACGGGGGUACAGUUGCUCCUUCAGAUGGACAGAACUGAGGCUGUUUAGGGCUUUAAAGGUCAACACCAACACACUGAAUUGUGCUUGGAAACAUACUGGGAGCCAGUGUAGAUCAAUAUAACAACAGCACCUUAAACACGCAAGAGUUAACCGGGAUGACUGUUCUUUUAUUUUCAUUUUAAAAAAAUGUCUGUCACUUCUCUGUUUCCUUUCCUUCACAACUAUGACUUUGCCCUCAGGCAGCUGGUAGAGAUGGGGGGGUGUGCUCUCAAUCCUGUCCCUUGGAACGGAGGGAAUAUCAAAACUGCCAAGGAGCUGCUAACCUGCUUCUGUACCUGCCUCCUCCAGAAAUGAAGAUGGCAGCUUCCUUGCUCUCUGCAAGGCACUUUUGUAGCUGAGGCAGGCACCUCGGGGAUUGUGGCGCCUCAGGUAGUUUCCUAGUUUGGUUCUACGAUGUUUCUGUUGAGCCACAUAAAGCUAAUAUUUCACUGUAGUGACCAAUACAGUAAGAAACUAGGAAGCAGUCCUAUACUAAGCUAAGCCUGUUGGUCCAACCAGCUGGCUUUUGUCUAUUAUUUAUUUAUUCAUUAAAUUUGUAUACAGUGGAACCUUGGUUUUUGAGUGUCUCAGAAGCCGAACGCCGAAAACCCAGAACUGAAUGCUUCUGUUUUCAAACGCACCUCGGAAGUCGAACGGCUUCCGAGGUGCGUUUCUCCAUUUUCUCAAUGGAUUUUGCUGACCCCCCCCCCCCCCCGUUGCACCUCGGGUUAGCAAAUGUUUCGGAAGUCGAACAGUCUUCCAGAAUGGAUUACGUUCAACAACCGAGGUACCAUUGUACCACUCUUCAUUUAUAGAUCUCAGGGCGGUUCAUAACAGGUCUAUGCUAGGGGUUCCCAAACUGUGGUACUUGGACACAUGUGUUUCAUUCAAGUGGUCCAUGGCAUGUCCACGUUAAAGAUUCAUACCCAAUCCACAAACACACUAGACAGAGAGGUAUCUGAUGUGUGGCCUUUGUACAUGCAGAAAAGGAAAAAAUCCUAAUAUGAAGCAGACCCCAAAAAUAGAUUACAGAGUUCCUGAAUACAUUCAAGUAGUAAGACAUUACAGACCACAUGUUACAGAGGAGCAGUAACUAAAAAACUUUCAGGCAAAGGGUCCCAUGUUGGGCAGGCGUCUGAAAGCAGUGAGGGGCUGGAUGGGAGCCAAUAAACUGAAGCUGAAUUCUGGUAAAAUGCAAGCACUGUGGAUGCAAGUUCCUGUGUGGACAACCUGUUCUGUCAGAGGUUGCAGUCCCCUGAAGGAGCAGGAUUGUAGUCUUGGGAACACUCCUGGAUUCCAUUUUGCCACUGGCAUACCAAGUGCUUUCUGUGGCUGGAAAUGCUGAGGCCCCACACAGGCCAGCUACAGCCUUCUCUGGAAUGGGAUAGCCUGGUCCCAGUUGUUCAUGCUAGAUUACUGCAAUGCACUCUAUGGAGGCCUGUACUUGAAGAUAAUACAAAAGCUGCAGCUAAUGCAGCUGCUAGGUUGAGUGCGCAGCCCAAUUGUUGCAGGAAAGCCUGCCCUAUCUCACGAGUGAACACAGAAUCACAUGAAAAAGGGAGUCCAAAGUUUAUUUCUGAGCAGAAGUUUGAUCCAGUGGGAUUGCUUCACAAAGACCGGGCCCAGAACAUUGGAGCACACGCCUUUUCAUAUAGUUUAUAUGCAUUCCAAUACAUUUCAAAUCCUCCAUCCAAUCAGAAUGCUUAGUUCCCCUCUCCCUGUUUUCUUAUAAGGCACAUAAGUACAGUCAUACCUCGGGUUAAAGUUGGUUCAGGUUGAGCGUUUUCGGGUUGCGCUCCGUGGCGACCCGGAAGUAACGGAAUGCGUUACUUCCGGAUUCGCCGCAUGCGCAGACGCUGAAAAUGACGUCACGCACAUGCGCAGAAGCAGCGAAUCGUGACCCGCAAACGCAGGUUGCGUUCGCUUCAGGGUGCGAAUGGGGCUCCCGAACAGAUCCUGUUCGCAUCCAGAGGUACAGACAAUGCUGCCUCUCUGUGAUUGGUCUGAUUUUACCGCAGUGUUGAGGAUGUGUACUGUUUCCUUAUGUAUAAGUUUCCUUGUGAUUGGCUAGAGUUUGCCACAAAGCUGAGCAUGCUCAGAACGCCAAAACCUUAUUUGGUGUGUGUAAUUCCCUGUAAUGCAUUACAUCACAAUGGUACCAUGUGCCACAGGUCCUGAAAGUUCUGCACUGACUGCCAGUGAGCUACUGAACCCAGUUCAGGCAGUUGGUGUAAACAGUUUGCUUAAGUAUCUAAAAGACCACCUCAUCCAGUAACAACAAUCUGAGACCUUAGAAUCAGUAGGAGAGGCUCUGCUGGUACUGCUGCCAUGUGGUGCUGCCCAGUUAAUGCCCUGUCAAGUAAGGUGCAUUUGUCUCACUCUUUAUUAAGAUGGGAGGAGGAAUUUAAAGACAUACCUGAUGGCUGAAAUAUACUGUUUCUGGCAACCUUGAAACUGCUAGAUGUGAGGUUAUUAGACUGUUUUUAAAUGUUUCUAGAUAUUCUUAAAUGUUUUUAAAUAUUGUGUUUUUAUUUUUUAUCGUAUUGUUUAGCUUUGGUGUUUGUUGCCCUGGGCCACUUUGGGAGGAAGGAAGAGUUGGAAAAUAAACGAUCUUGUUUUGCAGCCAUCCUUAACUAUGAUUUAGGUAUUCAAACAUAAUGCUUAGCCAUGGUUUGUGAAAACAAACAACAGUUGGUCCUUAUGUUGGUCCAUAGGGAGAUUAUGUUUUGGUUUCUUCAGUACACACAAAAACCAGCAAACUAAAAUUGCGUCCUACAAUACAAACGCAUUCAAAUCAAACAAUAUACAAGGUGGGUCAUGAAAUGCGGGGGGGGGGGGAGUGGGUCAAAUUAUUUUUCAUUACAUCUGCUCCUCUUUUCAUAAUUGCAGUGUUGUUGUGCCUGUUGUCAUUGUAUCUGGCAGGGCAGCUCUGUUGGCUGGCGACAGAAAAGCAAACAAGAAUAUUGUCUGAAAUAUACAUGGCUCUAGUUCUGCUGUGAUGCAGGAUAAUCCUUGAGUGCAAUGAGAAUACUGCUGAAUUACAUCACCACACGAAGUAAUGAGUUGCCUUACGCUUAUUCUCUUACCAUCUGGCUCCUUCAUUGAUGCAAGCCAGUAAGGGGAAAGGGUAUAUAAUUUUGUCAAGAUCAGGUAACAGAAAGCUACAAUUAAAGUUCACAGCACUUCAUGCAUCCAUAUUAAAACAUUAAAAGAAUUCCCAAACUUCUAUUACAAAUCAUGUAAUUUUAACAAUCCAGAGCUAAGAAAGAAAUAUGUACAUAAAGAGAAUUCAAAGUAAUGUCUUGUGCCUGCCUCGAGCCAUUAAAAGCAUCUGAAAAUAUGUUCUCAGAAGGUUCUCAGUAGUGAGUUUCCUUAUGCUCCUUUCACAUAAUCCCUAAUUCAAAUUACUAAGUAGGAAAUAACUGAGAGCAAAACGCUGAAAUUUUAUUUGCUGUUCAUUUCUUAGUAUACUGUACUUUUGUUUUGCUUCUCUCUUGUUAAAUUUGCAAAUCAAAAAAUGGCUUUAAAAAUUAUCCCCCCAAAAAUAUAAUUACAGUCAUAUGGACUAUUUCAGGGGUUCCCAGAUUGUGGUCUGUGAGCAUCAUUCAAGUGCUUGUGGAUCAAUGGUUGAAGGGAGAAGAUGGUGCAUCCAUCUCUUUAAAUAUGUAUAUUAAAUUUUAAUUACAUUUUAGUGCACCUUUAAUUUCUUAUAUUGUGUUUUAUUGUAUUCUAUAGAAUUCAGUUUGUAAUGCAACAAAAUAAAAUAUCUAUGAAAUUAGAAAGCAAUUAAAAUACAAUUAAAAUCAUGCAGCAUUUAGCACAGUGCAUUACACUUGCUCAACAGACUGAUGAUGAUGAUGUGGUCCUCCAAGACCCUUGACAAUUUUUAAGUGCUCCAUGGGAGGGGGCGUGUGGGAAACACUGGACUAUCUUCCUUUUUCUUGAGCUUCCUGCUUAGACAAAGCAUCACAUUCAAACAUAUGUUCUAGAGAUGGAAUGUGGGGUUUCAAGGUAGAUGACUGCUUGUACAACGCUCAGAGACAACCAUCAAUACAGUGAAACACUGAAAUGAAUAUAGGCCCUGUUUUUGCAUCAAUAUCUCUGUUGAACCUGCUGAAUUAGGACAAAUGUUCUUCUAAGAUGCUGAAACAUUACAGUGCCUUUGUGUCGUCACUCCACAGUGUGGCACAACCUUAUGGAUUUCAUUUUGUAGGUAGGUUCAGCCCAAACAUUAGGCAGAGUGAGGCAGAUGUGGCUGGGAGGGAAGGGGGAGUUUGCAGGGAUUGGUGACAAGUUGUGUGCCUAACAGUCUAACUGUGCCAUCAAAGAUAGCUUACUUUCCUCAGGUGUGGUGGAGGACAUUGUCCUAUCAUUGGUGUUUAAAUACAAAUCAUCUGCAAGACCAGUUGGCUUUAGUACAUGGAAUGGGAAGGUGUAAUGUUUUCACCUCGGGAAACAAAAUGUCUUGGUCUGGCCCUGUUUGCAGGAGCCACCUGUUGAAAGUCCCAUCGAAAGGUUGUGAGAUGGUGUAUCUCUGCGGACUGUAAAUUUAGAAAGUAGCAGACCCAAAGCUUUGUGUUUUUUAUAUUGUGAUUUUAUGUUGUGAACCGCCCUGAGAUCUACGGGUAUAGGGCAGAAGAAGAAGAAGAAGAAGAAGAAGAAGAAGAAGAAGAAGAAGAUGCUUACAAAGACAACCAAAGGCUGGUGAAUUUAAAAUAGUACACACACCAAACUGCUUCCCAGUUCUACUUCCCAUAAUGCUCUUGAGCCCUAGGACAAAUUUUGGAGUGGACUCCUGCAUUGCAGGGGGUUGGACUAGAUGGUGCUCAAGGUUCCUUCCAACGCUACAAUUUUAUGAUUAUAUAAUCCUGUAGUUGCUGAGGCUACUUUGAGAUAAUGGUAACCUUUGGAGAACUGAAACCAUCCUAGGUAAAAAGCAGUGCUUUGUAGGUUGUGCUGCAAUAUAUUUUCCAAUGAAAAUCAGUCUAUAUGACAGUAGCUGGAGUUAGUUCUGCAUGCCCCAGUACAUUUGAAAACCUGUGUAUAGCCUUUUAAAAAUAUGACUGAGAUAUUUGUUGCGGGAAACACAACAUAUAAAAAGAUCUUCUGUUAACCCAUCAUUGAAUUAAUGCUAUCUUCACUCGUAGUGGGGAUUUCAGAUUUAAAAGAUUUUGUUCAUGUGUUGUUGUUUUUUUUCUUUCCAUUGAAGUAUCUCACUUGGGUGUUCAUUGGUUAAGUGUUUGAUAUAUUUCAUAACUGAGUUUAUAACUAGUUUAAUAUAUGUCUGGGCUUUGUUUGUUUUCAACAGGUUUCAUGUACAGUAGAUGAGGAAUGAAGUGAAUCAAAGCCAGUAGUAGGUUAUCACUGAUAUUGCAGGCAUCCCCAUUGCCAAUAUCAGCCUUUCUCUUCAGUACGCCUCUGUCUAUCAUGUCGUAGUCUUUUGUUUUUUGCCUUGGGCCUUUUCAGCAGCACAAGCUAUGCAGUAAACAUAGUUACAGUCCAAAAAAUUAAAGGGACACUAUCUAUUUGAAAGUUGCGUAGCCAUUUGAAAGCUUAACAAACAGUCAUGGUAGUUUAAAGGUCUAUUGACCCCAGAAAAUAUCUGCUUCUCAAUUUCCAUGGGCCUUGGCCUCACAUGCUGCUUCAGCCCUUGGAAACUAGGUCAUGUAAACCACGCGCAAGUCAACCCGAGCUUCUUGGAGACCUGGAAGAAUAAAUAAGUAUGUGUAAAUAAAUUAAAAAUACUUACGUAAUAAGAACAGCAGCUGAGAUGGUGGCUCAAGCUCUCCCAACCCUUCCCUUGUCCAUUUCCUCACAAGUAAUGAGUGAACCAAGAGAAACUGCAUUUGUUUGAAUAUGAGAGAUCCCCGACCCUUUGACAAAGAAGCUGGAGAAAACAGGAGAGAGAAAAGAAAUGGGGGACAGCGCCGAAUCUUAACCACUAGACCACCAAGCAUUUGGAUCAUUUCCCUCCAAAAGAAUUGAUAAUAUCAAUAUUUAAUGGUUUCAUCAAGGUAUCUUCCAAACAUUUAAAAUAAAAUCACCUUUUUCAAAAAAGAAAGAGGGUUAUACAGUGGUGCCUCGCAAGACGAAAUUAAUCCGUUCUGCAAGUCUCUUCGUCUAGCGGUUUUUUCGUCUUGCGAAGCAACCCGAUUAGCGGAUUAGCGCUAUUAGCGGUUUAGCGGCUUAGCAGCUAUUAAAGGCUUAGUGGCUUAGCGGCUAAAAAGCUCUUAGCAGCUUAGCGGCUUAGAAAAAGGGGUGGGGAGUGAAAAAAAAUCGCAACACUCGCAAGACGUUUUCGUCUUGCGAAGCAAGCCCAUAGGGAAAUUCGUCUUGCGAAGCAGCUCAAAAACGGAAAACCCUUUCGUCUAGCGGGUUUUCCGUCUUGUGAGGCAUUCGUCUUGCGGGGCACCACUGUAUUUCCUUCUAUCCUCCCAGGUAGAUUUAGCUUCUGGAAAUGAAAUACAGUCAUACCUUGGGAUAAAUACGCUUCAGGAUAAAUAUUUUCGGGUUGCACUCCGCAGCGGCCCGGAAGUAACAGAGCUCAUUACUUCCGUGUUUUGCCGCUCGCGCAUGCACAGUCAAAAUGACGUCACGUGCAUGCGCGGAAACGGCGACCCACGAACACGCAGAUGUGCAGUCGCGUCUUAAGUUCCGUUCAGGAUGCGAACAAGGCUCUGGAACGGAUCCCGUUCGCGUCCCAAAGUACCACUGUAGCUUCAGAGCAGGCCCCAUCUGUUGACACAGUUUUCAUAUAUAGCGAGAGGCAGGACACACUGCAUGUCUUAAGCUCAACAAUUGUUUAUUUAAACCUGCAGAACACAACGUAACUGAAUAAUGUACGGGUUACUGAUUGCCUUCUUGACCAGAACUGCCUAGGACUUUUAAUAACUUAGUGCAGGGGUGGGGAAACUCUGACACACUGACCAGAGUUGGCCCACCAGGGGUUCAAAUUUGGUCUCUAAGGCUGUUUUCUCCAAACCACCCCUCCUCACCCCACCCUUCGACAUCAUAUAUGAUGAUAGAUUGUCUAGCAUCAUACAUGGUGAAAGGCAGUACAGCUGAAGCCUCCUAGGUCACCUGCACAGAUCACACACCUGAUACCUGCAGAAAGCAGGCCUUAGCUGUGUGGGAUGCUUUGAAGUUCCAAUCAAAGCUCCUAAUCAUCUGACACCAAGUGAUUGACAGGUGGGCAGCCCCACCCACUUGUCCAAUCUACAGCCACCAAAAUGGUUCCCUGCCUCUGACUUAGUGGACCUAACCUCUCCCUCAGGCUUUGCAUCCAAAAGUUAAAGCAUUAUUUCCUGUUCCUCUCACAUCCUAGUCCGAGCCAUUCUGGGCUUCAUCUUAAAGAAUCAGUAUAAAUAUUCUGUACAUAGAGCACAUGGUUUGUUUUUCUAUAGCUUCUAGAAAACUAAAAGCAGCUCCAAAAUAGAUAGCGGUGCUCAGAAAUGCAAUGUGAGGAAUACAGAAAACACUUUGUACAGUUUACUUCAAAUACCUCCCUACCGAAAGAAAAAAUAAAUAUUUUUUUAAAUAAAAUUGUAAAGGAUGGUGACGGUGCAAAACCUCCAUCAACCUUUUUAAUAGCAACCCACCAUACAGCAACUUGUUAAUAUUUAAUAAAAGCAUAUAUCUCAAACAAAAUGACCAAUUCAAAAGGUGAAUUGUUGUUUUUAAUUGGUUUAACUUUAAAUGGAGCAGUGUCUCUUUAAGUACUGUACAUGUAAAAGUAAUGAUUAUUCAAUUAACAGUACAAUCCUAAGUUUGCUUACUUGGAAAUAUAUCCUGUUGAACUCAGCGGGACUUACUUCAAAGUAAACAUGUUUAAGAUUGGGCUGCCAAUUAAUCAGAUUCCCUCUUUGUGUGGUGCCUAAUAAUAAUGAAAAGGAUGUAUACUUUUGCAAGCAGUCAUCCUUAGCAUUUCUGCUAUAAAUAUUAUAGCCAGUAUUUUAACAAUUUAUCCUAAGUUUCUAGAUAUCCCCCUCCCCAUGCUAACUCUUUUCUUUUCUUUUUUUAAAAAAAGUUUCUGCACAGUCCCCUACCAAAAAGUACAAUAUAGAAAUACAGUACGUUUUAUUCCUUUUCCAGUUGGAAAAGUUGGUGUUUUGCAUCACAUGCACCUUAAGCCUAUCUGCUGGGUCUUAAUGGCUGUUUUUCCUAGUGCGAAUCCAUGAGGGCUGUGUUGCUGAACACAGAUGUACUUGUGUGUUUUCCCUUCCGUUCCAUCUGUUCCUACCCAUCACUUACACCCAAGUGACGAGGCUUUGUUAUUACACAAUGUCCCUAGGUGACUUUUCAAUGGCACCUAGUUUCACUGAGACUAAUACAGUUGUCCUUCCUAUAGCAACAAGGAUUUAACAACACCCAGAGGGUUUGGAACCCAGCAGAGGUGUUGAGGAAAGUUUGUGCACUUGGUUUUAUGGCUUGUUUUCACUUUUAACACAAUGAGCAAAAGUGCAAUCUUCCUAAUCCAUGUCGGCCACGGUAUUCUUAACAGUACCACCUGCAUGAUACAAGAAAUGUCCCUUGCAUUGUAUUUCUAUAUGUGAGAUGCCAAGUUGUGGCCAUAUCUCUGUGCCCUUUAUGAAAAGCAUGAUUUCUUGUUCGCCCCACCUCUAAACAUGUCAGGUGGGAGCAUUUUGUUGUUGCUGCUGUUAAAAUGAGUGGAGUUUAUUCCCAAUCAAUGUGCCUAUGGAUGGGGGUGUCCUGUGUGUUAGUUUUUAUUGCACUUAUAAUAUUAACUUAAAUAGUUAAUAUGUACACUUCAAUAAUGGCACAGGCAUGUCCAUGUUCUGUUAUUUAAGUUAAGUAAACAUUGGGUUUAAAUAUGUAUCAGGAAAUGUUUUUAGCUCUCUGACCUCAGUCAAAAAUAUUUCAGGAACGAAUUUGUUAUGAUAAUGCUGUAGUCGAUGGAUAAAUUUCCUAUCAUAUUAACAAUGUCUAGGACAUUUAAUACUGAAAAUAUCUGGUUUCCCCACCUACCCUUUAAUGCCAUUAUAGGUUUCGCUUUGUUUCUUAAGAAAUGCAGCAAGAAAACCCAGCAGAUGCCACUGUGCACCUCUGGAAAACAAAAUGCACAAAAGCAACCUUAUAAAGUUAGCAGCUUGAAUCCAAUGCAUGUCUUUUAUACAUGUGGAAGUAAGCCACAUUGCACAUUAAGUUCAGUUUGGCUUACCACCAUAUAAGUUGGCAUUGGAUUGAAGCUGAAUACAAAUGUUCAAAGAUUGUAAAACACACCCAAUAAAUAUAUACAGCAGCCAUCCCUCUAAAGUGGCCUGGCUUUCAAAAAAACACAUCCUGUGAGAGGUUGAGUUAUGGUAUAGUAUGGUGCAAUCCCAUACAUGCCUGCUUAGAAGUAAAUCAUAUUGAGUUCAAUGAGAUUUACUCCCAGGUAAGUGUCCGUAGGAUUGCAACCUGGCCUGUAUAAUUUUGCCAGCAAAUAUGCCUUUUUCCUUAGUAUUAUGAAAGAACCAUACCUUUUAAAUUUGAAUUUUAUAUGCUCCAAAAUCUAUAGCAUUGCUAUAUUUUGAGAAAUAAGGGGUUGGAGUGAUAUCCAACUAAGUUGUACCCAGAGCAAACCCACUUAAUGGAUCUACUCUGAGUAUGACUAAUAACCCAAUUAUUUUAUGCCUUUAAGACUAUAGCAAUAUUUCCCCCAUUAAUAGCAAGAUUUCCCCCAUUAAUUGCCUGAUUAAAUAAUGAAAUGAUGCUCCCCGGAAUGAAGGUUUGUGAGGAAACAAAUCUGUUUCUACCGUUAAAACAAAUGCGGGAGCUCAGUGUGUGUUCAUCAGCACUCUCAUGCCCAUGAGAAAUUGAUGAAUCACAUGGUCUGUCUUAGUAAACCCCAACACACCUGCUGGCAUUGUAGUGAUGUAACUAUUCGUAGCCUUAUGUUGGUACAGGCCUACACAGCUUGCCAGCUCCCAAAAUGAAUGAAAUCUACCAACCGUAUAAGGUGGCUCAAUGGAGGUUCCAUAAAACCUCCUGUUGUUGUUUUUCUGCAAGCCCGGGAGUGCAGAACCGUAGGAAGGAAAGGUGAGUUCCAUGCACAUAGAAGGACAUAAUAUGUGGCUGGCCAAGUGCAUCCACAUUGAUAGGCCUGCAAGCUGUACUAGGGUACACAGAAGAUAAAGGCUUCUGAUGCACAACAAGUAUAUGCAUUAUAUGCACUUAUGUGCAGUGAUUUCUGUAGACUUUGGUACUUCUCUCUGUUUAGGACUGCAGCCUUAGCAAUCAGACUAAUAUGCAUUUUCUAAAUUGGAUAUAUUUACCUCCAAGCAACAGCUUAAGACUUCAGAUAGAAUUCUACUAAGAGAUUAGUAAAGAGGAUGGUCCUCUUUUUGUAUGCCAUAAAAAAAAAAAUGUUCUGCAUUUAAAAAAAAAAUCUCUGUUAAUAUUUAUCUCCUGAAUACAUUAAAAAAGUGAGCUCAAUAAUAUAAAGUGCUACAAAAACUUGUCAGGCAAAGAAAUGUGGUGCCUAUUAUUGAAAGUUGUAUAACUUUUUAUCUCUCUCUCUCUACAUUGUCAUCCAUCAAGUGAUAUGAAGUGCAAAGUGUGAGCCUGAUUUGUUCUCCUUUGUAGAGCCAGGCCGAGGCCCACUACAAAGGAAGUAAACAUGCCAAGAAGGUCAAAGCACUAGAAGCAACGAAAAAUAGACCAAAAGCUGGUGCUUCCAAGGACAGCGCAAAGGCUAAUGCGAACUGCUCUGCUACACCAGUCCCAGCCAGCAUCUCUGACAAAUCAGGUCAAUUUUCAUUCUAUACAUUCUUUGCUUCUUCUUCUUUUGCGUGAGAUUCUGAAUGCAUGCUUCCUAUCCAUUACAGUGUUGAUAAAUACUUUGUGAUGAGAAGAACAAAACCGAUGGACAGUGUUCAUACAUUAGCACGGCAGCUUUUAGAUCUCCAAUGUAACUUCUUCUCCACACAUGCUUGUCGCGUGUCCCCUAAAUCUAUUCUGGGGGUUCCUUCAGCCUCCCUGGAGCACUUUUAGAGAGCAUGUGAGGGUCAUUACACUAGUGUAACUGUUCAACUGGAUACAGCCCUUGUUUUCUUCAAACCACACAGAUGGAAUAUAAGAUUCAAUAUACGUUUUGCAGCUUAAUCCAAAUCUCCGAUUGCAAAAACAAAAAGCAAAACCAAACCACUCCCCCCCCCCCGGCAUAUUUCAUCCUCCUGUGUAAAGUCGGAGAGUUCUACUUAGACCAUAUGAUGAUCAUUAUCAGAAUCACCAUUCUUAGUGCUGCCACCAAGGAUUCAGUGUGUAUUUCAAUAUGACGAGAAAUAUCGUUACAAAGCUGUCUUUUCUGAAAACGGAAACAGAUCAGUUAAAACAGCGGGUCACAUUCCCUGUACAGUUUGACCAGCAUAUCCAUUGUCCAGCUGAACGCAGCCAUUUAGGUUGUGGAUGAGGACAAGCAAAGAUGAAAUUGCCCAGUAGAGAUGUGGCAAUAGUGCUACUUCCCUGUCUACAUUAAAAUCUACCAUCAAAACGGUGGGUUUCAAUUGAGUGCAGGAGGUGAGAUGGUGUGACAGUCCUGCCUUUGGGGUAUGAACAAGGGAGAAAACAGUGCUUCCAAGUGGCAUCAAACAAAUCCUGCUUUGCUGUCUAUGAGCUUUCAUUUGUCUGUGGCUCCAUGCUCUGAGCCUGUUAACACUGUCAGUUAUAUUGAGAUGGAGAUGAUAACCUUAGUCACUUGUGUUUGUAAGAGAAAAUCAUUUUUAUCAAAAGUGAUGUGAAGUGGAGAAAUAGAGCCAUCGGAUAGCUUCUUGACUGUCUUGUUUUCAUCCUGGGAUAAAUGUGGCAUAGCCAACCGAGGUAUGCAAAGAUGGAUGAAGUUAUCUACAUUUGUAGUGAAUUAUCUACGGUAACAACUUGCAGAGAGUCAUCUAGCUUCCUGGAGGUAAAUGCCAGCUCUUUGAUACGGUAACCAGAAGAAGAAAAAUACAUGCUGGUUGUGAUCUAAAGACAUGAACACUCAACAGUGGGCUGCUCAUGGCACUGCUGCAAGCAAUUAAAACUUCAUCUGCUUGCGAACCAAUUGAUGGCCAGUGUUGUGAAACCUAAUGAGCUGCUUCCCUUUCUCCUGAUAGUAGGGAAAGGUGGUACGAAAUUGAGCACCCCCUUGCUCCACAGCUGCCAAAUAGGUGAUCAGAGCUGAGAGGGCUGCUAAUUUCAACUGAUGCUUAAAGACACACACACACACAGAGAGAGAGAGAGAGAGAGAGAGAGAGAGAGCCCUGAGUACUGGAUACAGGGAUUUAGUACCACGGUUCAUAAACACAGCAUCCUUCUAGAGGUGUGGUUCCUCAUCCAGCGUGGGAUACGUAUAUGUGUGGAAUGGAUUGCUUUCACACAUAUGCCGCUGUCACUGGAUAAGUGUGCAUGCCCCAGAGUGGCUCAGAAUAAUGAGCAAGAGGGCUGGGGGUCGGGGCUGGGGGUCUUGCCUAUGUAGCCAGUGCCCCGGGACACUCUGGUGUUUAUUCACAAUAAUAAGCCUGCAGCAAAUAACCUCUGACUCUUCCACAGAUAUUUGGAAGCAAAUAGCCAUGUAAACAAGCCCAUAGGUGCUCCCUAUAGCACAUUUCUCAAGCUCUUGCUUGGUAAUGUUGACAGCAAAAUCUAGUGGGAAGCCGUGCUCUGGUCUUUCUGCAUAAACCAGUAAACCUUGGUAAACCUCAUGAAUAGUCCUGAAACAUUACAGUCCCUUAUAGAGUAGACCAUAGAGGCAUCAUUAGUUCCACAUGCAGUGGAACGAAACAGGCUGCUAUUUCUUUUUGAAUCAUAUUAAGUAGAUGUUAUGAAAUAUAUUCCUACCCCACACAACCCUUACUUUUAUUUAUAAAUGCCAGCUUACAUGUGGACCCUGAGAAGAAAUGUUUUGCACUUCACAAAUUGUGCUUUGGAUAGUAGGGUCGUGGGUUGGGACUCAGGACCAGCAACUGAGUUACAGCUGCCCAUCACUGAAAAUGGUUAAAAUAUGGUUAAAAACUGGGACUCAGGCUACAUGAUUGAGCUAAGGGGUGGUCUGAAGUCUGCAAAGGUUGACGUCCACUGCAAGGUCUUAUUUAUAUUUAUCUAUUGCUCUUCUCUCUCUCCCUUGAGAACUCUGUGACUUAGCUUAAUGUUAGGACUCUUCUACACAGCUGCAAUUAUAACGUUAUAAGUGCAUUAAAAAAAUGUGACACCAGAUGGCAAUGUAGAGCUCAAUGGCAAAUUGCGCACAUAUAUACACACACACACACACACACACACACACACACACAUAUAUAAUAGCGGGGGGUUUUCAUAGCAUUUUCAUAGCGUUUUUUAUAUCUGUGUAGAUCCAGCCUUAGAGUUAGUGACUAGCCCAAUUGGUUCAGGGAUGAUGUACAAUUGAUCAUGUACCAAAUGGAAACUUGCAACUUGGAAAGACAACCACAUGGGACCACCUACCCAUGAAGUGGAGAUGGUUUUAAGAAAGUAUCUUCAGCCACACUUGCUCAGAAAUUCAAAGCAGCCAUCUUUGCCCAUCCCCCCAAUUCAAUGUCCCUGGCAGCCUUAGGAACUGGAGGCUGAUGGAAGGAAGCAAAAGUGGUAGCUCCAAGAAUUAGUAAUUCAGUUUUUAUUUAUACCCCACAAAACCAAUCUUAGCUGUGUGAAUAUGAUAAAAAAUAACUCCUACAAUAAAGACACAUAACACAUGUGCACACACAUUCACAUAUUCUCUCCAGGCAGAAUAAACUGAAUUAAAUAGUCAAGAUACUCAGCUUCGUGAGCUACUGAACAAGAUGAGUGCCCCAGCUACUCAAAACUGCACCUGUUUACUUAUCAAAUGAAAAUAAGGAUCCUUUGAUCACACAUUCUAAAUCAAAACAAAUAUACUUCAGAGUUGGAGGGUCACAAAUUUGAAUUCCACAUUUUUGUAUCUUCCUUUUGUGAUAUAAAGCAUAAGAAAAUAAAUGCAAAUGUGUUGGGGUUUUUUUACAUAAAAGAGAGCAAUAUAUGCUUCUCAGAAUAUAAAUGUAGGGCCUAUUGCUCCCUUUGAGCCUCUCUUGCCUAUGAUCUUGUCUCAGCAAUGUCAACUUGGGCUUAGUUGUGAGAUUUCAAUAUUUAGUCCUAACAGUUCUUUUUCUAGGACUCUGCAAUAUUUUUUAUGCUGUUGGCACCCGUCUGUCUCAAGGGACAAUGGACUGCUUCUCUGGAGGUGAAGACAAACCUCUGUGUUAGCAGCACUGAAGUUUUAAUUAAUUUAAUAAAUUUUAUAUUUAUGUCUUGCGGUCUGGGGCUGCCCAGAUGACAAGACUCCCCUCUCAGCAUCGCUGAUAUGGUAUAAAGCAGAGCAAUACAUUUGGCACCAGCUGAGCUGCAGGAGUUGCCAGGAGGAGGCGUACAAAGCACCAUCCAGCCACCUUAGGGAUUCUAUUCUGGAUUUCUGUAGGGUUUAGUCCUUAGCCUGUUCUUAUCCCAAAUAUAUUCCACUAGGGAGCAGAGGUGUAGGACCAGAGCUUUCCUUCUCCUAGAUGGGCUACCUUCCCAAGUUGAGGAGCCCCAUCCUCACCUCACCUCCCUCUACGAUAAGUGCAGAGACCGCCUUCUUGACCAUGGGACCCACUAUUGGUUUUGUCCACUGAAUCUUCCGGAGCCUGUCUUCGCAUGCAAGGGAAGUCCCUAACUCACCAAGGGUUUGAGACCCAUCAGCUACCCUCACCUGGCAUAGCUGGCCAGUUGAAGCUGUUCCCAGGGUGUGGCCACUGUCGCAUCCUGACAACUUCUAGGAGCCACAGGUGGAGCUGAGAGCAGGGUGGGGACCAAAGGUGAACGGAUUACCCCAGAAAGUGUCCCCCACCAGAGGUGUUAAAGGUAAAGGGACCCCUGACCAUUAGGUCCAGUCGUGGCUGACUCUGGGGUUGUGGCGCUCAUCUCGCUUUAUUGGCUGAGGGAGCCAGCGUACAGCUUCCGGGUUAUGUGGCCAGCAUGACUAAGCCACUUCUGGCGACCCAAAGCAGCGCACGGAAAUCACGUUUACCUUCCCGCCAGAGCGGUACCUAUUUAUCUAUUUACACUUUGACGUGCUUUCGAACUGCUAGGUUGGCAGGAGCAGGGACCGAGCAACAGGAGCUCACCCCAUCGCGGGGAUUCGAACCACCGACCUUCUGAUCGGCAAGCCCUAGGCUCUGUGGUUUAACCCACAGUGCCACCUGCGUCCCACCAGAGGUAUUACACCUCCCCUAAUACCCCAUACAGUUUCAGUUUCAGAUUAUUUCCUUGGCUACUAAUGCUGUGGAGCACUCAGUGGUGUAGCGUGGGGGGUGCAGGGGGGGCCGGCCGUACCGGGCGCAACAUCUGGGGGGGGCGCUCACACUCGCAGCUCUCUGCCCCUACUAAAAUCCACGGGUUAGGGGGCGCAAAUUACUUGCCUUGCCCCGGGUGCUGACAACCCACGCUACGCCACUGGGAGCACUCAUUCUAAUUUGUUGAGAAAAUGUAUUUAACCAUCUGGAAAAUGGGUUGACGGUCCUUGCUUUUAUAUUCACUAUUGAAAAAAGAGGUCCAUUCCACCAUGGCACAGAAAGUCGGGUUGGUGUGUACAGAUAUUAUUAUUAUUAUUAUUAUUAUUAUUAUUAUUUAAAAAAGCUUUUAAAAGUAGGACAUUGCAGGAGUCCCUGUUCUCAUGUUGAAGGGAAGCAUCUCCUGUUCUGAGCACCAGCUCCCAGUUCUUUGCCGGGCAACCAGCACUUCUGCAUGAGAAUCAGCAAGGGGCAGAUGCCACUUUUUCCUUCCCUCAAAAGGACACAGGGCAUUGAAUGAGCAGACCAAAAGGGAAAGCAGCUUUCAUCCCAAAGCAUAACUGACAAUUUAAGAGAUUAACAUUGGACUUUCUGCUCUCAGAAUUUCGAUUCCACGCUUUCAUUCCAGAUUUUAUCUGUCCACCUGUCUUUCCCUCUCUCUCACACACACCUUACAUAUACUCCCUUUAAUUUGCAUCACCUCGGAAAAUAAGAGCUCCUGUGGUUCCACAGGCAUUUCACAAUACAGUGGUACCUCGGUUUAAGAACAGUCUGGUUUAAGAACGAUUUGGUUUAUGAACGCCGCAAAACCGGAAAUAGUGUCCCGGUUUGAGAACUUUACCUCAGUCUAAGAAUGGAAUCUGAACAGUGGAAGGGCACCGGCAGCGGGAGGCCUCAUUAGGGAAAGCGCGCCUCGGUUUAAGAACGGACUUCCAGAACGGAUUAAGUUUGUAAACGGAGGUACCACUGUAGUUGGAAAAAUGAUCUGGAUAAAUUAUUAAGCGGCAACUUUGAUAAACCGUUCAGCAUCUCUCCCCCCACCCCGCCAAUCUUUUAGAUUGUAUGUGAUUAUUCUCAGGAUUAUUCUCAUAUUUUAGGAUAAGCUGCUAGAUUUGCAAUCCCCACGGUGGUUGCCUUGAUCUCUGUUUGCCCCUUCAUCCGCUGAAAAGAAGAUUGGUACCUCUGACCAGUUCUUCUUCCCAGGCCCCUCUCCCCCAACUGUACAUGCAUUAGUCACUGUUUGAGCCUCCGACUGAGCACUAUCAGAAUAUGACCUCCACCUUUAAAAUUGUGGCAGGUAUAAACAAUCCUUAAUUGUACAAUUUAUUCGAAUUUCAGAAUUGGCUUGCAUCAGCUUGAGAUGGUUGAGAAGUGAAUAGAAAGACGUUGUACGGAAAGAGUUAAGAGGUGUUCUGCUCCAAGCUGAUUUGCAUGCAGGUCUACAGGGUUAUUUUAUUUUCUGCACCAUCCCAUGGUUCUUUUUUCCCCUCCCCCCCCUUAAGCCUCAUUUCUCAAUAGAAUGCACAACCGUUUAGGAAGUUGGUACUCUGAGUGACACCCAUUAGUUUCUCAUUAUUCAGAAAAUGGGGCAGUAAAGCAGAAAAAGAAUUGUUCUAAAACUCCUUAUCAAAUCUGCCUAACUUUGUCUUAAUGAAUGUCAAGGAGUAAUGUGGUGCAGUGUUUUUGUUUGUGCAUGUGUGUUUAAUGAUAAUGAAAUUUAGGACAGCAAGCCUUUACAAUUGAAAUAAAAAAUAUCACCUUGAACAACUUUUUAAUUACCCUUUCUUAUACCAUUUAUGGUAUAUGUUAUUAACCCUGCCCUUCAAAUAAACAAUAAUAAUUUUGCAAAUGAGUGAUCCUGAACCUUAAAAACAUUUGGUUGGGGUAGGGAGCCUUCUAAACUAGAACAGUUCCUUCCUUAGUAUUCAGACGGUUGGUCCACAACCCAGUCUUCUAUGACUGUCAGCUAAUUGACUACUUUUCCAAAGUUUCAGUUGCCUUAUUUUGUGUGGGAGAAAGAAAUGCAUUUUGAACAGGUAGAAAAAAAGAAACGUCAAUUUAAAUUUUGUUUCAGAUAUGCCAGGUAUCUAAAGUGUCAACGCCAAACCUUUUACUGAAAGUUACUGACAGAAUUCUUUCUGUAUGUUAAAUAUAUAAAUUCCACUCUCUGUCUGGAAUUAUUUAUUUGAUUUGAUUAGCCUUCCACAGCACCCCAAAGGCUUGUGGGGAAUAAAAAUAGGUAAAAGUCAUACAGCUCCUUAAAGUGAUUUUAAAAACCACCCCUGUUAAGUUGUUCAGUACAUAACAACCCCCAUUGUACCCUUUCCCAGAGCAUCAAUAACUAACAGAUUAAAAAACAAACAAAAACCAACCACCGCUUAAAGACCCUCAAAUUGAGGCCUAAGUCUUACAUUAUGGUUUUAAUUCGACUUCUACAUCAUUCUGGAAAUGUGAAAAGGUAUCAUUUAUGUUUAUAUAUGUAUGGUGAUAGGGUCAUAGCAAAGUAUCACAUUUAACAUCAUCUUGUCUUGCCGCUAAUGACCAUGUGCACUGUUCUUAAUUUUUAAUUUCUUAUAACUCAAAAGUAUUCAACAUCAAUAAAAUGCCAUAGAUUUUAAUUUUUAUGCUGUCAUUUUUAUUUUUAUUAACUAUUUAGGAGUUCUUUACACAUUCAGUAGAGAAGGGUGAAGGGGUGCAGGCAGAGGGGAGCCUUAAACGGCUCAGGACCGCAAUACCUCAUGGACUGACUUUCUCCAUAUGAACCUACCCUGACCCUGAUAGCAUCUCCUGAGGCCCUUCUUCAUGCGCCUCCUCCACAUGAGGUCCGGAGGGUGGCAACAUGAGAACGGGUCUUCUCUGUGGUGGCUCCCCAUUUGUGGAAUGUUCUCUCCAGGGAAGUUCGCCUGGCACCUUCAUUAUAUAUUUUUAGGCACUAGGCAAAAACGUUUCUCUUCCACCGGGCCUUGGGCUGAUUAAUAUCCUACAGCCUUUUAAAUGUGUCUGUGGGAAGGGGGGGGUAUUGUUUUGAUAUUUUGUUUUAAUUAUUUGUUUUUAUUCUGUGAACCGCCCUGAGAUCUUAUGAUCAAGGCCGGUAUAUAAAUCUAAUAAAUAAUAUAAAGAAAUAAGGGUUGGUAGGGGAAUUUUACAGUUUAUCAAAAUAUGAUGGCCUGCAUCUCACUUUCGUACAAAAAAGCACAGCAUAAACGUAGUAGUAUACACAAGCAAACUAUUAAUAAAUGCAUGAAAACUACUUCAAGACAAUGCGUCCGAUAACAUAAGAGACAACAGCUUUUGCCAUAUUCAGCCUAAAGUUAUACUUAAUUAGAGAGAUUUUUUCUCAAGACUUCAGCAUAAAUGGAGUUAUUAUUUAAAAAUAAAUAAAUAAAUGAGAACGAGAAAGGAGUUUACAUAUAUGCCCUUUGCAGGCAAAAGUACAUUCAACGUUUGAAAAAAUUAUCACAAAACAAGUAUUUCCUCUGUUCAUUGCUUAAGGAAUACAAGAACAGUGUCAGACCGGAGGACACAAAAUAUUUCCCAUGUCCAUUUGUGACCAGAUCGUUUUGUUUGCUUUGUAACACAAAAAAAAACCCCUUAAUAAAAACUUAAAACUAAAAAAAAACUCCUUCCCUCCUCAGAAGUGCUGUUGUUACCAUAGCAUUAGGAUUCCCAGAACUGUCAAAGCUUUUCUGCAACAGCUUGUUCAAAUUUCGAAACAAGAACAAAGGGAGAAUACAGUGCACUCUUGAGAAAUAUAUUCCAGUAGGUGCUGUCUGCAGGUGUUUUAGAAGUCUGUACCUCUUUUAUGCGAAUGGCAAAACUAAUGAAAGGCAUGCUCCUAUGCUUUGCUGAGCUGUCAGAGGAAGUAGUGAGGAUGAGGUGGAUUGCAGCCUGCUGCGGAAACAUGUCAGGAUCGCGAGCCCAGGGUGACAGGGUGUCAAAGCUAACUGGGGACAACUUUCCUAGUCACCACUCAUUUCCCCCUGAACGAUGCUAUAGAAGUGGUAAACAGUCGUGUUGUUAAAAUACUCCCCUGCACAGAUAAAUAAGAUGCGCUGCUGCUUCCGUUUUUUACAACCUUGCAUCUCCUACACGGCCAUGCUCUUGAAUGUGCCAGAUUAGGAAAGCAGGAAAGAAAGUUCUCCAAUUUUUUAAAAAAGCCGAGUAUUACGUAGUAGGUGCCUGAUUGUGUUCACUUCUUUGUUUAAAUUACAUUAGAGGUGUCAUGAUUGCUUUGUCAAACUCUGUCUGACAACAUGAUAAUAAAUUGAUUCAUCCCUUGCAAGUUUCCUGUCAGUGGGUUACACUCAUUGUAUAUAACAUGGCUUUAAAAAAAAGAAAAACAGAACUAUUCGUUUAUAUACUGCCAUCAAUGUGCACAGCAUUUCGUAAUGAAACAUACGACAACAGCAACAAACAACCCCCACUUUGAGGAGCUCCCUAUCUAAUAAUUAACACAAGGAGUGGAAACAGAAGGAGGGGAGGAAAAUGUAAGGGAAAUUAUGCUGAAGAACUAAAUAAAAGGUUUAAAUUAGGGUGGCUCACCUGGGCCCUCUAGCGGUUGUUGGCUUGUGACUCCCAUCAGCAAACCCCUCCAGCCAGCACGACCAAUUGUCAGAGAUCAGCAAACAUUUUCAGCAGGGGGCCGGUCCACUGUCCCUCAGAUCUUGUGGGAGGCCGGACUAUAUAUUGGAGGGGGGGGGGAUGAACAAAUUUCUAUGCCCCACAAAUAACCCAGAGAUGCAUUUUAAAUAAAGGGACACAUUCUACUCAUGUAAAAACACGCUGAUUCCAGGACCGUCCACAGGCCGGAUUUAGAAGGCGAUUGGGCCGGAUCUAGCCCCCGGGACUUAGUUUGCCUAUCCAUGGUUUAAAUCAGGGGUCAGCAAACUUUUUCAGCAGGUGGCCGGUCCACUGCUCCUCAGAGCCAGUGUGGUGUAGUGGUUAAGAGCAGUAGACUCGUAAUCUGGUGAACUGGGUUCGCGUCUCCGCUCCUCCACAUGCAGCUGCUGGGUGACCUUGGGCCAGUCACACUUCUCUGAAGUCUCUCAGCCUCACUCACCUCACAGAGUGUUUAUUGUGGGGGAGGAAGGGAAAGGAGAUUGUUAGCCGCUUUGAGACUCCUUCGGGUAGUGAUAAAGCGGGAUAUCAAAUCCAAACUCUUCUUCUUCUUCUUCUUCUUCUUCUUCUUCUUCUUCUUCUUCAGAACUUGGGGGGCGGGGCGGACUAUAUUUUGAAGGGGGGGGGGAACAAAUUCCUAUGCCCCAUAAAUAAACCAGAGAUGCAUUUUAAAUAAAAGCACACAUUCUGCUCGUAUAAAAACACACUGAUUCCCCGACCAUCUGCGGGCCAGAUUUAGAAGGCGAUUGGGCCGGAUCCUGCCCCAGGUCCUUAGGUUGCCUACCCAUGGUUUAAAUGCUUGUGAAGACCCUUUAUUGGGUGGCAUCCUCUCUCUCCUCCUGCCACUCUCCAACACACUCUCUUCUUCACUCUCCAAUCCUGAAGCUUCUCCUGCUUCUAUUGUCUCUCACCCAGUUCACAGAUUCCUUCUCCCAAGCCAGUCUCCAACCCCCUUUCUCCUAGUGCCCACUCAUCAGAAUCCGGCCACAGGAUUUUUUGGGGUAACAAAAGUACAUACAGCAUCUCUGCUUUCAGUUCAUAUAGACCUUUUAACAGAUCAAUGUGAGUCACUAAUGUGAUGGCCAGUGUGAGGUUGGGGGAGAAGAGUGGUGGAAAUUGGAGGAGAGAGAAAACGGUGAGUGGUUGUAAACUUUCAUUCUCUUACAUCUGUUUGUGCAAAGUUUUUGUGUCAGCAUCGUGUGUGUGGGUAGGUUCUUUCUCCAUUCAUUUAUUAGUUUUCAUUGGCGGUGAGAGAGAUUGGGGGGGCCCCAGGGAAUGGUUGGUUGCCUUCAGUUGACUGCAGUGAUCAUUGUUUAUUCCACAUCUCUGCAGCAAUUUAAAAAUUCAAAUCAUGAAAAUUCAUCCGUAUUUUAGGGUCCUAAAAAACACCUUUUUGUAUGCAGUUUUGUAUUUUUUUGCAAGCAACUUCCUCUAAUAUAAUGCAUUUCCCCCACUAAUAUUUAUAUUUUUAUGUGCACCUUCCCCUAAUUCUUGUAAACGCUGUUUGCCUGGAAAACUACAUCACUUGCAGAUUCCAGCAGAAGAGCUGCGUUACAGAUCACAUGUUGCUUCAGAAAAUUCAGUUUGGGUCGAUUGGCCUUUAAGUGUGAACCGAACUGAAUUUCUCUGAGAUAGUGCCCUAAGACUCUGGUCGUGUCUGUUCCUCGUAGCAUCAUCUGGAUUACAGGACAACCUGGCAGCCUAAUAUUCUUUCUCUCUCUCUCUCUUUCAGAAGAUAAGGCAAACCUGACAGUGAAUGGCUCUAGUCAGCUUCCAAAUGCUGAAGUGGUCUCUUUUAUACCUGAGCCUGGAGCUACAGCAGUGCUUGUCACUUCCGCAGCGGUAGCAACAACAUCUACACCCUCGUCAUCAACUUCUUCCAAGAGCACAAAUGGGACUACUAAUGCCAUUUCUGAAUCAGAAGAGGAGAAAGCCAAAAAACUGCUUUACUGCUCAUUAUGCAAAGUGGCUGUGAACUCCCUAUCACAGCUAGAAGCACAUAACACAGGUGAGUAUCUGCCAGAAAUAACUAAAUGCAUCAUUGAGGGGGGGGGGAAGGCCUGAAAGAAGUUAAUAUAAUUGGCAUUUAGACAUAGUGGUGUAUGUAAUAAUUCUUUGCCUCUCCUUUAUUUAUUUUUUAAAGGAGAGGGUGUUUUAUGUAAAAUAUACGGUGGCAAUUACUAGAUUCCUGUCUGCAGACAACACGGGAUGCAUAAAUUCUGUUCUUUAUUAAAGCUCUGAAUCAUCUGAUUAUACAGAAAUAGGCAUCUACUGCAUGCUUAGCGCUGCCAUUUCCUGUGAAUGCGCUUGUUGCCCAGACUGAUGGUUUCGCCCAACUUCCUGGGAUCUGUAUUUCGCCCUCUUACUCCAGGAAAUGCUAUUGCAGAACAAAAAAAUCAGAAGGCAGUUUUCACGAUUUCACAUUUCAAGGAGAACCUCUGAGGGCCACCUCACAUGCAUACCCUCCAACAUUUCUCCGAUGAAAAUAGGGACGUCCUAUUCCAUUAUUCUUAUUACCAUUACCAUUACCAUUGUUUAAUUUAUAGCGCUCCCAUCUGACUGGGUUGCCCCAGCCACUCUGGGCAGCUUCCAACCUAUAUUAAAACAUAACAAAACAUCAAACAUUUAAAAACUUCCCUAUGCAGGGCUGCCUUCAGAUGUCUUCUAAAGGUUGUAGAGUUGCUUAUCUCCUUGGCUCGGGGGUUACAUAACUCCAUACCCUCCAACAUUUCCCCAAUGAAAAUAGGGACGUCCUAAGGACGUGAGUGGCGCUGUGGGUUAAACCACUGAGCCUAGGACUUCCCAAUCAGAAGGUCGGCAGUUCAAAUCCUCGUGACGGGGUGAGCUCCCGUUGCUCAGUCCCUGCUCCUGCCAACCUAGCAGUUCGAAAGCACAUCAAAGUGCAAGUAGAUAAAUAGGUACCGCUCUGGUGGGAAGGUAAACGGCCUUUCUGUGCGCUGCUCUGGUUCACCAGAAGCGGCUUAGUCAUGCUGGCCACAUGACCCAGAAGCUGUAAGCUGGCUCCCUCAGCCAAUAAAGCGAGAUGAGCGCCCAACCCCAGAGUCAGCCACGACUGGACCUAAUGGUCAGGGGUCUCUUUACCUUUAAGGAAAAGCAGAACAUUCCAGGAUCAAAUCAGAAACCGGGAUGGCUUCUGUUAAAUUUGGGACUGUUCCUGGAAAAUAGAAACACUUAGAAGGUCUGCAUAUGGUAACUGCUGAAAAGGCCUUUCCUGAUGUUCUCAGUGACCAGGGUAACACUGGUCAGCUGCUGCUUAUUCAGUGUGUCUCUCCAUUCCUGUGUAGGACCUACACGCCUUUUGUCCUGGUGCAAGGACUAUCCAGUGCUGGCACAGGAAGGGCUCUGUAAGAGACAUUUUAAAAAUAAAUAAUUAAGCCUUCAGAAAUUCUCCCCAUCUGAAUUUGUCCAAGGGUUUUGGAGUUUCAAAUUAGCCCUGUCUCCAAAGCCAAACCAAUGUAAUGGAAACCCUCCAUCACUCAUUUUUAUUAUUUCUUUAUUUUAUACAUGGCACCGUGCAUGUUCAGUUUGCCUCAGCUUUUAGUUCCUUUGUGUCUUUUGAGAGCCAGUGUGGUGCAGUGCUCGAGAGGGUCUUACUUUGGAUUGUGGAGACUCCGAUUCAAAUCUUCACCCAACCAUGGAGAUGGCUGAACGAUGUUGAGUCAGUCACUAUCUCUUUGCCUUGCCUAACUGGCAAGUUUGGUGUGAGGACAGAGGGGCCUUGGUGGAAAGGCAGUAUAUAAAUCUAAUAAAUAAAAUAAUUUCCCCCCUCUCCAAAUUUACCGUGUGCCUUUGCAUCACUGGUAGACACAAUUGCACCAAGACUCCUUUCUUGAAGUGAAGGCCCAAGACAGGUGUUGAUCAUCAUGUGAGCUGCGCACAGGUGGUCUGAAGCGAGCUGCUGCCAUUCCUGUGGAGCCUCCUUUUAUUGUGACAAAUAUGCAAGCUAGGCAGGUACAUUUUUGGGCUGUGACCUUUACACAUCUUCCGUCCUGAAAUCAUGGGGUGGUACAAAGCUAUUUUGGCACCUGUUCCACAGCGUCAUUUUCCCCUUGCACAGUGUAUGACGAAUGGAGACAAAAGGUCUCAGGGAAAAACUUAUAGACAGGACACCGCUAACUUCUGAGACCGCAAAAGGUCCGACAUAGGUGGAACGAUGUACCAGACAGCUGUGGCUUGUCUGGGGGGGGGGGUUUCCCUGCACCCCAAGGUCACGCGUGCAGGCAGACUGUGGCUGCCUGCUGGCGGGGAAGUGUGCUCCCUCCGGACCCCACUCCCCACUCCACGAUAUCCCUACACUUUCUGUGGAGUAUUUUCCCUAUGUGAAUAUUUUGAUUAUUUGUAUUGAUAAAAUAUGGCCAAAAAAGCCCACCAUCCGAUCGUGAUGUGAUUGUAAAGUGUUUGUAUUUUCUCCAAGGGACAUGAGAACAUGUAUGAAUAAGUAAAGCACUUCAUAAAUAAUAUUGAUGUAAGCAUACGUCUUAAAUCUGCUUCCCCUCCCCAGUAUUUUAACUAGGUGUAAGUAUGUUAUUGUGGCAGAAGCCUUUGUGAGCUAAUAUCACUCAUGCAUAAGAAAAAGUAAUGCAUGAGUGGUAUUAAGUAGAUGAAAUGAACCAGGUAACUGAAAGAAUAUAGAUUUUAAAAACCUACUAUUGCUUCUGUGGGAGAAUUUAAUUAUGCCUGUGAAUCUCAUACCUCAAAGUGUUUAUGUGCCUUUGAUUUUUUCUUUCUUUAAAAAAAGACCAAUAACAAGAAGCCAUAUUUUCCUUCUGUUUCCCUCAUGAUGGUAACAAACUGCAGAACAAAAGUCCUGUGUGCCUUUUUUCAUGCAGUCCUUACUUAUUUUCUGGUGAAUAGAAGCUGCUUGCAUAACUUGAAAGUUGUUGGAACCCUAGAAACACGAUUGGUGUUUCCCAGACACAGAAUUGCUGGUUGAGAGUAAAGUGGACUGCAACAGGAGAAUUAAUGGCCAGGGAGUGGGUGGGUGGUUUUUUCCUUGUGCACCAGUUCUCUGCCACAUCUCCCCAGAGAAACUUCCUUCCUCCAUAAAGCUUAUUUCCAGUCAUUGAGCCAAAUGUGGGGUGAAUGGGGGAAAAUGGAGAUAGCUCAGUUGGUAGAGCAUGAGACUAUUAAUCUCAGGGUCGUGGGUUUCAGCCCCACAUUGGGCAAAAGAUUCCUGCAUUGCAGUGGGUUGGACUUAGAUGACCCCGUGUCCCUUCCAACCAUUCUAUGAAUCUAUAAAAUGGAAGGUCACGGGAGAAUCAAAUGAUGGGAGGAAAUGGUCCAGCACCUACACAUCUGCCUACUGAUUCCCCUUUGCCCCCUACAUUAAGCACUUUGAGUCAAACUCAGGAGGACUGGGUUUUCCAACCCUCAUGUAGUUCUGUCCUUCGUUUCUGGUUUUCUCAUGAAAUUCCAUUGUUAGGUGAACAAGCUGAAAAGCUUUCACUUCAGCAAAACAGAUAGGUGAUCUGUUUUGCUGAAUUGAAAGCUUUUCAGCUUUCUUGUGCUUUCAUUUGUAGUACUGGGUGAACAUUAUUUUCCAGCACUUCUCCUUUGUGCUGAAAUGAAAAACUAUUUUUUAAGAUGGCAAAAAUGACUUACAGAUCAAAAGGAAGUAAUUGUGAGGAAAACUCUAUUUCCUGGGGGAAAAUAUUUUCCUCCUCCUAUGCCAAGGAUUCUAAAGUGGUGGAUUCUGGAAGACUCUUUUAGAAGGUCACAAAGAUCUAUAUAGUUGGAACUAUGGAUUAUGUGGCAAAAGAGGAUUUAUCUUAAUCAGUGUCUGUAAUGAUAGGUGGUUCCUGAACAAUCUCACAGUUCUGCAAAGGGUUUCUCAUUGAGAAGCAUUUGAAAACUUAACUUCACAGAACAGGGAUGGGAAACACGAGUCUUCUAGAUGGACUUCCAUCAUCCCUUACCAUUGGCCAUUUUGACCUGGGCUGAUAAGAGCCCAGCAUCAUCACAAGUUCCCUACACAUGGCGAACAAAAAGGCUUAGUAUAAUGUUUGGAAGGUUGCAAUGGCCAAGAAUAUAACUGGUAAACCUUGUGCCAGGAAGGCAAAGAAGCAGUCGAACUUCUCUAUUCUACCUGGUGGAUCUUGAUUUCUUACAUUUCAGAAAACAACCUACACGAUUCCUUACACAAGCCAAGGAGAGAGAUAUGGACUUCUUGAUUAAAAGAAUGGAUUAAAUACAUAAAUGCAGUUAUACUUACCUGUAUAUAAUGUAGUCAUCUCCAUACUGGCUUUCCAUGUUGACGUGUUAAGUUUUCGUUGUUUUAUUCUCUCCUGGGUUGGGUGGGUGGGGUGUUGUUUUGUUACUGCUUGUAAGAAAAUAUUGUUCACUUGCAAAAACCCAAGGAAAAAAGCCUUUGGGCAGGUAACAAAAAAAGCAAAGCCCUUCCUUCAUAUUUACCCUAUGUGUAAAUAUGGAAAGUGAUGGAAAUGGUAUUACGGCUGAAAAUGUUUAAUUGGUCAUUUAAGGGAGAAACAAUCUCUGAUGCUUUUGCAAUGUGGCUCAUCAGGUUCCAAGCACAAGACAAUGGUUGAGGCUCGGAAUGGUGCCGGUCCAAUUAAGUCUUACCCUAGACCAGGAUCCAGGCUGAAGGCUCAGAAUGUCACUAUGGGCUCAGGACUGCAGAACAAAACAUUUCAUUGUGAGAUCUGUGACGUCCAUGUCAACUCAGAAAUCCAACUUAAGCAGGUAUGGCGACAUCAUCAGGAAUCACUGGGUUUGCAUAGCGCAUGCCACAUUCAUAGAUCACGAGAGUCCUUUGUUUCGUAUCACACGCUUGUCGGAUUAAGUGGCUAAUUUUAAUUUGGCAGACCAAAUUCCACUUUCCAGAUGUUAGCAAAGGAAUCCAGCUGCCUUGUGCAAAAAUAGGGUACCAGAUCCUGAAUCUCAGGUUUAGCUUUUAAAUUGGCAGAUAUGUAAACCUCAUAGGUGCUCAAGAACAAGUCUGAAAAUAUUUAGGCAGGAUUUGCCAAUGGCUGAGAGCCACUUCCUCUGCUGAUGAGAACAGCGUGUGUACAGGCUAGGAUGAUUCCAGUCAGCCACUGUGUGCCGGCAUGGUACUGGCUGCAGCACUUGCAGCCUCCCAGUGCUUAAAUAUAUAGGGAUGAGAAUUCCCUUCUUUCCUGGAUCAUUACCAUCCAUCUGCUGCUGGCAAUUUCACAUGGUAAGACUAGUGCUGUCGUCCAGCACCUUCUCCUCUUGCUCUCUUGAUGCACAAUCUAUCGCUUUGAUUUUAUUGUCUCCUAAUGAAAAUCUGAGUAUACACAGAUUUUAAGUAAUAAGUUUGGGAGUUUUUUUAAAUGUACCUGAUUUGUACAAUCAUAAUAUCUAAAUGUUCCGGUUGCAUGGUUUUACAGGGGUUUUACUACUGAAAUCUAAAUCUUCUGCUGGAGCUCUAUGCAGUUUAUUUUCUUGGAGUAAGUUCACAGAUUUGCACAAUAACUGCAGCAGGUGAUAUACAGUGUUAGUCAAACCCAACUGAAAUCAUUGGACUCGUGUAACUGAAGUCCCCUGAUUCCUUUGAGUUUGCUCCAAUUAUGGCUAACAUUAGAUAUCAUCCAGUUUUAGGCAAUGACUUUUAAACUGAACAUUUUUUGUUUUGUUUUACAUUUCCAGCACAUUUCCAGCAGAAGACACAAGGACAGAGUUGCAGGGAAGCCUACAAAACCGAAAUAUAGCCCUUAUAACAAACUACAACGUAGUCCAAGUAUUCUAGCAGUAAGUGUUGCCUGAUCGUAGCAUUAUAUUUUUCCAUAACUGGGGGAUUCCAAGUGCAUUCAAGUUUAGGUGUAUGUCAAAUGUGAAUCUGCCAGUCCACACACAAAGGAAGUUAGCUGCUGCUGGAGGGGAGGAAUAAACCAUCUGAAAUGGAACGAGUAGUGUGUCUUAUUUUUCUUUUUAGAAAUGCACUCCAUCUCUUUUAAAGGCCAAAGCAGUGCACGUUAGGGGAAUACAUUUCUGCCUUUAAGCAAGCCUUUUUGCAAUGUCCCGUUCUUCUCAUGGUUCCAACUGAAGGCAACAGCAGGCAAUACUUAAAUUGAACCCUAGAGGGCAGAACAGACUCCACUGCAUUUCUCUUGAUUGUUUCUCACCUUCCUCUUGCCCAUUCCAACGGCAGCUAUUAAAAAUACUGUGGUGCUACGGAAUAGUUCCAAGUCCUCAAAAAAACAGAGCUUAUCUUGCAAUGUAGAAAUCCUUCCCCACAUAAUUUCUCUUUCGUGGGCACUCAUGUGCAGGAUACAGUGUUGGAAGAUUCUGUGACCAUCUCUGUGUUAGGGAAGAUAUCUAGAAGAGGCUCUCAAGGGCUGCUAGCCAUGAUGGCUAUGCUCUGCCUUAAGGGUCGGAUGCAGUGAUGCUUCUAGAUACCAGUUGCUGGAAAGCACAGGAAGGGAGAGUUUGCUUGGGUCUUGCGUGGCCAGAAGGCUGGAGCAGCUGGGCCACUUCCCUGAUCCGGCAGACUCUUCUUAUGUCCUUACGAUGGGUGUGAGCCUCCUACAGAAAGAGGCUCCCCGCUGAAGUCGGCGACCAUUAUUUUUAACGAACCUGGAGUGCAUCCACGGUGCGCUGCAAGCCAAGGAUGCCUAAGGAACGUAUAUUCUCAGUUUUAAAGUGCAGCACGUUCCAAAUGACCUUUAGAAGCAAGCAAGCAAGCAAACAAACAAACACUAAUAUCCUUGCAUAAUUAUAAAGAAUAAAAUUAAAAUGCUUCAGGCUAUAUCCACUUAUUAGUUUCACGGUAGGGGAGCUGAAGCAGGUGCGUGCUGGAGCACAAGACCCAGUUAAGUGUUUAAUUUGUAUCUGUAAGCAGGCAGUGAGCUCUCAGGACCAACUUCAUACAUUGCUGCUUGUACAAUGUUUUCAGGACUUUUGACCAUCACUGUUGUCUCUGAAAGUAUAGGGUCCAUGAAGCUGACUACCUCAAGAGGUGCUAUCAGGCGACUCUGCAUACACGUCUUUCUCAGUUAAUAAAGUGCAUUAACCACUUGUGCAUGCUAAUUUUAGCUGUAUCAGGGACUGUCGGGGGGAAAUCACCUGCUGACUCCUAUCCACAAAUAGAAGCGAAAACGAAGAAAAUAAACCAGUAAUGGUAGGCUGUCAGUGCCCUUUAGAAAAAUAAUCACAUUAACCUUGGCAAGAAACAUUUUAGUGGGUCAAUUCUGCUAAUCCAUAUAAUGCGCAGCGAUAUUGACAUUCGGUAGAAGGUUAACCUUAAUGCAAAUAGCUAAUUGCAGUCUGCUUUACAGUGUUAUGGUAUCACUUGGAUGUUUUUAACCUCCUGGGCAGAAAAUUUAAAAAAGGAGGAGGUGGAAUUUUAAGGACUUACUCGUUUGCUUAGGUAUUUAUACCCCACUUUUCCAGGCAAAAUCCUCCAGAAAACAGCUUACAACAUGAUCAGUGCAGCACAAUGUGUGUGUAUAUAUAUAUAUAUAUAUAUAUAUAUAUAUAUAUAUAUAUAUAUAGAACCUGCUAAAAAUAACAUUAACAUAUGCAAACCCAAUAAAGAUAAAACACUGAACAAAUAGUAAUGUUUAAAGCAUGUAUAAGCAUUAGCAAUUGAAACAGAAAAAAGUCAGUAAAGUAACUGAAGAAAAGGAAGGGCCAAAUGUACAUCCCAUAGGAGGGAGUUCAGCACUGAUGGGGUCACUAUGGAAAAGGCCCUGCUGUCUCUCGUACUUACUAAUGUAGCUGAGCUUGUAAGGAGGGCAAGGGAACCCCUUGGUUGUCACAAGCUGCUGAACUGGAACUUACAAACCAUCUUCAAAGGGUGCUCCACAUUUGGUGCAUUGCACUUGUCUAGUCUGCAUGUAAGCAGGUAACAAGUAACCAUGGCAAGGUCUGCUUUUCUUUCCUAGGUAGGGGCAGAACAGGUAAACUAGCCCAAGCUGAUAAAAGGCCCUCAUUGCUGCUGGUCUUCGCUGUGGAGGUUGGGGGCAUUUAUUUGUUUUGCCCCCCCCCCCCAUUUUAUAUUGUGAACUGCCCUAAAAUCUUCGCAUAAAGGGCGAUUUAAAAAUUUAAUAAUAAAUAAUAAUAAUAAUAAUAAUUAGUGCUUUUUUCAGCUGGAGCACGCCAGAGCACAGUUCGGGCACCUCUCCCCUCCUGCUUCUUGCGUUUACAUACCUCUGAGAAGCCAGACACAAACAUUUCAUGUCAAAACAGAAGCUGGCCUGCAUAUUUGAGUCUAUACUUCUUCUUUUUUUAGAUCUAUGACUCCACUUAGCUCCUAGCCGCUCCUAGCUAUAAUUGGUCAAGCUAUAGGGCGGGGCCAAUUUGUAUUUCCUUUUCAUCAAUCUGACUCCUGUGUAGUGGCAGCGGGCUUUAAGCUUUCCAGCCAGGCCUCUGCCGUUGCAUGUGUGUGCAUUUGUGCAAGGGCCCUUCCUAGCUGCCCUAGCCAACUGCCUGAGUCUAAGAGAACGAGGGAGGUGAGGGAGUAUUUAUUAGACCUGCACCAGAACCAGGGGCGACCCCCAAACCAGCUAGGGAGACUGCUUGCCAUAGUUUUCAUCACGUCCGCAGGUGGUGAACGUGGCUGUUGUCAAACCUGUUCAGGGCUGCCUCGAGUCUCCCAGAGAUUGACUGUAACAACUUCUUGUUGAGUUCUGCACUUACUGUUCUUGAAAAAACAGCACUGGUUGUUGUUGUUGUUGUUGUUGUUGUUGUUGUUGUUGUGUGGAUUCCCCCCUCCUUUUUGGUGGGUCUCAUAAAUGGGUGAAAUUACCAUUUAAUGUUUUUCGCCCCUUCUUCCUGUAGGCAAAACUUGCAUUCCAGAAAGAUAUGAUUAAGCCAUUGGCCCCUGCGUUCCUUUCGUCUCCUCUUGCUGCUGCCGCUGCCGCUGCAGUAUCUACUGCUUUGACUCUUCCUCCACGUCCUUCAGCGGCUUUGUUCCAGACACCUGCAAUACCCACGGCUCUCCUAAGGGCAGGGCACGGCCCCAUCCGAGCUACUCCCACAUCUAUCCUGUUUGCACCCUACUGAUGGUUGAAUCAACAGCAUCUCAUUGCUACGGCCAUUUGGAAGAGAGACAGGAGGAAGCAAAUAAAGAUUCCGUAUUUUUCCAGUGACUGCGUUUUUAAGGCACUAACGCUUGAAAGCGGGUUGUGGGACUCUGCAUCGACGGGUAUUGCAAUCUAGACAACAGAGGCUUGUUGUUGUUUCGGAGUUGGUUUGGUUUGAUUGUUUCAACGAACACAACUUGGAUCGAUGGUUUACGAAACGUUUAAUUGUGCACAAAAUAUAGCGAGGGUUCAUCUGCUUUUUAACUUAGACACACGACAUGCAUUAAAAAACAAAGAACAUGGGAUAUUUUCCUGUCUGACUUGAAAACUAGGAUCUUCCUCACUGCAGCAAAAACUAGGUGAAACAAAUGCUUGAAUUGCUGACGACAGCUCGAGAACAGAUUGCAACUUAUUUCCUAUGUGCUUCUGUUGCUAGGGAUUGUGUGUUGUUUUUGGGCUCCGUGCUAGUGUAUUUUGUGUAGUACCCAGGUUUUACCUCUCCUUCGAUUUUAAAGCAUUUUAGUUGCCGUGUAAAUGUUUGGAAGCAGAGCAGCCCUGGAGCUUUUUCUUUUAAAGAAUUUAAUGUAUGUCUUUAAUUUAACAUUUUAUUUAGAGAGAUCCAGAAUAAGAAAGCCAUAUAUGAGAUCGUUAAGAUUGUGACUCAUUUACUAUUUUCAUUUAACUUAUUUUGCUUUGGUUCCCACACCCCUCCCACUGGUGUUGCUAAACAACCGUUUCAAAAGAGAGUUUCCUAAUUUAUAUGUUUACCACAUUUUGCGCUUGUUGAGGCAGCGGACCAGUGUAUUUAUUCAUAAAUAUAUUUGCCAUUUCUAAACUUCUUUCCUAUAUGAUGACGCUACAUAGAGUUGUGGCUCCCAAUGCAAUAAUGUACAGAAAAUAAGAUAUUUAUAAAAUUAAGUGUCUCUUCUCUUAAUAUAUUGCUGUUCUGGCCCUUUUCUUCCCUUGGGUUCCCCCACUUCAUUUUAUAAAGGUGAUCCGGAUACCGAAGACACACCAGGUGUCGUUUGGGACAACAAGGAUAAUCUCCAAAAACAUCUUUACCUGCAGUCUGUAAAGAGUAAAAUAUAUGUGUAUUUUUUAAAGAAGGCACGUUUUUAAUAAAACAACAUGGAAAAAUAGCAAACUGUUUAUUAAUGAGCAAAAGAAUUCGCGUGGAACCUUUAAAUGAGACCUCUGUUUGAAAACAGCAUCAUUACGGCACAGCACACUAGGAAGUUACCAAACGGCGGCG
Messenger RNA from Podarcis lilfordi (Lilford's wall lizard), 93983 nucleotides. Lineage: Eukaryota; Metazoa; Chordata; Lepidosauria; Squamata; Lacertidae. The record is from the annotation of a GenBank genome assembly.